UAGAGUGGGAUGCAUUUGGGAGAUGGUAAUGAUAUUAUGAAGAGUUCCACUAGAUGAAAACAUUAACCCUGAAGACUCUCAUUAAAGCGUUUGCAGCGCCCAGCGAGGAGAUGUGUCAAUGAGGUUGUUCUUGAGACUUCGCCGUGUUCAAUAAGGGUAAAUAAUCAUGACUCCAGCUCGACUUUUUUUUUUUUUUUUACGAAGUUUGGAGGGGAGGCAGCAGAUUUGCUUUCUGAUGAGACCAAAAAAAGUUGGAAAUCUCCCCUCAGAGCUGUUUAAAAGUUAUUGUCUUCAUGGACCUUUUGUCCCCGCGAUAAGCAUAUAAACAGAGUAUCACACUGCUGGCACUGGCUUAUAUUCUAAUACAGGAAAUCUUUAGUGCAGCAAUAGAUGGAAGGUAACACAGGAUAGCUUGAGGAAAUCUGUAUGAAGUAUGAGGUAUAUUCAUCCCCUGCACCAAGUAAUCCCUGCUGUUUUAAAUGUGGAAUAGAUAACUGCUGGUCUGAUGGCGUUCUGGGGGAAUGAUCGAAGGUGAAAUGGAGCCAAAAUGAAUGGGCCCUUGCUUGAACAGAUCUAAAUUCAUUUCACACACACAGUGGAAAUGGAGUUAUCUGAAUCUACUGUCCUCCAUGGCUGCCUGAGGGAUAUUGAAGACAGCUAAGGUCAAAUUACAGGGAGGGGGUUCAAGCUUAUGUGAGACUGUGGAGGGAUUGCAGGACCCCGACACGCCGCUAUAUACAGUCAGAUCCUCUCAGAUGGAGCAGAGAAUAGGGUGGAAACACAAAUCCUGUUUUGUAUCAGAGUCACCAGUGCCAAAAAUGUAAUAUCAAACAAGUGUACAAGGAGGGUUGGACUGGACGCUGGUAGAGCUUGGCUUUUCCAGAGGGCGACUCGUCCCUCAGCCCGGCUGAGGGGUGCCCCGGACUAAGGAUUGUGCACUGACUGACAUUUCUCCAAGCAAUUUUUCACUGACUUGUAAAUUUUGUUGAAUUAAUUUUUAGAGGGUGAUUCAAUUUGGAUCUUGGAUAAAAGCAUUGCAUUCUGAAUUUUUUUUCCCAGGUGCUGUUAUAUUUGUUGCACUAAAUUUCUCCUGCUCUAUGAUGUCUCCUCUGCCAACCUCACUGGACAAACGGUUGAUUUUAUUUUUCUAUCAUCAUAGAUUUGACUUUACAUCAACAAUUAAUUUGAAAAAAAUCAAUACUUGGUCAACGAUAUAUCACCAGACAAAUUAUCGUGAUACUUUCUGUAUCGAUUCUUUCUCCCACUACUAUAAAUCAGCCUCUUUAUUCAGUCAGUGCCCUGAACUCUUCACACAGUUUGGUUUUCAACUCCUACUCUUAAACCAGAGCUUGUCUAGAGACUUUCUGCUGACCACUGUAACUUAACAACCCAUGGAAAGUGUGUCCUUCAGGUGUCCGCAGAACAGGAUAAAAGGACUCAGGACUCAGGGGAAGUUUAUUUUACAUAUGGAGACUGCAGACUAGAAGUUUGGGACUAAUAUUCAUCUUGUCAUGACAGGGCUAAAGAGGUCAAAAAAGGAGACAACCCCAUGUGUAACGUUCAAAUAAGGAAUGGCAAAACAGGGUGAGGUGUGAACAUAGGGAAUGCUAAACUCAGAGUAGCAUAACCAAACAAAUCUAAUGUGCAGUGCACCUGCGAGGAGGAAAGCAUGAGUGUUGGUAAGACUGCAGGAGUUUAUCUAACUCCAGCACACCGAGCUCAGGUGUGCUGGAAGUAUUUCAUUAGUUUGCUGCAAAGAGGAAGUACACAGGGCCUUCGAACGGGGUAGUAGUGUUCACGGACAGUGGCCUCAUCAACAUCUCCCAUCACGGUUUUCACAACAUCGUAAACUGAAUUUUCGAGGUUUGAAUUUCUGCGAGCUCCAAGUUCACCAGUUGUGACACAUUUUCAGAUGUGGUGUAGCCCACUGAAUCCAGUUUUUCUUCAUUUUCAUCAGUAAUUUUGGAAUUACUGAUAAACAACAACAGCCCGUCUUUGACCAUUCAGAAGUGAAGUUCGAGUUACAUUGCCACAGUGGUUUCAUCUUUUUCCAACGUUCGCUUAAAUUAAUAAGGUUAUCUGUUCAUGUAACCGAGUGGCCUUUAGCACAGGUGUUUAAGUGGAUUCAGGGCUGAAAUAGAUCAGAAUACUGACAAGCUGUCAUAGUAGCUGUCUAAGUACCGAUGCAGUUAACACUUGAGUACGAAACCUCAGUCAUCACACCUGAGAGCUAAGUCUCGAGUCCUGAAAAUGAGGUCUGAGACCACAGACUACAACUACUAUCUAUGAUGUCAUUGUCACAAGCCAGGAGGGGAAUGACUGCGCAUUUGAUAGGUAUGUUGCCAUGGCAAUGGCAACCACAUUCAUUUGUCUCUGGAACACCACAUUUCCUUUGGCAACCUAAAGGAGGCGGUAUUCCAACUGUUGUCAGAUGAGUAGCGAUAGAUUUCUUUGUAAAAUUCAUCCAUGUUUUCUCACAAUCAUAUCAAACGUAAUCCGACAAAAACCGCUUCUGCAAUUUGUCCGGACCAACCACAAUCUUCCUCAUCAUCCGGCCCAACUUCCAGCCCAUCAUAUAGCGUGACGUCAUGAACAGGCGCCAGUUCACAUCUUGACAACACAACUUCACAACUUUGCAAGCUUCAUUUAGAAACAAUAACAGACCCACUUUAACAUCUCAUCACAUUGUCAGUAUCACGCUACAUGAGACUACAGGAGCAUCAUAGUCUAAAUAAAAGGUAUACAUUAUCACUACAACUCUGUAUUACUCUCAUGUAUGGGUUAAAGUGAUAUUGAUAUUUUACCACUAUGAUAUUUGACAGCUAACAAAGCACUAAAUGAAGCAAAGCCAACAAACUAGUUCUGGCAGCCAACUCAAGCUGCGUUGAUUUCACACUUGACGUGCAUCAUUCUCACAAACAUAUCCUCCCAGUUUGAGCACCACUGCACUGCACCAGUGCUGAGCUCAAAUUUGCAGCCCCACCACAACUCCGAGCUCCCACCAGGAGUUUACGAUAUCGUCUCAUCACUCCUCAGUGUCUGCACAUUGAGGCACAGGUGCAUCUGCUCUGUAUAAACAGGGUCGAUGUGCUUGUAGACAAAAGACUGAGAGUCAGUUUUGAUAAAAUCUGUUACAACAAGAAGUGGACUUGGUUUCGUUUCUAGAGGCAAUUUAAUCAGGUUCAUAAAAAUACAUGAACUCUUUGACAGCUGCAUCUUCCUCUAAGAUGUGCCAUCCCCAAUAUUUGAUGAAGAGUAUGAAUUUCAAAGUAUCUACAGUUUUGGGUUUUUCUUUUGAUUUUCUGCAGGAAAAUCUUACACCUCCUUUUUGCUUCUUUAAACAUGAUCAGUUCAUUCCCAAGACUCUAAUUCACAAAGAUACACCCUGAAAGUUAAAGGUGGGGUAGUCAGGAUCUGAGUCAGUGCCAGUUUUUGGGAGAAAUCUUGAAUGUAAACUCGACCCCUCCCAACCAGUUCUCCCCUCAGCUCCUCCUCUCCCCUCCCUCUCUGCUCCCUCAAGCCCCGCCCACAAACAGACGCUCCUGCUCGCUCGUAUCGUUCCAAUUAAAUUCAGAUAUAAUUCAGAUAAAUACUUCAGAUAAUUACAAAUGGGGCCCAGUCAACGUGAAACAACAUUGGUGCUACUGUAGAUGCCAACAGACUACCAGCAAACACAAUGUUUGCAGGACUUCUACAACUAGGAUAAAGUGACAUAGUCCAGGACCCGAGGUCAACAGUUUAGCGAUGGCGCUACAACACGCUACAGCAGGUCCGUUUGACAAGAAACACUUCUGUUACAGACACUUGUCUUACUUUGUUAAAGCGGUUUACCUGUCCAGCAGAAAGGUUACAGUGUCCGUAAGAUCCCGAAGCAUCCCCCAUCGUUUAUGUUGACCCGUCUUUUUAGCUCCUGCCCGGCUUUUUAAGCGCCCGUUAUUCCUCCAGAGUCUCCGGUAUUUACUUUGUUUUCUUGCUUGUGUUGGCAGUCGUGUUCAAAGGAGGAUUCAGACAAUUUUCCGUACUUUCUGUUUGGUUUCUACUGUCCGAUAUUGUAGCACGCUAACUUUGUUUGGGUUUGUGAACGACACGGGGGAGCAGCAUCUGCCUCACAACCAAUCAGGUUGGGGAAGGUGGAGAAUGACUUUGUUUACAGUCAGAAUGAGUGAACAGCUCGAAAAAUCUCAAAUGUUGACUACACAGACAUAACAAAACACAGCGAUAUCCUAAUUUUACCAAAUGUCAUCAAUAACUAAUAGGUAAUGACUGAUAUUAAAAGCUUUUUUGUAUAUACACAACAAAAAAAGAUGCUUCUUUAAUGGAUUCCUGCCUACCCCACCUUUAAGACAUGUACAUAACUCCACUUCUGCAAACCAACGGCUGCCAUCGAUACUGUGACAAAUAUUAACAUUAUUUCAAGCUUGACUUCAUUAAUCUGGCGCUGACACAUAGAGCAUCGAGAUAGCUUUUGUGUGAUCGAUCGCAGUGGGCUGGUCUCGGCCAAAAUGCCAGGGGAUUCUUUUGUCUGAGUCGAACCCGGCAUACAAGUCAAACACACACACCCCAAAAAGGUUAUAUCUCUGACACAGGACAGACACUGACGUGAUGUUAUCUCCUUUGUGAGCAGCACUUUGGCAUUACAGAAUAAAGGAUGACAUCGAAAAAGGCCAAAUAUCACACUCUGUUCUCCUCCUCCCUAUCGGAGGAACAUUUUCAGACUCUGUCCAGACAGUGGUAGAGCUGAAAUGGAUGUGAUCCUCUCCUGACACUCCUAAGUCUUCUAAUGAGACUGUGCUUAAGGUGUAAAUUAGUUACAGAGCCCGGCUCAUCACAGACACUGGAGCAGCAAAUCCACAGGGCUGCUCCACUUCCAGCAGACAUGAUGGAGAUCCAUUUCAUGAACAUCACUCAUUAAUAUGCUAAUGGAGGUCAUUAAUGGUUGAUAGCAGAAUUAAUGGAAUUACAGUACUUAGCGGGUCAUGGCCAGGAAGAGCGGGAUACAGUUUCCAACAAAGAGGCCUUUCAAGAGAGAGAGAGAGAAAGAGAGAGACUCCUACCAAAGUUUGAAGUGUUUGUGUUGAACAAAAACACCAUGAUUUAAAGUGGUUUGUAAUUAUAAUGUUCACUGUUAUGUAAAGGGAGCUCUCCUGCUAAUACAAACAACAGAAAAAACAAUCAUCCAAUCAAGCAUAUAAGUAGUUUUAAUCUGAAAGUUAAACUUUGGUGAUCCCAGGGGCUCCGGAACAGCGUGAGGCUAGUUAUUCAGCACCACGGACAGCUCCGCCCCAACAAGCUUAUCAACAGCAACAAGCCCCACAGAGCCGGAAGGCUUUAGUAUGAAUGAUAGAUGGAUUUUGAAAGGAACAACACUGUGCUUAUUCUAAUUCAGUCCACAGAUGGAUGGAUAGACUUUAAGGAAAUGGUUAAAUUAAUGACAUUUUUCAAACAAGUUGUCACUUUAUGCACGAUCGUCCUGAUCAGAAUUGACAGUCAGGAAUAUAAAAAGCGGGUUUGUGUCACGCAGAAUACAGCAGAUAUCUCUGCCGGGAUGAGACAUAAAUCAAGUUGAAAAGUAGGGACGGACACAGCUCAGCGCAGCAUACUAAAUGGACACUGGAAACACGAGGGGGAACUGGGUUAAUUAGCACCACACUGAGGCUGCUGUGCCUGUAGAAUUCCAAGAGCUGAUUGCUUUCUCAGAUUAAUUCCUGCUGUUUCCGAGUGGAUUUAGUUUCUUUUCUUCGGUCCCAGGGGAGUCAGGGUAGCAAAUGACCCACUGACACCACCCACAUUGUACUUUUGAUGAAGCAGCACCCUAUCUCCUUUACAUUAUUCAAAUGUUUCAGUGUUUAAUGGGGUUGAUAACAACUCCUGCUACAUUUACAAGCUGGAUUCAGCCAGUCCUGCCUAUUCCCUUCGAUUCAUUUUUAUUCUCAGAGCCACUAAAAAAGACAAAUCUAAAAUAACUCUAUAUGAUUUAGAGAUUUAUGUAUAUAUAUAUAUAAAGUUGGACUCUAGGUUUUUCCAAUCCAAUAUGCUGUCCAAGGUACAAUGUGUACAAGAUAGGACAUUGUGUAAAAAUGUUAAUUUUAAUGAGUUGCAAACUGUAACUUUUAUCAGAAAUAAUAGUGCAAAGACAGCACAUGAGAGGUUUAAAUUUACUUAUAUUAAAUACCUGAGCAAGCUAAGUGAGGCAAGGUCUCUCAGAGGUGAAUGAACGGUUCUAAUGCAGAUAUGACUCUGUAGUGGAAGUCACUGCAUGGGCUCAGAAUCUCUUCAAAAAGUGUUGUUUGUCAACCAUGUCUAAACAUGAUCCAUAGAUGACAGAGAUUUCUUUGACCCCAGGCCACUUUAACCCCUAAAUUCCAGCGAAUGCAGAACAGUGGCGAAAAGGCCGUUGGUGCUAAUCGCCGCUGAUUGUUUCCAUUCAAGUUAACGUGUCGAAUUCCACCGGCUGCGGUUCUAGCUUCUUUUCCGGCUUCUUUUCAAAAUCAAACUCAACAUGUUUAUGGCGGAUCGUAUUUCACACCAUGCAAAUGUGGGCGGGAAUGAACGAGUCAAAAGUUUUUAGAAAGAGACUUUAAAGAGACAACUCGACAUCGCACAAUUGCGUGUGAAUUUGCGAGUUCUUGAGUUCUUCUUGAGUUCUUGCGAUUCCCGCUUUCUGAAAUUCGCCACAAAAUGUCCCAAUUAUCGGGACAAAUUCACUCUUAAUACGCCUCAGACCAUAUAGGAUAAUCUUAGAAGACAUAAGAUUAUCUAUCGAUUGUCAUCCUUGGUUAGGACGGGGAAAAUCGGGACAAAAACAGCCUGAUUAUCUUUAUCUGUUUACCCCGCUUAAUUCUGCACUUUACAAGGUAAUUGUUUAUUAUUGCAUGUAGCUUAAAGAACAAAUCGGAGUGUCACACUAAUGCUGUAUGAGCAUUUCAACUACAAUACAGAUCACAUUUCAGGUAGAGACCCUCUGCUCCCUCCUCUCAUCCCAGACCGAUAUGAAGCAGAUUAUCAGUCAAUGUGAUCGACUUUGUUUCAUAGUCUUCAGAAUUGUUAAACAGCAAAAUUGUUCUGUGUCUGAACCUAGCUUUUACAAUUUUUUAAGAUUUAUUUUCAUUCAGAUUUGUGCGGAUGCCCGAGGAAACUCUCGACUUUGAUAUCAUACGCGCUUCGACUCUUCUAAACCAAGUUUUAAUCUUCUUAUUAACUAUUCAAAAUCCACUCUCACCGCUGGGGUACCAAACCUCCAAACCCGGAGAAGUAUUCUCAUCUCUGGUGGUAUUCAAAAUGUAUUUCAGAUGUCAUCCAGACAAAAAGACCCUCUUCUUCCCUUUGCAUAUUAAUUAUUCCUGCAGAGCAUGUCAGAUCCCUCCUGACCGGUUCAAACCCUACAUGGCUCAGCCUCUGCUUUUUGAUCAGUGCCACCUGAAAUGAAAUCAGGUGCACGGGGUGUACAGUUUCACAGCGCUGAUCCCUGUAAGUGUAAUGUGUGCUGUCAUAGUCAUUAUGAGAACGCCAGCAUCCAUUCAUUCACUCAGUGGCUUCACGGUCUCUGCUGCUGCUGGCUGAUUUGAGCAGAGCUUCCUUUGCAGAGCCACUUAAUGACUCACGGUUCAUGCAUAGUCAUGCUCCACGAGACAAAACCAAAAGAGGAUUAAGCUUUAUGCUCAACACCUUCUCUCCUCUGACUAAUGUGACAGAUUAGACAGAAAAAGGACUUCAGUGUUGACGUCCUCUUAGUACACUUUCUUUCUCUGAGAGGACCAGCCAAGCAGUUACUGGAGAUAUCUAAUACUUUCAUUCCCAGUGUCUUUAUAAAUAACUGCGGCAUUAAAAGAAGUAUAUUAGGGCGUAAAGUUAAUGAGAAGAGUGCCACUUCGCUUAGUGCACACCCUCAUUUAAAGUGAGAAGGAAGAAAACCGCGCUUGUUAUCAUUCCGUCCACGUCUCCUACCUUAUUCUACCCCGCUUUGGCAGCUAUUACAGAGGGCUUCUUGUGUCUUAAACAUGUGACUAAAAGAGAGGGAGAGAGAAAAAAGAGGGAGGGAGGGGGGAAAAAAAGAGGGGCAGAGGGGAGAGCUGAGGCGCUCAUGCCUGUUAUCUGCUACCGGGCGCCCACACUUUCUCCAGGAUCGGGCUCCUGCGCUCAUCCAGACGCACGCACACAUACACAUGCACACUGAUGCGGAGUAGGCGGGUCGUCUUGUUGGGUUGGAAUUCAUAACAGGAUCUUUAACCAUCUCGGUGGGGCGGUUGUCCGCGUCCCGGUGAGCCGCAUUCCGUCGCAUCUGGACCGCGCCGCUUUUUCCGGCUGCAACAAAUGCGCAAACGCGUCUUUUUUAAUCCUCUAAUCGACAGCCCCUUUGCGCUCCUUGAGGCUCUCUCUCUCUCUCUCCUCCUCCUCCUCUCUCUCCUCUUGACUACAUCUCCUGCUGGAUGAUUUCAUUUUGUUAACUCAUUAUCCUCUCAAAGGUCAAAGCUUCUAGGAGCGUUGAUUUACAGCUGGGAUAAGGCGACUUUUUCACCCGCAGCCAAAGUGAAAGUUUUCUCGCUGGUGCGACGGAUUGAUCCGGAGCAGCCUUCAUCGCCCUCCACUUUUACCUCUUUUCGGAUCCCUGAGUGUGCACUGAGUGUGUUUUUUGGAGUGCUUUUUCACCACCCCCCUCUUCGCGGAGUUGCUAUUGAAUCCUGAUAAACUGUGAAAUGAGUUUCUCUGCAAUUUCAGCAAUUACGCUGCACCGAGAAUGGGAAAUACCGAGUUAAACUUUACCUGCUGUUCCAAACCGAGGUGAGUCUUUGCAAUGUUCAUUUUCUACGACUAUUAGGACUUAUUCAUAUACAUGUGGAUGUCUUCUUUCUAGAAAUAAUCAUGUCUGCAGUGUACUUGACCUGGAUAGCAUCCUGAAGUAAAAAUCUGCUGUGCUGUGACAUGUGUGAAAUGCUCCCCCGAAACUCACACACACACAGAGACACACACACAUAUCUGCACAAGCAUACUGUCACACCUGCACAUGCAUACAAACAGGCAAACUCAAUGUACUGCUGCUGCCUCCAGGACAGAAAACACAAUAUUGCUUUUCAUGCCUUGUCAGUACAUAUAUGAGCACAAUCAGACUCAUCUCUGCUUUUUUACCGCCUCCCUCUCUCUCUCUCUCCCUCCCUCUCCCUCUCUCCCCCUUUCCCCUCCCUGUACUCACACUGCCACCCUUUAUCUGCCUCCUCCAACAAACAUCUCUAAUCUAUAUUCCUUAGGGUGUAUUGGCAUUCUUGCCUGUAGAGGAUCAGAUCUCUAACACUGAUGUGUGCACAGUGCACGCUUCGCCAAGCAGCAGCCAGGCAGAAAAAAAGCCAGCUCAUUUUCAGCCUGGGAAAAAAAAAGAAAAAAAAAGAAAGAGAAGGAAAAACAGUCCUACUGAUUUCAUAAUUAUACAUUUCACCCUCUAGCAUCACCCUCAAAGACGGCACAUGAGUCAGGGCAGCCUUAUGGGAGCAUCAGCAGCGGCUCUGAUAAUGAGCCUAAUGCCCUCGAAGCAAACAAAUAACAUUUAAAAUGCAAUCACACAGGCCCAAGGGUGCUCUGGCAUAGGUCUUAUUUGUAAUAUUUAAGAUUUACCUUAAUAUUAAUGCAGUAUCUGAGAAUACAUGGCAGUAGCAGGAAGGUGGUGUUGAAGCUGAGCCUGAAAUCCUCACUGCCAUUUGCCAGUGAUGGGAGCCUCAGACGGUUUAUAGGGCCACAACAGGGCCACUGUUCAGCCUCCCGUCCUCAUCUAUCCUGGGAGACUGGUGAACCCGAGCGUGUCUGGGCCUGAAAGGCACACUGUCUCCUCCCAUGAAAAGAGCGAUUUCUCUCGCCGUGUCGCUCACCUGCGCCACAAAAAGGGGAAGUUAACUGCUCAACACAUUUCUACUUCUCAGCCUGUUAGCAUGUCCAGCCAGGGAUGGACGUUUGUGCGGCUGCUUUCUUUUGUACCUGAUUUAUUCAGUUGUGAAGGUGUCUACAAGGAGACCAGCUGUCUUUCAUGGAUGCUAACUUUAACAGAGAGACAAGCUGAACUUGAAAGUGGAAGUAUUGCAAAUAACCUCAAUGUCAGCGAGCCCUUGGGAAAAAAAUGGUUCUCUCCAUUUUUCUGUGUAAGAGAACUGGCUCAGGCACCACUGGUGAGGAUCUUUGUACAGUCAGGUGAUGAUACUUGGAAAGAAAAGCCUGUGGAGAAGAGGCAUCACUGUCUCAGACCUCAAGAUUUAUUCAUUUCCGAUCUCUCACGUUUGUUUCAACAUGUAUGAAAGGUCGAGAUCCUGGACAGUGAGAAAGCUGCGUGCUGAUGUGGCGAAUUAGUGCAGUGUGGUAUCACGUCCUCAUCCGGGUAAUGAGCUUUCUCCAUUUAGGGCUGUCAGCUCUAGUUAGCAAACACUUACAAAUCCCUUUAACAUCUAAAAUCUUUCAAAAUAAAGGUCAAAUUCUGACGAAGAGAAAACCAGGAAUGGAUUAUUUUGAGCAAAUUGGGUUUAAACGUCUGUAAGGAUUAGAGAUGCACCGAUCCAUGUUUUUCCAAUCCAAUCCAAUCUGAUACCUGAGCUGAACGUAUUAGCCGAUAUCCGAUACCAAUCCAAUACUACUGUUGAAUAAAUGAACUGUUUACCUUGCCCUGUGAGUGACGGCAUCAGGCUUGACAUUAGCCUUGUUAAAAAAAGGUAACAAAUUACCAUAAUACAUUAAGGUGCACCGAAUUAUAAAGUGCAUUAAACCAAACAAAAGAGUCAGAUAAGUCAAAGUUUAUUGAACUCAUUCAAUAACUCCGCGAGGCUACGGUAGCUGCAGUGCUCCGACAAGCGAAAAGGGUUUUAAGUGCGCCUUAUAGUGCGAAAAAUACGGUAACACAUAUAUUAAUUUAUCUAAUAUUUUUUGUUAUUUUAUUAUAAUAUUUUUAAUAACAAAUUGCACAUUGGCACACAGCAAAAAGAAGUAAGACUUCCAUAUAUUAAAAGUAAAAUUAAUUAAAAGAAAAAAAAAAAGAUUGGAUCGGAAUGCUGCAUCGGCGUCAUUCAUCUGAUGUCCGAUCUAGUUAAUUUGUCAAUAUCGGAGCCGAUAUGCGAUCCAAAUAUCAGAUCGGUGAAUCCCUAGUAAGGAUUGAGAUUAUGCUUUUUCAUAGUUUCAUUGUUGCGAUCACAAAAUGAGACUUUGGGCCGCUCAGUUACGCAAGAAUUAAGCGAGAAUACAGCUGAUUCACCCGAAUCAUGACGUCAUCGAAUGGCGACUCUCCAUAUAAGGGCAUAACAAACCUAUCACCAAGCCAACAGAAAUGCUUCGCUCCUAUCUUUAAUGCUGGGGAUUGUUUGACCCUUUAAAGGCUUCUCAGCUCAGAUUCAGGGUCUAGAACAUAUAAGGCUAUAAUUCAUCAUUUGUCAAACAGUCGUAGAGGAUGUACAACCAAAUCUUCAAAGAACUCGGUGCAGGACUGAAACACAAAUGUACGAAGGGUACUUAAAGUCUGCACACAAGAUGGUAAGAUGAGCUAUGAUAUACUUUAUUGUCCCAGAGGGGAAGUUAUUGUGAGAAGAAGUGCAGAUAUACUAUUGCCAUACAAGACAAGGCCAUGUCACAGAACGAGCACACGACAACGACAGAGCACCACUCGUACGAUGAUGUACAGCAGCAGCGAAAAGCACAAUAGCAAUAAUAAAACGAUUGCACAACCCCGAUCCUGAAGAAAAAUAUACCAGAACAGCAUAGAGUACAAGAAGAAGAGCAGACAAGGUUGCUCUAAAUUGGAUUUCAAUCAACAUUUCUGGUCUAACCCUCCAGUCCAAAACACCACAAACGGUGAUAUUGUUUAAUUAAUUUGCUUUCUAACAACAUCUGAAUAUCAGACUUUAGCCUCACAUUUUAGAAUUUGGCAUUUUAAAAAGAGAAACACAACUUUUUUUUGCAUGGCAACAGUGGAUGAGGCUCCCAGAGUCUUAAAGAGACAGUAGCUGACAUUAAGUAUUCCAAUUAGGUUUAUGGACUUGAUUAUUAAACGAUAGGGGUGAUGCGGUUUGACUUACUCUCAAUUCAGAGCAUGCAACUAAUGCAUUGUAAUGAGUUUAUAGUAGACUUUAUACUUUUUACAUAUACAGUUAAAUUAAAAUGUGCAAGAUACGAUAUUUUAAAGGUUAUAUAGCUGCAAAUAUGAAGAUGCAACUAUGGCAUAUAUUCCAAUUAACACAAAGUCUAUACACGUAUCUAAAUCAGACAUUUGGACUACAACAGUAGAGGUUUAAUAAGGGAAUAUAUGUUAAGUAAAGGGUUUUCUGAGAGGAAGAAAAUCAGAAUAUGUUCAUUUUAAGCCAAUUGUACUUAAAGUUACUGAGGUUUAGUUUGUUUUAGUAUGUUUCGCUGUGUUUGCUUUCUUGAAUGUAUCUGAGAUGUAAUGAGGUUUUUAGACGCUGUAAUGAUGUUUAUUUUGAUCCUCCUGAAGCUCCAGUCGGAGUUACUAAGAGACACCUUUAUUCAGUUGCAUUGUUCCUUUUAAAGAAAUCCAACAACAAAUGUAAGCAAAGACUGGGAUCCAUCUAUAGGCGCCUUAACUAACACUCAGUGGAGGAAUUACAUGCCUGAGAGGGCGUCUUGUUCUACUCUUUAGUGUCGGCUGCCUGAUAGAACUGGAUCAGACAUCGUUAGUAGGUGUGACGGGUGAGGAGGGGAUAGGAGACGGAGGAGGAGGAAUUGUGCCAUCCCCUCUUCCCACAGUCGCUGUAAACACACCGCGAGGGAAUGCAGAGACUCCGUGGAGUGAAAACGUAGAUUCAGUUUAGUGCAAACUGGAUCUCCACAGUGCUCGGUUCUGGGGUGGGGGUUGGGUGGGAUGAUGAAGGAGCUAAAAAAGCGAACAAGUGUUUGACUUAAUGAACGAGGACCCUCGCUGCAGUGCAUUUGAUCAUACCCGCUUUCUGCCUGGUGGUGGGUGUUGGAAGAGGAGAGGUUAAAAAAAUGAAAUCUGAAAUAAGCAGAAAGAGAGGGAGGAUAAAAAAAAAUGAACGAGGAUGAAAAGAGGGAGAAAGAUUGACUGAGUGUGCAGUUUUUGGUGGUAUUUUGGAGGUCAAGUUUCGCCGGGGUCUGCCCAUUAUUUUAUGAUAAUGAGUGAAGCGGCGAGUUUGACUUCAAUCUGCAGUGAUGGAGAGGAACGAGUUUUAGAGAGAGAGCUGGGAAAAGAUGAGAAGAUGAAGAAAAAAGCAACCGAGGAGAAGAUCAUGAAAAGGGGGGAAAAAAUGUCUCAUUGAGGGAUUUGGGACCGACUGGGGCAUUAAAAUAGAAUCUCUCAGAUUAAGUGCGACUGGGGCAUUAAAGCAGAAUCUCUCUGAGGCAACUGGUAAUUGAAUGUUGAGUCUGAAGAUACUGUGUAAAAGCUCUCUCUCACACACACACUAAUGGAUGGACUUGAGAGUAGCAUGCUCACUUUUACUUUACAGAUGAAGUGCAGAAAUUCAGCGGGUAAAAACACGCUCAGAGCACCAUCAUAACAGAGUGACGUGUAAAUGUUAUUGAGUUUCAGAAGUUGUCGUGGAAAUCACGGGGUAAAGUCGAUUCGUAACACACUUGUGAGGUUGUACCUUCAACAUGGGAUGUUAUGGAUUAAGUGGUUUAACCCUAAUCCUAAUCCGCACCACAGAGAUGCACUUUGUAUCCUAUCUCUAAGAUACUUUACUCAAUCAGUCUAAUUUGCCGUUACUUAAUCAGCUUUUUCUCUAUCAGUGUUUUUGUUUCCUUUGCGAUUAGUGCUUUUGAAGUGUUCAUUAUUCCGGGGUCACGGCCCCCGUUAAAAACACCUUAAUCCACCUCAGGCGUGUCUUCGAUUAUAAUAGGAGCCAUGUCAAACAUGCAGGCAGUAAAUAGCUUAAAGUAUUACACUAUAAAGAUAGGGUGGGUAGGUAGGAGAGGGGGGUGGGCAUGCUGUCAGUAAUUUCAGAAGAGGCAUGCACAGAUGUAAAAUGUUUGUCUCCGCAGUUUUAUUACCCACUUCUGUUCAGAAAACGGAUGUAAUCCCCCCCAAAAAAUAAACUUUUGUUCCCUCCAGAUAACAAUGAUGACUAAACUUCUUCACUUUCACAGAGAAGUUACCAAACACCAUUUUCUUCACCUUAAAACCAAAGGUUAGCAGUAUGCAUCAUUAUAUUCACAAGUAUGUCAAAAUAAGUGGCUAAUUACCUCAACAUAAAAAUAUAUUUCCACAGAAGCUGAACUCUUGCACAGCCGUUUUUCUGCAGCAGCACAGAAUCCAUUUAUAGUCAUAUGUAGUUUUGCAUUGAGUGGAAAUACAAUCAAAAGUGGUUGUUUUGCAUAUAAGAAUUUGUAUUGUUGGACAAUAUUGAUAAAAUGGGAGCGGUGAGCAAGGGAGCGUUUCAAUCCAAAUUUUGCAAAAUAUUCUGAUUUUUACACCCUGUACCUUUAAGAUUCUGCUCCUAAAGAGCCCUCCAAACAUCUGCAAGUUACAAUAAAGAUAAUUUUAAAGUUGUCAAAAUGCUUUUGAUCAUGAGUUUGUAGGUAAUGAUGAUGAAUUAUGUGAUGUGGCUGCAUGUUAGGGCUGGGGCGAUAAACCGAAAGUGUACCAAUACCGAAAUUUACCACAACGACAAUGUCAUUUUGCCCAUGUCGAUAUAUUCAAUGUCAAAAAAAUAAACGAAUAAAAGUUGGUUUUGGAUGUGUGUAGGUAGGCUAUGGUCUCAUCUCCCUGUAAGACAGCGGCUGAAGUUGACGAAGUUAAUGUGGGAGGGGGUGAACAGCUUGUGGAGUAGUUAUAGUCCACUUAUCCUUAUCGAGGUGAACUGUUCAAUAUAUCGUGAUAUUGAUUUGAGGCCAUAUCGCCCAGCCCUAGUAUGGCUGCAUACGCUCUGUGCACUGCAUGUCAGCACCCGUGUAUACUCAAGGCGUUUUUUUGGUGCUUGUGCAGCUCAUUCCUCCAGUGAUGUACAUGUUACAGAAAAAUAGUCAUUAGUUACCAAAGACUGUUAGUUAGUGUCAUUGGUGGACCAGCUUCUCAUCUCAACAGUAUUUCGCUAAUGAUACUGGAAGCAUGUCUUCACCAGCACACCUGGCUAACAGAGUUUGGAUCAGGCAAUGAUUUGAAAUCAAGCCUCGGCUUUUUAAAUGGAGUCGCUCCUCUUUAGUCAGCAGAGCUAAUGUGAGCUGCACCUGGGUCACUGAUGUUGGCAGCGUUAAGCUCUCUCGCUGCUACCUGAAGCGUGUUGCUUGGUUAGAGGUUUCACCAAACCAGAAUUACUACUCUUGGCAGUCGACAAAGUUUUCCUUCCUGCACAAAGACUACAACUCACCUCUGUAUUGUUAUCCUUUACCUUGAGAAGAGGGAAAAAUAAAGCUGGUAUUUACUGGACAGGAAGCUACCACCUGAAUGACCAUCAGCCAUUGUGAGAGUUUACUGCGAGGGAUAUCUGCACCCACGCAGGAUGCUUUUGCUACCUCACCUCCUGAGCCGGGGGAUGAAUCUUGUGAAGCAUUUGGUCAUUUUUAAUGCAAGGUUAUGACUUUGUUUGUCAUGACGUGUUCUGUUUAUUUAGUUUUCUCUUUGUGUUCAUGUUUUUUUUUGGUGCUUUUUCUGCUUAUUUUAUGUGCAGUCUUAUCUUGUGAGUUUUCAGUUUGUGUCUGAUCUUAUUUUCCUCAUGUUCUCAGUGUUUUAUUCUUUAGAUCAGUUUUCAGUACUUCCUGUUUUAUUUUGUAGGAGUCCAGUCUUGUUUUCCCUCCUCAGUAAUUGUCUGCACCUGUGUCUCAGUGUCUCACCUGCCUCUCGUUGCUCGUUUACCUGUGUGUGUAUAUAUAGUCCCUGUCUUCCCCUGUUUUCUUGUUGGUUCAUUGUAUGUUCGUUUGUUUGUCUGUCUGUCUGUCUGUCUGUCUGUUGAUAUGUAUUGUGUUGCUUCUUGUUAUAAGUUGGACAUUUAAAGUAAGUUUUGGUUUCUUUUCAUUUGGUUCUUUAAAUUAAAUAUUUUUUUUGUUUUGCAUUUGUUUAACCCGGCGCAACAUGACAAAAGCUAUUACAUAGAAGUUACUGCAAACAGUUGUGGAGCUUUAGUAGUUUGUCACCUACCGAGCAAUUGCAUAAAUGAUUCUUAAAUGCAAAUUAUAUUGGAUAGACAGGAUGAAAAUCAUGUAAUGAAAACACACUUGCAAGAAGAGUGAUAUGAGCUGAGUUAUAAUUCCCGUUUGGCAACAGUCGGGACAAUAUUAAAGCUCCUGUGAGUAACUUGUGGUUUGUGUCGAUUUUGGCGCCUCCUGUGGACAAAUUACUCUUUGCUUAUCUUAUCCUGUACAUGCUCAAGUAUUAACAAUUGACCAGAAAUCUAAUUUUUCUGAUAUUUGAUAGUAGGGCUGGGCGAUAUGGCCUUAAUUCAAUAUCACCAUAUACUGAGUAGUUCUCCUUGAUAACGACAAAUGGACGAUAACUUCUCCACAAGCUGCUCACCCCCUCCCACAUUAACUUAGUCUACUUCAGCCGCCGCUCCAGCCACUACAACUUUUGAACCGUCCUCCAUCUCCUCACCUGUCUUUUCCUCUCCGUAGUCUACCUACACACAUCCAGACCAAAUUUUAUUCUUUUGACACCGAAUAUAUCAACAUGGACAGAAUGACGUCGGUUAUUGUCGUAAAUUUCGGAAUCAGUAAAUUUUCGGUUUAUCACCAAGCCCUAUUUUGAUAGUGAAAUGUGAAUAUUUCAUGUAUAAAUUUUGAUAUUAAAGUUGUUUCUUCAGCUGCUGAACUGAACCCUAUCCCCUAAGAGACAUCAAAAUCAUCAGUCCUGUUGCUGGCUGUCUUUCUUAUUUGCAUCAAAAACUCCUCGCAGGAUCCCACUCAGGGUUAAGUCCUUUGAGAGACAGAGGCUUUUUUAUUUCCCUGAUAGUGUUGGUGUUGGUUUGGAGUGAGUUUUCUGCCUGACUGCAGGGAAUAAAAAGGAAAUAAAUAAGAGGCUUGUACAAACUUAAACACAGUCUGUCCGAGCUCCUGAACUGUGAACUUCCAGAUAAUCACCAAUUAUGGAGAAGUGAAUACUGGAUCAGUGGAUCAGGUACAAGUGGCCUCUUCCCUUGAAGAGAGUAUACUAGGAUGUUCUCGCAAGUGUAUGCCAAUCUGUUCCAGCCUACGACGAGUGCAAAGGUUGAGUUUUCUGGAAAAAAAAGCAUACAAAUCUACAAUUUGAAAAACAUGCGUCUGCAAGCCUCUCCUCUUUGGAUGUGGAGAAAGUCAGGAAUAAAAUCUAAAGUGCUCCAUUUGUGGCUUUUCAGGAAGCAGAGUAUAAAAGCAGACGACACAAACAAAAUAAAGGAGCCAGGGAGAAGAGCGAGCCCUCUAAUUUAAGAGCCACCUUUGUCCGUGUUUGCACAAGGCCACCAGCAGAAAAGCCUCUGUUUGUAUUUCACUCUGAUUUAUUGAAGCUUCAUUCUGUAUGUUUCUCGCCCGCCGGCUGAUAUGCAGCCGUACAAAAAAGAGACAGACUAAGAAGUUUACAGUCUGUAAAGCAAUCAUUUAGCUGACUGUCCCUCUUUGUUUGCUUUCCACUCGAGAUUUUAAUGUACAAUAGAGUAGAAUGAUUUAUUUCAGCACCCUCUCAGAUUAAAAAUGGCACACUUUACUUGCUUAAGUCAACACAUGUACACACAUAUAGACACUGAUAGAGACCCCGAGCCGAGUAAAGGAUUGGAUCUGUCUAAAUAAUUAAUCACCCAUCGCUGCCACAGCCAUCGAGGAGAAGAAAAACACGCGUACGCAAACAGUCUGACACACACACAUAAACAGUUCCUGCCUGCACUGACAUGCCACUAUUGAUCCUCAGCUGUAGAAAAUAAAGCUUUAUAAAGUACAGAGUUAAAAUUAAUAGAUCUGACUGUCCUUUUGGACCCUGCAUUAAAAGAAGCAGAAACAGACAGUAAAGAGCGUACUCUGACAGCUCUCACUUAAACUUCGAUUCAGACUCAGAAGAAGAAGAAGAAGAAGAAGUCGACAGAGUCUGGGCUUGAUUGGCAAACUGGACGUUUUCCCAGAGGGAGCCUGUAGGUCAAUAAUUUGUCAUUAUCAGCACUUUAGAUUGGUGCAUUAAGUUGGGAGUUGCAGAGAGAUGUGGGUUUUGCAUAAGAUACUUCAAGCAGAUUCAAUAUGUUGAGCUAGAGGAUACAGGAUGAGCAAGUGUGUGUUAGUAAAGCAGAGGGAUAUAGAGGCUAUAGGAUGACACGGGUUAACAAGCCAGCAACUACAGAGUCCUUAGCAUUAUAUCAAAGUAUUAAAGGGAUAUUACGGCGUAAAAUGAAGUUAGGGUUAAACACACCGUAACACUGAAUUAGACACCCCGUUGAGAGAUGAAUGUUGCCGACCGAUUGCUUCUCUACUUACACCAACCAAAAAUAUCCCUUUUAUGUAACGGAGGAAGUUUUGAGCCAUCCAGUUGCUAAUAAGCUAGGCUUGUAGAAAAAUAUAUCUUUGUGUCAUCUGCAAAGCAAUAAAACGAGACUUUGUGGUGCUGAGUUAUUCGUCCAAAGAGAAGAGCAGCAAUUAAAGAGAAAACAACAUCUGAUUUAAAAGUGAACCCUGCAGUUCAUCACAUGUAAUGUUGGAAGAGGAAGAUGAGUUAAAAUCUAAAAAGUGGCUGCAAAGGUUUGCUCUUAAAAGGUUAUAAAACUAGCUAAAACCCGCAAAAUUUUUGAGACAUUCAGUUAAAACAGCGAUCAGUUGUAUCAACAGCUGCACAAAUCAUAAUCAUGGUCAGUAAUUCUGGUCUCAGUGAUUAAAAUCAAGAUGUGCGUUUACCUUUAAUCCAGCAGUCCUAUCUUACACACUGGGAAAAUGCACUUGCUUAUCAUUCCAGUCCCUAAAUGAUCCAAUUCUGCACAACUCUUUGCCACAAUUUAUCCAAAACACAAGUUAUAAAUGUUUCACCUUCCCCUUUUUAGUUUGUUUGAAUGAAGCAAUGAAUUAAUAAGACCAUAAUUGAGCAUUUGGAUGUUGAUGGGCUUUUUUUUUGCAAACCCAGAGACGACAGUUUCAGGACCACAGUGCCAAGACUACAUCUCUCGGGUCAGGGUCAGAGUAACCCACUAAAAUUGGAUACAUUUGGCAUGAAAAAUGGGGUUCGACUCUUACAUGUUAUCAUUUGCAAGCACUAGAUGUUGCAGUCCUACAAAUAAAGAGUCUUGAAAUUCCCUGGGAAUUGCCGAUUUUUGCAGUUUAGCAUCAGCUUCAUUUUUCAACGCCAGAAGUUGCCAAAAAAACAAACUCAGAAAUCAGAUAAUUUCGAGUCAUUAGCUAUUAAAGAUAACACAGAUUGCUGGUGCUCUGUCAUUAGCUUCACUUAAAACAAUAGACUGUUCACACCCAGUCCAUGGUAUAAGACGACAAGGCUCGUUUCUUUCCUUCCAUCUUCCAUAAUGGAUUGUAACUGUAUUAAAAAAGGAGUGUUUCCAGUGUUUAUCAGUUUAUAGCCUCCUCCUUCAGCCAAAUGUUCCUCCUGCUUCUCAGAGAGGAAGGAUUUGUUUGCCUGAUCUGUUUCCAGGCUGGCCGAGACAAUGUUUGCUGGAGAAUUCUUCUCCCAUAAUGAACUACUGUAUUUUGUAGACAGUGGUAGAUGCAUUAAACAGGAUUUCACAAAGACUCAGUUUCUGCUGCAACUUAUGCUUCUUAAAAAAAGACACGUCCACUGUAACAAACUGUACCACUGUCGAGUCCCAGAGUCCGUUUGAGGCACUGACACAGGCCGGUUUAUUGGCUUAUCUGCUUUCUGGCUCCCCUGUUGAUCGGCGGCUUUUAUAUCAUGUGGAAGAAACACAAAUCCGAGGCUGUUUGGGUUUCUUUUUGACCAACAAACUGUGUGAAAACAGAGCUUUAACACACAACAGAGAGGCCUUUUAUUUAUCUAAGAUGUUUACACCCGAGCCCUGGGGGGUCUAGGAUAUAUCUCACAGCUAGAAAACAUAUUAUCAUUAUUAUUUUAUAUCAGCUAGCUUUUUGACGAUGGUGUUUGACUAUUGCAUGAUGGCAUAUCAAAGAAAUCAGGGACGUUAAAGUCACCGUGAGGAGUGUUUCGCUGAGAUUGAAUAUUUUAACUGAAUUUAAAGUCAGGUAGCAAGCAAAAGGAGUUUUUUCUCUUUCGUUAAAGAAUUUUCUCUUUGCAUAUUUUGAGUACUCGUGGCAAAUAAUGGAGUCAGAUUAGCAAAAGAAGUCAGAGAAACUCUGUGACCAAGGCUAUGCUCUGCAAAAAUGGUUUUGAAAAAGAUUUCAUUUUAUGCUCCCCUGCUCUUUGAGGACUUAAGAGUCAAAGCGUUUGCAUAUCUAUGUGAUUUUGACAUCUAUUAAGACAGAUAAGCACACAUCAUGAGUCCAGGGUAAUAUUGAAGUAGUCAGAUCUUGUCAGCUUCUGUCAGCUUUGGAUAACAAAUCAGAGUUUAUACAGUCCUCAACGAUGGCAAGUAGCAUUCAAAAGAAGAGUCAUAUUCCAUUAAUUUGCUUCUACAAUGAAAACGAACUUCAACAAGAGUUACGUCUUUACAAGAGAGAGUGAUGUGCUCAUGGGAAAUGUAGUCUUCAUCCCCUCAAACGUUACUGUUCUUGUCUAAAUCUAAAGAAAAUGUGCUAGAUUUUCAUCAUAACCAGAUUACAUCCACCGAAAACUUCUAGUUCCAAGACAUUUCAUCUUGUUUGCACAAGAUAGUUGUUUUGUGCAGCUUAGAUCCAUCAUGUGCACACAUACUAAUUUACUACUUAAAUGAUUCAUGCACACAAGAUAGACACAAGAUAAUAAACAUGUUUGCAGAUCAAAACUGUGCUUCAAGGAGACAGUUCUGUUUAGUACGCAGGAUAACUUUUGCACACAAGAUAUUUUGUUUUGUUUCUACAAGAUGAUUUAAAUAUGUUUACAAGAUGACUGGACGCAGAUUGCCCACAAGAUAAUUUAAAAUAUGCCAGAAAAUUAAUUGCUCUCGUAAGAUCGUAGGUUGGUUACAUGUGCACAAAAUAAAAUAAAAUCUUUCGCACAGGAUAACUUAUUUGUUCCUACAAGAUUAUACCAAUGUGCACCCGAGAUAACUGUCUGUUCCUAGAGCUCGCAAGAUGAUAGUUUCCGCACUCAAGGUGUUUACCAGAAAGCACAAGAUACCAAUUUGUCCUCACAAGAUCAUAUGUGCGCACAAGAUAUUUCUUUCCUUCCUUCAAAAUAAUUUAAUGUGCUCACAAGAUAAUUGUCCAUCCAAGCCGAAUGAAAUUGAGUGAAAACGCAAGAUAACAACUCAUGCGCACAAGAUUUUUCUCAGAAAGUAAAGGAUUAUACCUUGUUCUAACAAGAUUAUUUUUAUGUACAAUCAAGAUGAUUAUUUUGUGCACAAAAGAUACAAACCUUUUCCUACAAGAUCAUUUUUGCGCACAAGAUAUUUUAAAUGUUGCCACAUGUGCUCACAAGAUGACUGUACGUCCCCACACAAUGAUAACUAUGGCUUGCAAGAUAAUUGUGUACACAAGAUAUUUGCCCGAAAGCAACAAGAUAUUUUUCCGAACAAGAUACUUACAAAUAUGUAUUCUUACAAGACGUUUUUGCAAAAGAUAAUUUAUUUGCUCUGAUAAGAUAAUGACUAUUGCCAACAAGAUAAGCUAUGCACACAAGAUAUUAUCUUUAGCACACCAGUUAAAAUCUUGUUAGCACAAGAUAACAUGAUGAAUCCUACAAGUUAAUUUCCUAAUGUGUGCAAACAAAAACACAUCUUGUGCACACAUGAUGGUAACUUGUGUGCACAAGAUAAAUUCCCCAUGCACGCAAGAUUCUUAAACAAACACAAGAUUGUUAUUUACAAGUAAAUUUUUGGAUAAGAUAACUUUUGCACACAUAUUUACAUGUUGUAUCAAGAUAUUUGUCACAAGAUAAUUUCUUUGAGCACCUGUAAAAGCGUGUUAUAAAUAAAAUUUUGUAUUAUUAUUAUCAUCAUCAUUGCCAUUAUCAGAAUAAUUAUUAUUAUUAUCAUUAUUAUUAUUAUUAUCAUUAUUAUUAUUAUUAUUAUAUUCUCACCCUGUACAUAAGCUCUCAAAAUAUAGAUUUGUGAUCUUUUAAAGGUUUUGUCCUUGCUCGAUGCCUCCUGUUGUCAAACACAGAGGUCUGACAAAGCAAAAUCAGAGUCCAGUCUAAACUACAGUACCUCCCUUUACAGUAGUGUACAUCAUUAUAGUUGCAGCCCAUGUAAAUAACCAAUAUAAAUACCUUUCUUUGCUGACUGACUUCACUCAAACUCAUUUACAUACAAAGAGGAUUAUAAGUGAUAAAGAGUAUUGCAGCCAAAAUGCAAAUCGUAGUUUAAGCCUAACUUUGUAGCGAUAAAGCAGAAAUUAUUAAGAAAAAAACAGAGUUAACGUGCGUGAAAUUAGCUCCAGAGUGUCCACUUAGUACAUCUGAAGUUCAACUUAAAAGACCACAGAGUUACAUUUUUAUAAAUAUGUCUUUGGUGAUGAAGGGACAACAGCUUAAAAACACCAUUUUGGAGUUACAUCAUCUUGAGUAGGAAGUCUAUACAGCAACACCUGAUCAGAGAAACACACACUCUUUCAUUUGACCUUCCCUGCAGCAGCGCGGCGCUGCUAGGUCAUGCAUUAUUACUUUGAGUCUUCAUGUCUGACGCUUACAUAUGCAUGUUUUGUAGAUCUGUAACAGUGUGUGUGUGUGUGUGUGUGCGUGCGUUCGUGAGAGCUCGGUGACAUUUUCAGUCUUUUGAUGUCUGCUUCCCAGGACACCACAGGAGCUCAUCCUUUGUAUGUGUUUGCAAGACAGCCGGAUGAGUGCAACUGGCAGUCACAUAUUAUAAUUUCACAAAGGAGGUGUUUUUACCGCCGGCGCCGCCACGAGAGGCGUUGUUGACAGUUGUAGGAGGGAAGAUAUCUGGGUUAAUUAGGGCCAAAAACCUCAUUAGUCAGCAUAGAGGGGAAGAUGUAAAGUUUAUCAGUUCCUGUUUCCCUACUUUGAGGAUGGUUUUGGGGUUGGCUUGGGGACAAGUUACAAAAUGGAUCCUGUUGGAGGAAUUCUCCUGGAAUGUUUUAAUCGCACCCUCCCUCUUGUUUUAUUCUCUUCCUCUACUUCAUUUUCCUCAAAUGUGUGAGAUAGCUUAAAAAGAAAGAGAGACUCGUUUUAAUCUGCAUACUCCCAAGAGCCAAGACAGAGAGAAUCUGCUGUGGCGAGGGCUCCAAAUGUGAACGCACACUUGCACACACCUGCAGACACACACAUCCAUGCACUCAGGUAGGUGACCGGUACAGCUGGCACCUUACAAUAAGCGAGCAGAUGUUUGGGGGGGGCUGAAUGCUCUGUUUUGUCCCGGUCUCCAAUGGAGAUUUUUUUUUCAGGCCGCUGAAAUCCUCGAAAAAAGAUUAGGCUUGGGAGUUCCCACAUCUCAUCAAGCUUACAGUAUCCUCCAAAAGACAGGGUGAGAGUCGAGAUCCAACACUGCAGUCGGCAGUCAGGGCCUGUAUCUCUGGAGGAAACAUAUAAUUCUGGCAGUUUUACAGAGUUGCAGAAAAGCCCCCGAAAGAUUUUGUGGAGACAGAUAAAUCUAUUCAUCACAAACGCAGCAGAUUAGCGGGAGAAGCCAAUAAAUGAAAGCGUGUUUCGGAUGUUCUCUUUAACAAAAUCAAUUGAGAUAUUAACUCCGAGUGGCAUCAACCGCCAAUUUAGUUAAUUCAGCUCAAGAACUCUGAAUCAAUCACAUCCUUUCAAAACAAGAGCAGGAUAAUGUCAAGAAUAUCAACACCCGUGCCUUCUCGGAAACGAUCUUUUUUUCCUGACUGACACAUUAGCAAACAUUUUAUUUUACCCCAGGCUGUUAAUUUAGCAGACUUCAAUGGGCCUCUCAGCUGAGGACGGGCUGCUUUCUAUAGACUCAAUGUUUUCCUUUUUGAUCAUCCAGAUGAAAAGCAGCAAAACAAAGAGAGUUGUCAUUUCACACAGAGGUUCCAAAUAGCCAGAGGAAAUGCGAGGCCCACACUGUGCGUGUUUGUGUUUGUUUAUGUGUGUGUGUGUCAUACCUUAACAUAACCACCACCAGCAGUAGGCCUGGUAAUGAAAAAUGUCUUUGACUGACUGUUUCAUUUAGAUUUUUAACAUCACGCCUGAGGGAAGAGCACAGUGAGAUAUGAAUAAGCUUUGAGCAUGUUGUUCUAUUUCUCUGACUGCUCGUCUUUUAACGCUCGCUCCCGCUUUUCAGUCAAGGGUUGUUUGAAUUACAGCUUUAAUCUCUGGAGGAACAUGUUGUGGGAAUGUUUGUCAUAACCUCUUUUACGGACAUGACGGGGUCGUACCGGACCGCUGUGUUUGUGCUUUGUCUCACGGACGCUGAGCGAGCUCAGGGUUUUUUCUUGUCAGUCAGUAUGAAUGUUGCUCUUCUGUAUGAAACCAUUACUUUAGUUCUUACCUGCACCGAAAGAGCCUGUGGUGCAAAGAGACUCAGGAAGCCCGGGGUUAUGGAUAAGUCAUGCACACUCGGGACUUGCACAUAGGAGAGUGAGAGCCCAAUACAACAACACAACCCAGUGCAAAGCAUUGUUGGUGUGCAUGGAAAGUGUCAGUGUUGUUUUCCAUCAGAGCACACUGACCAUUUUGACACCCAGCGCCAUCACUGUGUGGAAAGCAAAUGACUAUGCACCCAUGUCAGCAUGCAUGGGUCUCUAAAGCACCUUGGACCAACAGAACCCUGGUCUGGAGUAGGGAUGGGAAUUGAUAAGAUUCUAUCGAUAUCAAUGCCAUUAUCGAUUCUGCAUAUCGAUUCAAUUCUUUAACGAUUCCCUUAUCAAUGCCUUUCUUUGAUUUAAGAAGAGUAGACUAUAGGUGUGAAUGGGGUUUGCUGCAGGUCAACAGUGGGGCUAGCAAUAUUAGCCAGAGAGCUAACACUGCUAGUAGAAGCAGCAGAGCUAUUUGCAGAGCUAACUAUUUGUGCAGCAUUUACUUUGGUCGGUAUUAAGUCACAUACAGCAGUUGUUGUCAAAGGGAAAUUCCAGUGUAAAAUUAAGUUAGAGUCAAAUGCAUCGUAACACCGAGUUAGACACCCCAUCGAGAGAUGAAUAUUGCUGAGUGCUUGCUUCUCUAAUUAUACCAACUUUAGUAACAACCACGUGAUAGCAAUACAGAGAGCCACAUGUUCAACCAAAACGCCACUCUACAGCCACAAAUAAUGCUCAGAACAGCACGUAACUUCAUCAACAGUACAUAUAGGGUCCCAGCCAGAGCACUAGACACCAAACACCUUUAUAGCUUUGCAUGAUUUCUUUGGCAAAGACACUAAACACAAUUCACCAUCUCUCUUCCAGCAGCCACUUGUUUAUACGGAGAGCAUCUCAUACAUGUGACUCCUUAAAUUUGAUGCCGUGCCUCGUUAACAAAUGUUUAAGCAUGUUGUUGGUGUUUCCACCUUUGCAUGUUAACAUUGCUCGACAAACGUUGCCUACUUUUCGUACCAUCGGCCAUGUUUUCUUCCUCAAAGUCUCUGUUCUCGUUUGCGUAGACUAGCUCUCACUAGACCAUUUUUCAAGGCACCUGCAAGAAAGGAAUCGUUAAGGGAAUCGUUCAGGUAUAAUGUAAACAAUGUCGAUGGACUGAACCAUUUGAAACCAGUUUUCAACAAAAAACGGUUCUCGAUUCCCAUCCCAAGUCUGGAGUCUCAAACCUGUGGUGUAGAUUUAGAUUUAGAGAGCGUAUUGGUGAGACAGUAUGAAGGGCGAGAGUUCAUGAUGCGCUUGUUUCAUAUGCAGAUGCACACAGCAUGCCACCUCUUGGAUCUAACAGUGUUUGUACAGAUACAGUAGAAACUAUAAACCUAAGUCCUGUCCUCUCUUGUCUCUAGAGAUAUUGGACUCAGUAUGGGGUAAAUAUGGUGCAUGCUCCCUCGAGUACACAGACUCAUACAUGCUUACUCAUCGCUUCUUUCCUUUUCAAUCCCCAAACAUAACUGUGACUUAAAAAUGAUGUCAAAACAGAUAGAUGGAAAGACUGUUAAGACUUUAAAGUUGUUUUGUUUCAUCCAGUUGUUUUGGUGUGACUGUUUCAAUGAAUUUCAGCAUCAAUCCAUGAGUUGGCAUGGACUCCUGCAGCGGUGUGUCUGUGUUUUCUGAGUUUUCAAGGGCACAGUUGGGGAGAAGUUACAUGUGCAAGCAGGAGUCAGCUGUAUUUUUAGAGAGGUUGAAAUCUGCCACGUGAGUAGCAACAUGCCAUACAACCAAAACACACUUUGGAAUAAUCAGAGAACGUUUUCCAGACUUGCUGCAGACUAAAUCUCAUUUAAUGCCCAGAUUGUGUGCCGCUUAACUAGCAAAACACCGUCUCUAACUCCUAAAUCACUUUGCAUUGUGUACUUAAUACUGUGCAUUCUAGAUAAUUGAAAUAGGACACUAUUUAGAGUCUUAAAUAAACUCCAAAAGUCAAAGAUGCAUAGAUAGAAGAGGCAUGCAUACCUUUGAAUUUUUAUUAAUAUAAGAUAUAAUCCAUUUGUUGCUAAAAGAAAGCAGGUUGCACACAAGUUGGUCUUCAUUUUCAUCCUGAUUUGAGAGUUUAAAGAGCUAGUUACAAAAGUACAAACUGGAUCCUUGCACAGACAGCUAGAUUUGGUAUUGGCAGCAGCGGGUCAAUCUGCAGAAUCAAUCUACAGGAGUGAAUUCAACCAAACACAAAAGCAGACCGAAUGACACGGCUAACUUUAUCAGCAGCAGGUAUACGAGAAACUUUUCAGAGUUGAUUUGCUGGCAGCAGAAAAAAGGUUCUCAGUUUCAUUGAUUUGGACAAGCAACCCUUGCAAGUUGUUGCAAACAAGUGACUACACGGCUCUGUCUGCACGAUACAAAAGCAAGUGCAAACACUGAUGAGCAGAGACACCACAGAUGUCUGGAGCUCGGAUGUUUACUCGCUGUCAUGUUUAACCGCACACUGAUUGGACACAAGUUGCGUACAGCAAAAUGAAAUGCUACAAGCAACAGACUUUUGCAUAUCAAAUAUCAAGAAUUUACAGUAUCUUAGGCUGAUUUGGAUCCGCAAUCAGUCAGUACUCAGAGAUUUAGGAGAGUGAUGCAGGGGAAGACUGUGAUAACGAUUCGAGACAAAUGAGCAAAGUGGAGAAGGAUUGCACUGAAAUUAUAACAUCCAAGUCAGACUGGACGAUUAUAUGAUCGUUAUAAAUUUCAGUUGGAUCACGGUGAUCAGCUGUGAGCAUAUUUAUUCUAUCAAACAUAGCAGAAAUGUGCAUCAUAACAGCCAAUCAGAGUUGAGUUUUUCCUGCUCACUUCUGUAAAUUGACGGAGAAGUAAACAGGAAGUAAUCAAGAUGACCGAAUGUGGGGCUGUUUAAUCAUUUGAAGAAGUUCUUCCUGAGUGAUUAUGUGGAAAGCAUUAAAUUGCGAGCGGAGUCUGCACAGCCUCUCACUGCUGACGACACAAGUAGCAUUAGCAAUUUAGCCACAACUAGCGGUGCAGCCACCAGACCAAAGCAGCAAUCAAUCAUAUCAUCUAUGUUUACAUCAUCUAAUGUUUACAUUUUGAGACGUCUUCAUUAUCUCUGAGUGGGCGAUUUGUUUAUUUUGGGUCUUGCAUACCAGCAGAAACACUCAGGACUGUAAACUAGUUCACUGUAUUAUUUAGUAUUUGUCUGUAUACGUUGUUCUGUUGAGUUAAAAUGGUUUUUUAUAUAUUUUUUUUAGUUUAUCUUAUUCGGUUUGCUUUGUUAUUUACUUUGCAUGUUAAUUCAAUUUUGAACUAAUCUGUAGUUUCUGUAGCUUUUAGUACAGAUGCUUUAAAACUGGCAGUUUAAAAAAAAUUAAAAUUGUGAUAAUAAUCGAGAUUGGAUAAUAUGACAAAAUUUAUUGUGAUCAUUUUUUUUUGCCUAAUCACCCAGUCCUACACUCAAGACAACUUCUUGCUUCACUUUAGGACAUGAUGCAAAACAAAUCCUGCAAAGAUAGAAAUACAAGACUCUACUUGUGGCAUUUUCCAGAAAGAGAUGAGACACUCAGCACUCCUUUCUCCACCAUUGAUCCACUGAGCCUUUUGGUCAAGUAACGACGAGACAUUAAACCUUGCAAAUGAUGGGAGUCAUCACGGGCGACUUGUUCAGCCUUUCUGCAGCUGAACUAUUUGAUAUUCGGCGGUGCUUACUGAAUAUAGCCUGCCAUUAUGACGGGCUGUGGGUGUAAAAAUGUUGUACGGUUUGAUCCACUGUUGGCUGUACUUCAUUUAAACGACCAUUUGUUCAGCAUCCUCAUCUCUCUGAGGAACUGGCAGAGAGAAAGAAAAGAGAAAUAAACAUGACCUUGUCGAUGGUGUCGUUAACAAGAAAAAUUGCAAAGAAGUGCUUUUCCUUCGUCUUAAACAAACGUUACUUCGUCCCUGAGCUCGCUCAUUUUUAAACGUCAGAGAGAAGGAUUGGGCGUCACAUGACAAGGCUGAAGCGCUAAGGACGCACGAGCCGACUGUCAACACGUUUUGUAAACCUUGAGAGCCGUUUAACAGAUGUUUCCAGAACUUGAAAAAAACAUCCUCUGAAGGCUGAAACUGUUUUUUAAUUUAACUUAAAGUCAUGAUUACCUCGGUGCUUUGAGAGUACGUCUGUGAUCAUUCGGUGGGAGAUUAUGAAAACAUUCAUAAAAACAAAACAGCCACUUGAUAGCUUUAAUCUACAUGGAUAAUUGGUGAAAGGGGCCGUAUUUGCUAUAUGACGCCUCAUAUUACUCUUCGCUUUCAACCUACUCAGGGAAUGAGAGUCCUCAUUACAUUCAUGUACAGGAAAGUCUAUUCCCUCAUCAUUCGCACUCUCCGCACAAUCCCAUCGAGAGGACCUCACAGGAACAAACAGCUUUCAUUUUAUACAGAGGUUCCAAACAGCCCGGGGUUAUUGCUGGCCCAUGUUGUGCGAAAUCAUAUUUGAGUGGAUCCACCGGAGCCCCGGCGUUUGUCUACCGCUCAAAUUGAAAAUUCCUCCUUGCUGUAUCACCAAACAUUUGAUUUGUUGUUUCUAGAUUAUGUGGCUCCUUACUGCCCGAAGGAGGAGCAUUUUUCACUUUGAUGAAAAGCAGUGUUUGCAUAAGGUUGAAAAUGUGACAUAACGGCCUUGUAGAGUGAAAAUGGCAUGUAUCUGAUAUCACCCAGGCAGACGACGACAAAGACUUAGUGGAUGGCUUUGUUCGGGAGAUAAUGUGAUUAUAAGGCUGGCGCAGACCUGACGCGAAACAAUGAAUGUUUACUGACAGGACUGUCACAGCAAAUGUGUGGAAAAAAAAAAGAAACAUGGAGUAUGCGAGUCAGUGGGCUCUGGAAGUGUUUGAAAAAGAAGAGGGAGAAGAGCGUGGGUGGUUUCAGGAAGGAGAUACAAAAGAAAAACGACAAAAAGAGAGGGAGGGCGGCGGGAAAAAUGAGAGCGAGCAACAGGGAAGAGAGCGAGAGCGGUGUUUUUCCCCGCCUCAGCUUCUUGGAAAGCUGCCUGUUGGAUGAUAGGAUUAAAGAGUCUUUUAAUGUGACCUCUGAGCUCUUUUUUUCGUAUUAACACGCAGCCUCCCUCCCCUUGGAGAAAGGUCACUCCAAACACAAUGUCCGCCAUGUAAAGCACGUCAGUGUUCGCCUAUAAAAGGAGUCAAAGUGGAGGCAAAAGGUGCUUUAGGGUUUGGUUGACAAAAUAUGCACUUGUAGCAGUUUUUAAGCCAAGUGUGCUGCAGCACGUUCAUGACGUUGAGCAUUACACAGCAUCAGCCGACCCUGCAUUAUCCUAAAUCAUGCAUUUUGCAGCAUCACCUUAUCCUGCAUUCCUAGAAUCACUUAAUCUUGAAUUCCUAGCAGCACCUUAUCCUGCAUUAUCCAGCAUGAUCCCAGAUCCUUAAAUAUCCCAGCUUGAUCAGUGGCCCAGUGAUGCAAAAUCCCAUUAUAAUGAGCACAAUGACCGAAUACCUGGAUGUUGUCUAGUAACUGGUUGUUUAGACGUGGUGUUGAGUUCAGGUGCCUCACUUUGACAGUACUUGGGUUUCAUACUGCUCCAAUAUUUCACGUCUGCAGAGCUAUGGGCUGCAGUUUUUUGGACUCGAGACUUUUGAUGUUGCAACUUGGUGAGGUUUACAAUUAAGACAUUAAAAGUGGAUAUGUGAACACCCAACAAUGCUAUCCGAUAAACAAUGCUCAAAGUCUUAGAGCCGUAGUGCCAUGAAUGUGGUCCUGAAUCUCAUGCUGAGAUGGAUGGUCUUUAGUUUAGAAGAUAACUCCUUGGGGUUUGUAUUUUGUGCAGAAAUGUUUUCAUGCAGUUUACUUUCCUUUGGACUUAGCCGCACACUUAAAAAAAUUUUUUUAAAUGUGAGAGACCUUAAACAUGACAACGAGCAAUUACAGAUAAAAAACUUUCAUUUAUAUUAUACAGGAAGCAACAAUAUUUACGGGUGUCCAGUUUAACAUACUAGUGGCUCAGCUUUCAGUUUUAGUUCAUAUUGAAUCAAUAAAAAAAAAACUUUAUUUAUAUGGUAGGAACUUUCUUGUUGUCUACAUGUUCAUAUAGUAUUUUUCAGAUGCUACAGGAUGUAUCAAGAGAAAACUUAGUGCUAAAUUAUAUUUUUCAAGUAUUUCUGCAUUUAAAUCACUGCGAACCAAAUGGCAGGUUCAGACAGUGAGAUUUUCCACGUCACAAAUCCAAGCUCCGCCCCAGGAGCCCUGCAGGACAGACUCUGAGAAGUAGAGAGGACGAUCGCAAAACAAGCGUGUGCGUUAGAAGUUUGCAAUGCUCGUAAGAAAGCUCAUUAUAAUAUUAACUUUCAUCAUGUCCCCAAAGACAUUAGUGUCCAAACUUGGCUAAAAACUUCAUAGUCACAAUUUAAAGACCACUGAGAACACUUUCAAGUAAUAAAAAAACAAUCAGAGUGGGACUUUAAAGAAUUGGUGCAAACGCAACACAAAAAUAAACAGAUGUGACAAAAACGUAGGUAUGCAGCUUGCAAAAAAAAAAAUUAGCGGUAAGAAUGAGUUAGACUGAGAAUAUUCAUGAAUAAUUGUAUCAAUAAGUAUCAAAUCAAUCAAUAUCUGCUUUAAAGCGGGGUUAAUGAGUCUGAUAGAAGUUGGCACAAAGCUAACAGUAUCUGCGUCCUGAAGGUACGCAGCAGUCGUGGUUAUGGAGUGUGUUUGAAGCUGUUUGUAAUCCUUCACUUGUUACCGAUAUAGGGUGAAAAACUUUAUUCAUGGUAGUGGAUAACAUUUCUAAUAAGUCUAAUGGUAACACCAUAUUUCAAAUUAUCUUUGAGGAGCGCAGCAUGUGAAUUAAUAAAACAGUUUCUUGAUAAUAACUCAUCGUUGUUUGGCAGCAAUAGAGAUGAUGGAUAAAAUGUCAAGUCGGGUCGAGGCUUUGACUGAACUCUGGUGAUAUUAAAUUAAAUACCGGAGAGAUGUCACAUUUUCAGUCAAAUCUAAAGGAUCUGAGCUCUUUCAUUACUUACAUUUCAUCACAGGCUGACAUAUUCAGUCUCUACAAGCCUCCGUCUGUAUAACAUCCAGACUCAGACUUAUCAGAUUUAUUAUUUUAUGAACCGAUGUCGGUCACUGUUUGUCCUGACGGUGGUGUGUUUAAUCCUCAGUAUUCCCCCCGUACAAAAGGAUAUCUGAUUAUUAAAAACAAGCUCAAUAUUCAUCAUUUUAAAAUCAGUGCAGCCCUUUCAUUCAUCUUCGGAAAAGAUUAGUGGAGUAAAAUCACUCUGAACAUACGCUACACUGCUGGAAAAUCUGGCGAGAUAAUCUUAAAAACCAUCAGACAAUUGUGCCUUUGCAGACUCUUAUCAAGAAAGGGAAUCUUGCCAAAAUCUGCCAGAUUAUCUUGUAUUGUGUAACACGCCUCAUCAGACAAAUCUGACAGUUUAGCACAUGCAAAACUGAUAAUAGAUUGGUAUCUACAUGAUCAUAUUAUGAAGCAGAGGGCCACAGACCGAGCUCGGCAAGCUGUUAGUGAAAGAAAAAGUGAUGCAUUUUAAUCCAUCAGCUCACUUCAGCUCUUGAUACGACAUGACAGUAAGCCCCGGCAUCGAGUGUGUCCUGACAGACACCAAAGAGUUACUCGGCUCGCUGUGUGCGGCCGCGCCUCCGCUGCUAAAGGCUUAGAGAGGAAAGUGCAAUGUUCAAGCAUGGCAGAAGAUAACAGGGAAGAUGGGGAGACUGAAGUCUUCAGUUUCUGUGCCAAUAAAGUAUUCAACGCUGCUGGAACCAGAGCAGAGAUUGCUGAAGGACUUGUUGGCAGUCUGUCUGCGUCAACAAUAAAAGUCAGGGAAGAAAUAGGGAGAUUUUGCACCAUUUCAGAGUGAAUCUUUUCAUGCCCUCUUUUUACUCGGAUGCAGAUGCUGCUCUAAAUUAGAGCACUUGAUGUUAAAUAUGAUUAAAGUGAAAUACAUUUCAUCUCUACGUUUUAAACUGUAAACUUUAAUCUGAAGCAGACCUGAGGAGUUGACUUAGGUAACUUUCACACUCGCCUCGUUUGGACUGGACUUAAGGAUUGGUCUGGUUCGAAGUGAACCAUGGUCUAGUUUGCUUCAGGUGAGAAAGUAACUGGACUUCCCACUGAGCAAUAGACGUCUAGUUUUUUAGACCUAAUUUCAACCGUCUAGAUUCUGUGUAUUUUUAGACUGAAUUUAGUCGUUGCAGUUUAACCCAUUAUAAAAUAACUAUUUAUUUCAAAAACCAACUGUGAGUUGCAUAACUGAUCUCCAAGUACUUAACCAAAAUAAUUAUGAUAGCCGUUGAGCAAUAUACAGUGUAGUAUAGUAUAGCUGGCUAAUCUAAACUUGGUCUAAAUUUAGACAUCUAAAACACUUUAAUUUUUAGAGCUGUGGUAGCCUGAUUUUAGACCAGACGUCUGGCCUACUUUUGGACAUCUUUCAGACCUGAAACCAAAACUGCUCAGUGGGUUUUAAUAGGACCAAAUACAGGAAGCAAAAUAAAACAGCAGUGCAUCAUGGGUUGAAGAUGGAUGUGUGUUACCAGCUAAGAGAGUAGAAGGCGGAGGGUCAGCGAGCGCUAGCUGACGUGUUAUAAUUUAUCACACCAAAACAUCAGAAACCACCGGCAAAAGGAUCGGUUACGUCAGGAAUCAAUACAACAGUCAUUAAUGAUUCACAUCUCAUCCCUAGGUCUUCUCGAAUUCACGUAACAUUGGAAACAUACUUCACUCAUCUUCUGUGUAUUAAAUAUACAGAAAACAUAUCAUAGACACCCAUAAGGGCCGCCCUCUCCUUCAGUAGCGUGUCCUCAGAAUCAUGUCAUGGUUAACAUCUCCAUCUGUCCUGGUUGCAGUACUGUAUCAAUAUGCUAUACAACAAUAGCCAAUGCUCCAUUGUUGAUGGAAAAAAAGUGUCAGAGGGUGAUUUUUCCCUCGCAAAUUUUCAGACCAAUAGCUGAACAACCUGUAGACCGCAUGUCGAGAGGGACAUUUUGACAAUAACAGUGUGAACACAGACUGGACCAAAACUUGAUUGCAAGCAACCUUCAAGUCUCCAAACUUUGCACAAACAUCACAGCAGGUGAUUCUUGAAAUCAUUCCGUCAAAGGACCAUUAUAAGCCAUCAAACGUCCAAUUUUUUUGACCCUUCAUUUCAAUCAUACCAAAUGAUUUCCAACUACAGGGUUAAUCCAAUCCAACUUGAGCAUGUCAGCAGUGGGGAAAAAAGCAAGCGGAGGGAAAGGUAAAGCAGCAAAGCACCAUGAGUGACAAGUAAUUUAAAAUCCAGUCCUUCAAAUUCUCAAGUAACUCCAACUUCUCAAGCUUCCUCUGCAGAGUUUAAGUAGUUUCUCGCCUCUUCAUCCUCAUGAAACUUUUCCCCCUCCAUUUUUCAAUGCACACACACAGAGAAAAGCAGCAUGUCCAUUUCUAUUCCAGCACAUAAAUAAGCAGGUUUUCCAGGUUUAUAGCGCCAUAACUUAAAUCACUGCUUACCUGCCAUCUGUCCAGUUUCCGUUGCUCGUCUCUUCCUUUGAACCAGAAAUCCUGGGAGGUUCGGAGAAUCCCAGCCGUCCAUGGAUUCAGUUUGGAGAUCUGCUUUUUCUGUUACUCAGUAUUAAAGCCCAAAAAAUGAGAUUUAAACAAUAAGGAAAUUCACUUUAAUGAGGUGUGCUGCCUGCAAACAGCAAGGCCACACUCAUGAGUUUAAAAUACUUCCUGGAGAAAGCCCAUUGCUGCAGACUAGGGUGAAAUUCAACAGACUAUCAAAGCUGCAGGAUCUCAUUAACAGCAGUCUUUCUAUUGAGGCGUUCAGUGUGGAAUAACUUUGUAAAGACGUCCUUGAGCUGGAGUUUAAGUUUGCAUAUGUAUGGAAAAUGAAGUUUUAACAAAAAGAAACCCAAUCAGCUCCCCCAUCAAAAGUCCCAUUUGGUACAGUCCAAAUGUUUGAACUAAGGGGCGUUCAUGAGCGCGUGUUCAUGAGAGCAUCUCCUUCAAACCAGGAAGUCGACCUUGGUAAGAACAUUAGCGCUGUCCCUUUUCUUUACACUUAGCAGAGUGCUCUGAAACAGACACACUUUGGUGAUGUUUUGCUUCAUGGAAAGAACUUUGUCUUUAGUGUGUGUGGAGAUGUUACAGGCCGAGUGUGCAGAGUUAUGUUGAAGCAGAACACAAACUGUCUCUUUGCAGCUCAGGAGAUUGAAAUGUCCACAUUGCCAAAGACAAAAACAUAGCUGAUGGUGCUGGAAUCAACGUUAAAAUCGAUGUUAGAUUUGAAGAUAUCAUAUAAUUCCUGUUUCCUUUUGCUUGAUCACUGGUGACCAGAUUCUCCUGUAGUAUGUGGCUAUCAUAAAAUACUCCAAAUUUGAAUUUUCAUUGACAUAUUAGCAUAAAAGCAUCAAACUACCGUCCUGUAUCCACCACAUGCUCUGAUUUCUUUACCCUUGUGUUGAUAAGUUGGAUGGUUUUAUUCUUGAUCCUCUUAGAAAUUGAAGGACUUGCACUCAUAUUUUUUGUGCUAGCAACCUUCUCGCACAUAAUAAUAAUAAUAACUGAGGAUAAUGAAGGAAUGAACACCACCAACAUGAUACAUGGUGGGAUUUGUGCAUAUGUCUGCAGGAUUCCUUACAUUCAGACUUCAGCCUUCAGUGUUGUAUCUUCACUUUGAGCUCAAUGUUUGAGGCUAUAUAAGCUUUUUUGAUAUUGCUAGUUCAAUAUGUAGCAUUAACACCCCUGUAUUGUUUCACCUUGAAAAUCACGUUUGUCUUGUUGUCUACAUGUUUAUAUGGCAUUUUUCUGAUGCUACAGGACAUAUCAUGAGAAAACUAAGUGCGAAAUUGCAUUUCUGAGUAUUUCUGCAUUUACCUCUGUCAGACCCAUAUGGCAGGUUCAGAUACAGUGAGAUUUCCUAGGUAGCAAAUCCAAGCUCCGCCUCUGGAGCCACACUAUGCAGACCAUACUCAGAGAAAUAGAGAGGACAAUCGUGGAACAAGCAUGUGCAUUAGCGGAUUGCAACGCUCAUAAGAAAGCUAAUUAUGAUAUUAACUUUCAUCAUGUCCCUAAAGACACUAGUGUCCAAGAGCUGAAUAGUUCCUAUGUUACCUGCCACUUCUGUCGCACCGGCAAUGUUUGGCUACAAGCUAGCGUGAAGAGCAGUGCUGUCUCGGCCCACGACUCAGAGGCGAAUUGCUAAUGAGCUACAGGAGCUCUGCAGAAGAAAGGUCCUUGAGAAUGACAAAAGUAACGAGAUUUUGGCUAAAAACUUCAUAAUCACAACUUAAAGACCACUGAGACCACUCUAGGUAGUGAAAAAACAAUCUGAGUGGGACUUUAUUGUGACUUUGCAGAAGUGUGAUGAUGAUGCCGAGUCACCCCACUGCUGUGUAUGCAUUAGGAGCAGGAAUAGAAGGGAUACGGGGGGAUAGAAUCACUGAGAGACAGCAGAGUAAGCAGGGCAGAACAGAACUGUGUGUGUUUGUGUUUGUGUAUUACUGCCAUGAUAGCAGAUGUGUUAUGGUGCUGUGACAGGUUUGCAUUAAGAAAAGGGCAUGUACGAUUAGAGAUUACUUGAUAUUCUCUUACUAAACCAUCUGAAGACAGGUGCUCACUGCAGAUGAACAAUGAUUCUCUUUUUUGCACCGAUUUUCUCUUUGCUUCUUAACUCAAGAAAUUCGUCCACGGUAAAUUAGGAUGCAGCGUCACUCUUUGUUACACAGUAGGGUCAGGAGAGAAAACUGUGAUAUCAGGCUUGAAGAAAUUGAAAAAUUGCCGACUCAUUUCAUCAAAUUGUUGAGUCAUAAAGUUCCCUCCCAGAGGUGUUAAGUUAUCAGCAAUCAACACUAAUCUCUAUCUAUUCCUGCCAAUAAAAAAUAGGAUGGGAUUGUUUUUUUUUUUCUAUUAUUUUGAGGCAGACCAGCAGGCAGUCCUGUUCCCAUGCUGCCUGCUGGUUCGUCUGGAAGCGAUGAUUGUUGAAGCCCACACACACAUAUACACACACACAAACACACACACAGUCAUAUGGCUGAGUUAACUUGACAGAUUGUCAUCAGAAUACUGUGAUGGGACUCAAAAUCCCCUCCUCUCUCACCACAACACAAACACACACACAGAAUAAGAGUGCGUCACUGUGGGGGAGAUGAUUGACAGGCCUGGAGAAGGUGGUGGAGGCUAAUGCGAGUCCUGGACACCAAUCUGAACAGCACGGCGUCUGAUAAAAACUCAGAAACCAACUUUUAAUUCAAGAGCGUCUCUCUGUCAGCUCUUUGCUCGAGAAGCAGCCAUGUUAGUCUUGACUUUUGCAUAAAAAUACCUCCACAAACUGAACCUGGUUAUCAGGUCUGUUCAACUUUUCUUGUUUAAAUCAAACAAAGUUCUCAGCUUGAAUGGAAAACUCAAACUACGGCGGAGCAAUGACUCAUAACCGAUGUGAAAUAUUAAGCAGCAGCGAGAGAAAAAGAGCUAAAUUGUUCCUAUUCUGAAGGAGGAAUGAUUCACGGCACAUCAGAGUGCAUUUCACUUACAAGAGCUGAUUUUCUUUUAUUUGAACAGGCUAUUUAUUUCCCCACCAGCCCUCGGGAUUUUUUAACAGUCUCAAGCUGCAGCUAAUGAUUUUUGUUUUGUCUCGAUUAAAUAUGCCAUUGAUUUUUUUUUUAUUUUUUUUAUUCAUAAUCAAUAAAUCCUAAAUUAUGAAACGUCCGUAAUGAGUGGAACAUUUUAUCAGAAGCUUCCGGGGCUUAUUCAACAUGAAUUUUGUAACGCUAAUAACGAAGUGACCUUUUUUUCAUUUACUUUUCUAGUUUUAGUUUGGAGUUAAUUGAGACAUUUCUGUUGGAGGCAAUUUAAUGAAAAGUUCUGUCACUACUGGCCUGAAACUCUGCCUGUAUGUUGGUUCUUAGUUGUUGUACUUCCACUUCUUAUUCGCAAAAGCUGUUGCUUAGUGAUGCUCUGCUGCUCGGAUUACAAACAGCGUCUUGUACUGCUGCGUGGUUUUGGCGGUUUUCUGAUCUAGAAAAUAGACAUAAAGUUAUGUUCAGGCUGUGUCCAAAAAAACAGGCGGAUAACUGUCUGAAGCAGUGUGUAACUAGUGCAUGGUGGUGCAAGCUCUACUAGCAUAAGCCCCGCUUGGCAAUCCUGUUUGACCUUGUUUCUUUAAAGAGCUCGAAAAUCGGUCGCAUGGAAACAUCCUUCGUUAUUUCCCACUUUUAAGUCGACUCUUAUGCUGCGUUUGAGUUACUUUGGAAGUCAGAAGUCCGAGCUGGGAGUGACAUCACACCCAAGUUACCAGUGUUUCAGUUGCCAAGUCGGAUAAAAGCAAAAUCGGAGGGGGAAACAAGAUGGCUACAUUUACGAAAGUUAUUUUAGCGCUUGCCUCGUCCUUGCUUAUAUUCGAACAAGGCAAGCGCUAAAAUAACUUUCAUAGAUGUAGCCAUCUUGUUUCCGCCUCCGAUUUUGCUUUCCUCCAACUUAGCUGGUAACUCGGGUUACUAACCUGAAACUGGUCCAGUAGCUUUGCUGUCGCACUAGUCGAUACAGGUGCUACACUGAGAUUUAAAUGCAGAGCUGUGAGAGAUCUCCCAGAAUGCUUUGCAAAUCAUCAUCAGAACAUGAGACAAAAAAUACGUACUUCCCGGUAUAAUUGCUUUUAAUUUGCAAGGCUUCAAAUCAAUUUCUGACAUUAAAAAUAUACUGUAUACAAAAAAAAUAAAUAACUAAACGUACUCUCAGUCUAAUGACUUUUAAUUUGAAAGGCUUCGAAUCUACUUUGGAUGUUUAAAAACAAAAAUUAACUCCCGGUAUAUUUACUUUUAUUUUGAAAGGCUUCAAAUCAACUUUUGACCCACUCAGUGGAGGCGGGUCCUCACAGUGGAGAUCUGCAGCUAGACUGUCUUGGAAAACGCUAAUGCCUCAUAGCUGCGAAACAUGAGAAUCCUGCUUAUUGACAAAUUUCCAAUGAAAACCUAGCAGGGGGUAAAUGUAGCAUCUACAGAUAAUCACUCUUUCAGGACUUCAUUUACCAUCAUGCAUUGCUUUGACAGACAGUAAAGGGCAACAAUAUAACUGCCAGCACACAGUAAAUAUCUUUGAUAGUGUUUUUUAGUGAAUCUUUUUCAUAUGACUCUGCAAACACUCAAAAAGGAAAAGCAAAUGACAGAAUGAAAUCUACCCAAAGAUGCUCAUGUCUUGUGUCAUUAAAAACUGUUUUACACAAAGUUCUACAAAAGUCCAUCUGCCUCUAAAACCUUUGCUUUCAACACUUUAAAUUUGUGCCAGUGCACAAUCUGUAAAGUUUCUUCCCAAUUUCAGCUCUUCAACUGAUGCGGAUCCAUGAUUCAGUCCCUGGCUGUCUAUGAAUCUGGGUCUUGGUGGCUUGAGCCCUCUGGCUCUUCCUGCUCGCGUAAUGAAGUGUCUUUGAUCGAGACACUAAACCCUAAUUUACUCUCAAUGAGCAGAGCAGUGCUCUCAGGGCUUGGUAAUAAGAAAAUACGGCGAGGUUAGCGUGACUACAACCAGAGACAAAAGAGAUGACUGUGAAUGUUACCUAACUAAUUCAAGGUUGAAUGAAAUAUGUUGCUGUGCGUGUGAGGGAGGUGAUAUUUUUAAGUUGCUAUAGAAAUCGGAGGCCUGAAUGUGCUCGUUUGAAAGUGAGAAACAAAAGGAAACUGUUGAAAAAGAAGAAAAAAGCGGAGAUGGAUAAGCUGUAAAUCCUCACAUUUUAAAAGCCGCAGCUGGUGAAUGUUUGCCACCUUCCUUUGAUAAAUUAUUUAAAUGAUCAAUCCAUUUCUCCUCAAUCCACAAGUGAUUAAUGUACAAAUCAUUUCAACACAAAGGGAUUGUGUUGAAUGAUCCAUCUGUGUGAUGAAAUCUCUUCAAACACUUGAGAAUACAAGCAUCUGUGUCUGGCUGCCACAUGGAGCUGUUAAACUCUGAAGAAUUGUCAGGUUUAUGGUCGUCUCUCCCCGUCUGUUUGUUUGUGUCCUUAUCGGUGUGUUUGUGCUUUUCUUCAGGUGUUCGGGGGGCGUUGAGGUGAUGCAGGUCCCCCGGUCAUCCCAGUGGAGGAGCCAGCUAAUAAAGAGCGGCUUUGGCUGCUGAACACUCCCUCCUCCAUCCUCCACCAUCACCACCACCCCUCACCCCCUCACUCGCUCCCUCCAUCUCUGAUGGCUCUAUGGGGCGUCAUCAGCCUCAGCCUUCACUGCUGGGUGUGUUUACGGUCGGCGGUAACAGCAGCUGCAGCGGCAACAACCAGCCUCCCCAAUGACAAGCCCGGGGGCCCCCUGGAUUGGCUCCUGUCGGAUAAAGGGCCCUUCCAUCACUCCCCGGAGUACAUCGACUUUGUGGAGAAGAACCGGCAAGGCUUCUCCACCAGAUACAAGAUAUACAGGUGAGUCAGUCACUGUGUGCGGCUGUAAUGAUUGUAUAAAAACUUCCCAAAGGAAACAUAACACUGUCACCACAGGUCUGGUUGUGGGUAAACAAAGAUCAGGUUCAGGAUUUAUACGUCUACAUGCUGUAUUCAGAUUAGUACACUCUACAAAGUCUUGGUAUUCUGUUCUGCCACAGGCUGCAGACAAAGACACCAUCAUACACCUGCAUAUUGCUCAUGUUGUUGUCAUUUUCCGCCUCAUCCACCCUUCAGUUUUACUCCCGGUGCCCACAUUGUUAAAAUAAUGAAUGAACUUGAACCCACGUUAGCAGCUGUUGGUUUUGAAAUUGAGAACACCUUAGAGCUGCAAAAACCUUAUUCAUAAUGAACCUCAAUCCUGCAGGCACCAAAUACCUCAGUAUGAGACCAUUGACAAGCUCUCCAUCAUGCGCACUUCCCAUUGUGAUCAGCUUUUCCUAUUUAUUUAAAGAAAAUCCCGGCUGCCUUCGAACUAAUUUGGUGCUACUUUAAAGAGGCUUUGCUUUCACACCAACAUUGUUUAGUCUGGACUUCUAGACUCUUCUGUUUGGUCUGAUCCAAAAUAAUAGGUGUGAGUCCUUCCCUGGACCAUGGUCCGGAUCACACAGCCAGACCUUGGUGUGGCCAAAAGAGGGGAUAGUGUGGGCCUCGUGUGAAGACAUUAUUUUGAAAGGUUGAAAUGAUGCGAGGAGUAGAAGUGUCCGUUAUUUUGUUGACUGAAGAUUAUCCAAGAUCAGGGAAUUUGAUAAUAUUGUAGAUUAAGUUAUACCUCACUAUUGUCAUCUUAUCUUUUCAAGUCUUUUACUACAUACAUCUUCUCUCCAGAGUCCGUGUCUGCAUACAGGAUUGCCUCCUUUCUUCUCCUUUCCUGUCGACGAGGAUAAAGUUGUCGUCUAAUGAUAAAAUGCAUAAGACAAACUCAACUAGCCUCAUGUACAGCUCAUAAAGUUGUCGCUGUUUGAUAGUAUAAAAUCGACAGUUAUACGAUGGUGGGAAUGACGAUUUCAUUUGUGUUUACAACAUUGAAGACCCACGUUAUUCAACAUGUUGACGUCAGACACCCACCAGCCAAAUGACUAAUCAUUAUAAACUACAUAGACACACAAAGCACGUAGUUGAUGUUGAUAUCACGUAGGUUUGUAGGCACAAAAUUAUAGCAUGGUAUCAUCGGCGUAGAGGUGUUGCAGUCUGUCAAAGUUGUGUUAUCUUGAUUUAGAGGUCACUACAUUGAUUAUGAUGCAGUAUCGAUGCUAUGUUAGAAGAGUUUAUGGACAUAAGUAUGGUGAAGCUAUACAUGAUUUUAUAUCAUCCAUUCCCAUUAACACUCAGCUGUUGCUCAUUUAGACGUUUGAUGUCAUAUAACAUAUCUGGAAUUUUCCCACAAGCCCCCAUUUCACCCUCAUUACAUCACUGUUGUGGGAUUACAUAGUGCAUCGCAGCCUGCUAAUCAGGUGAAGUUGUAGAAAUGAUAAAUACACGGCGUGACGAGGGGGGAAUGAUCUCACAUGCGCUCAGGUCGAAUUGUCUCGCAGGCGUAAAUCUGAUGCAAUUUUGAGGGCAAGGGGAUUUCAAAGGCAUUUCAACAUGUGUGCGAUUAUGUUUGAUCACGGCGGUGUCGCAACUCCAUCCACAAAGGAUUUUUUAGAAGAGGUACAUUUGUUUUCUCCCCGCUUGCAUUUUUAUUGUAACAUCAAAAUGAUGUAAAGGAGAAAAUGAAACAUCACACAAACACACACACACACACAGACACACACACUGGCCAAUAUGUUUUCUGAAAAUCCUUCUCAUGGUUAUUUUGUAGGCAGACUGGAUUAUUGGCCCUGUGCUGUCAUGCUGAAAAGGUUUCUCGCUGCCAAUGUGCACAAGAUUUCUGGCACUUUCCUCGACAGAAUCAUGAUGUAUUUCAUGCAGACAUGUUGCUAUCAGCAGGCUCUACAUCACAUUGUGCCGCCUUCCAAACCCCCUCAGGGAGUCAACCGAUCAGGUGGUCAACUGAAAUAUGGUGAUGAACGCCGGAAAAAAUGAUGAUUUGUCGUGACAGAAACACAGUCUGAGGUAUCGGCAUGCAGCCGAAUUAACACCGACUGUGUCAUGAAUCAUAUCCUUCGUCAUUUAGGAGGAUGUUGUCCGGGCUCCUGGAAAUAGAUGGACAGGGCUCCUGACGUCUAUGGAUCGGUGCGAGGAUGCUUUAUGGCUUCGGCGUACGGGCUUUUUAAUAUUUCCUUCUCUGGCAAAAGGCAGCGAUCCGUUUGAGCCGAGCUGCACGAGCUACAAGAUUAAUAGUCUUAUCAUGUGGCCAAGUGAUUAGUGAGCUCUUAGUACUUAUUACUCUGCAUUAUCACAAAAUCCCCUGAGAGGGUUCUGUCAGCUGCAAGGUUGUGUUUGAGGCUCUUUAGAUUACCACAAUGCGGCGUUGAUUAAUAGUGAUGAUAUUAAAAGGAGAAACUAACCUAAAAAGUAAAUAGCCUGUAAAUCUUCCCAAAUUGAAAUUCUCUUGGAUUCGGUCCCAGUCGAGUCCAGAAAGGAGACUGACAAAGACAGGAGGGAUACAGCUGUGUGAGUAAGCUUUUCUUUCACUGUUUUGGCAAAUAAUUGCCCCCUUCAGUGCUUGUGUUGGUAGGGAUGAAAUGUGGUGAUGUUUUUGGGUGCACACACCUGCAGUUGGCUCAUGCACAAUUCAGCAGAGCUGUAGUUUUUCAUUUUUUUUUUCAAAGGAAAUGGGCUCGCUGCCACGCUCUCUCAUGAGGACAAAGUCACGCCAAGUCCCACAAAAUUCAAAAUUUCUUGCAUAAAGUGUAUUUCAACUUCACAGCUACCCCUGCUGGCAAUCACAGGCGCUUGAAUUUUCAAAUCAAGCUCUCGCUCUCAGGCACCGACAAGAAAGGGAAGUGAUAUUCCCAACACACUCCGGGAAAAGAAAUGGAAACACACUUCUCUGCUCAUUACUCCAGGCUGGAAUCGGGGCUUGUGUUUCCCUCCUGCAGACUAUUUCAUCCAGUUGAUUUAAAUUUGAAAAUUCUUAUUCGGCUAAAAUACCCAAUUCCCAAACUGAUAUUAUAUUUAUAGUUUCAUUUCAAGUAUAAUGAGUAUGCUAGACCUCUUAAAUGCUUCUGUAAAUGACCAACUCUCAGGGCAAGCUCUGGCUGGAUGAAAUCAAAAGUUUACAGUUUGCUGAAGUUUUUGAUUUAAAUGAGAAAUAUUCGAUUAAAAAAAGUCAGUCCAAAAGUUUCUUCUUGAUUUUUGAUGCUGCAGGGACAUCCAGUACCGUUUUUUACAGGGCAGUCAGGUUUGAUAACCAGCCCAGUUUGGGGAAAAGUUAAAAAAUGUUCAACUUUAAUUUUCUGAAGGAUAUAUUCUUGGAUUAAAAAAAGGUAUUAGCGGCCAAUCUAAGAAAACACUCGCUGUAUCUUCUCAGGCGUGUCCAGAUUACUUAUGUAAAUCAGUUACCAGCGUGUAUGUUUCCUGCCAGGCAGUUUGCAGUUCAAUAACCAGCAAUCAUACAAUAACACAAGAAGCAUUAUUGUCCUGGAAAUAAACUUAUGCACAGCUUGUUAGUUGUGUUUUGUUGGGGUGGAAUCAGAGAGUUUAACAGCUUUCUGACAAUGACGAUAAUCUUCGAUAAUCAAAACUGCUGCCAGACUCUGAAAAUCUGCUGGUUAAAAAAUUAAUGUCGGCACAAAUGGCGAGUUUGUCUCUGCUUAGAUGAUCAGAAACUCGGUUCAUUCAAAGCAUAAAGGGUCAGAAUUCACCACAGUGAAAAAAAUCUGCCAUUUUAUCUUCAACUCAGACUUUGUAUUCGUCUCAGUAAUGAAAGAUGUUCAUAAAAGUGCAAAUACAAACCGGUUUCUUGUUAGCAUAACUGGAUACAAACAUAUAGAUGCUGAGAGUCGGCAUAACAGAUGGACCUUCUAAGGCGCUACAUGUACAGUAUAUGCCUGUAUCUCUUUGUUGUAAAUGUACAUAUAUUAAAUGUAUUACAUUUAAUUACAGGGCUUGACACUAACUUUGUUCACAAGGAGCACAUAUUGGUCAAUUUAAGUACUAUUAUUUGAAAUCAAUUUUAGGUCUUUUGGUCACAUGACAUGCAAGCUAUUGAAGAAAAUGUUCCAAAUGUGCUUUUAAAUUUAACACAAAAAAAUUUUAGAGGACAAGUUAGAGAAAUAAAGAGGUGUGUCUUAUUGUCCGACGUAACAUGGAAGCUAUUAAAGGAAAACCGCCUUUUUUGAGAACGUCAACCUGUAACUUAUUGAUGGUCCCUUGAUGGUGACAGCGAGGGUGCCGAGUAGAUUUAACCGCACUGCUGUUGCUAUUCCCUAUCGUGGAGAGUGAGAAGACACUGGUAGAUCCACAGUGAAUGUCGAAUAUCCAACCUAAAACUAACUUCACCGCUGUAUUUACAUGAAAAAACAUUUGUUGCCUCAGCGGAUUUUCUUUAUAUGCACAUGUGCCCCUAAAUAGGUUUUAUAAUUCGCACACAUCUAUUUAUAGUCGCAAAUGUGAGUGAAAUGGUCACACUGUCGAGCCCUGAAUGAACAUAUCAUCACAUGUCUGAUAUUAUACUGUAGAUAUGUUUUUUUUAUUCCUUUUAUAUAGUAAUGUUUUCCAGAAUUAUACUACAUACAUUAUUUGCUUGUGACUUAAACUAUAGAGUAGUAGUGUUGAAUACUGUAAACAAAACCCCAUGUGGCCAAUUUUGCAUAAUAUAAGAAAAAAAUCAAUCUUCUUAAUUUCUUUUUAUUUAUGAUUAAAUCACAAAAAUGUUAUUUAAAGCUCCUGUGAGUAACUUUUGGGUUGUGUGAAUUAUGGCGCCCCCUGUGGACAAAGCAGUUUUUGCCUUUCUUGUCCUAUAAAAAGAUCAAUCUGAGAGUUAAAACUAUCCUUUAACUUGAAUAUAGUAUUUGGAAAACAUGUAAACAAGGUUGUUUUUUCAGCAGCUUCAGAUUUUCUGGUUUAGUUUUGUUUAUCAUAAAAAAGCAUUAACAUGAAUUUAGGUCAAUUUCUCAAAUGUCAAACAACACUCAAAUGAGCUUCAUGAAUCGUGAAAUCAUGAAUAUGUCGGACAUUUGCGCCGAAUUAAUGUCAAAUUUUAAUAAAGGAGUAUAAGGUCGAUCAAAUAGUUUGUUUAAGUGUGUUGUAUGGCUCAAUAUGUCCCUUUUUUAUAUGAAUUAUUGCCUUUUCAGUUGUGAGACACUCGUGGACUACAUAGCUUUCAUUCUAUAGUCAGUAAUUAGACUUUUAGUGGCCAUAUUUUAAACCUACAAGAUAUUUCAUUGAUCUUUAAGCCUUCAGGUUCGAGGAAAUUAGCUCAAGAUGGAAAGAAAUAAAGUCACAUUUAUAGAUGUUUUGUACCCAGGCACAAAGUUUACUAGAUUCAGACAUCGAUUCCUGUUAAAAACUCAACGACGAGUCACUGAACAGAGGAAAUAUCAGAAAAAGGUGCCGGUUUGUGAGGAAGCAUCACAUCCGUAAUGACUUCAAACAACGGGACUCUAAUAAAAACUGUAAUCAGUUUAUUCUGGAAGCACCCAGGACCCAACCACCCUUCGAGUUAACUUGAUCAGAAGCUGGCAGCUCAUGUUCAAUCAUGUUGGAUUUAAGAGCCACUUCAAGCAGCCUGAACAACAGCAGAUUUCCUGAACCCCAGGGGAGCCUGCAGGUGCUCUGAGGAGGGUUGAGGUGAGUGUUUUAGAUCAGACUCCCUCGGCUCUGCUUCUCAACGUCCCGCUGCUACACUCCAACUGAUCUUCUUUAUCUUAUCUCCACUCCUCAAAGUCCCUCAGAGAUUUUGGCAACUUCAAGUUCUUGCGGAAAGUAGGCUGUUGAAGAAGCUCUAAUAAAUAGCAUUUUUUUCCCCCCUAAUGACACAUUUUCUCAGCCACUACUAAAAAUAUCAAAAAAGAAACAGAGCUGGCCUCGCUCGUCUUUAUUUUUGAAGUCAUAAGAGACACGCCUUCAGACAGUAUUCCCCCCAUCAGCCCCUAUUAAUGGCUCAGUUUUACUUUCAUUCUCACUUUUAUUCAAUUUGUUAACGCCCCAGGCAACUGUGGAGGGCAAUUUCGCUCUCUUUAGUGGAGCUCUCUCACUUAAGUUGGAUUCGAUAAAGAUGAUAAAUGUGUAAAAAUAGGUGUAAUUUCACUAUAAAUGAAAGAAAGCCUUAUUAUAGUUUCCCUUUCUAUCCCCAUUUGAGAUAUUCAACAGCAUUAUAACAGCUGCGAAGGAUGGUGAGCAGUCUUAGCCCGUUCAUUGGUCUGUCAGCGUCGACGGUCCAGACUGAAAUAUCUCAACAAUUACGGAGCAGAUAGUCGUAAAAGUUUGUCGAAAUAUUCAUCGUGCCCAGAGGAAACAGGCUUCAGUGAUAUGCUGACUUUUCAACCAGAACUUUGUUUUUCUUUUCAGUCAAUUUCUUUGAAAAUAUUCAGAGGAAAUGCAAACUUACAGACAUUUAUACUCCUCAAAGAUCAGCUGAAAUCCCUUUACUCGCCAUAAAGCUCGCCAUUAAGAGAAAAAUACUUAAAAUUGUCUUGUACUUGUUUUAUUCCCUCCUUUAUCACACAUUUGGCCAUACUUUUUAAUAAGAUGUCUUUCAGAUACAUUUUCAGCACAUUUAUAUAAUUUCAAACUCGCAAAUUAAUAGAUAUAAUCAGUGCAGAUGCCAAUAAGGCGCACACAUCAGUCAUUUUUGAUCAUAUACUGGUUUAAAUUAGUUGAUUUGUGACAAUUGGGAGCUAGUUCAGGCAGGCAACUCAAUCAGAGAACGUAUCCUCCUGAUUAGUUGGUCUAUUUAAGCUACAACAUGUGAGCAGACUCUGCUAAGCCAGCACUCAAACUUUCAGCUGCACCACCUCCUCGAAUUCUCUAAAGUUUCGAGUAUUGUCUCAUCGCUCCUCAGUUUCUGUACAGAAAGUCGGUCUGUGAUGGGCGCUUACACCAAGCAUGAGCAAAAUCAUCUACACACGUAAUUCGAGUGAAUCUAGACGCAUGAGUGAACAGUAUUUACUCACUUUAUUUGCGCAUCAAUGGUAAUUUUAAGGGUAAUCCCUGCCAAUUCAACCCGCGGGAUCAAGUAAUAGACAAAGGUUUUUCUACAGUUUACCAGGUAAUCCGACCUCCUCACUCACUUGCCUCCAGGCGAGCUCCUUUUUAAUUGAAGGAAAAGGUAUCACAUAAUUCGGGGCACCCACACACUGACAUUAUCAGUUUGUCCUCCAUUUUAGAGACCAGUGAACAACCGUCCCUUUUCAUACCUUACCUGGUAACCUUUAUGCUGAUUAGUUAUCAUGACGUGAAUAUCCGCUCAAGUUGAGAGAUUUUCAGCUUCCGCCCAGUUCGCGUCAUUCGCCGCCAGAGUAGUACGAGCGUCUAAUCAUUCACGCAAAUGAUUUUACUCCUGGAGCCUGAGUGCCAAAGACAGACAGUUUACUGCUGCAAAAAGUUUUGACCAAAUUAACUGGAGUCGACAAUCACGACCAUCAUAUCUAACUCUAGACUGUUAAUCAUACCUGGAGAAAGGGAUGCUAUCUUUAUGACCUAUUUCUAUCCUCUUAAAUCAAGAAUAAAUGAUAAUAAUAAAUAAAAAGUCUAACUUUUGUAACUAAAGUUGUGACUUUUGGAGAAAAAAUGAUGCUCUGGAGAUGCUACUAAUGCUGUGAAAUAGGGACGUGCCAUCUUAGGCACCUCACGAUUUAAUUUGAUUAUGAUUUAGGAUGCAACAAUUUAAUUAUUUAACGAUUAUUAUGAUUAUAGUCUCUCUAUUGUUUUAUUUUUAUAAGACAAAAUGAUCCAACACUUUGUUUACAACAAAAACCACCUCUUAUUACAUUAAGUACUGUAUCUAUUAGCUUGCUCAGCUUUAAUCUGAACCAUUAUGAAGUAGUCAUAAUAACUUAACCUCAGUAAUAAUAAAGUAUUCAAUGAGCAGAAUAGCAUCCCACAACAAUCAAACAUUAUGCUAUCCACAACCAAAAGCAGCUUUAAAUCUCAAAGAGUUAAAGAUGAAUAGAAUGAGAAUACAAUGAAUUAAAUCCUUCAAACACUGGAUUUUAAAGUCAAGCUUGAACCUCACUCUCAGCGAGUUCGCUGCGCUAUGUUUGCAAACACUGUCCGUCCCGUGCUUCUUUUUCAACUCCAGCCAACUCCCUGUUGUUUCUGUAAUUCCACUAUCAUGAGAAAUAAUCGAUUUUUGAACAUUUUUAAAUCGUAAUCCAUCGCCACGUUUCCCAUUACGUUGCAUCAAAUACUCUAAGAUUUGGAUUUGCCAACCUCUACUGUGAAAUGAUUCCUAUCAACUGUUUUUAGGUUUUCUCUGAACAGAGUCACCAUAGGGCACCAAAACCAACACAAAGAGGGAGCUCAGGAUCAGAGAAGUAAUGUCAUAUUUUUGAUACAAGUGUUGGAGCACAGAUGGUUGUUUUGGUAAAUUUAGAGUCAUGAAAUAGCUUAUAUUCUUGGCUGUGCUCUCUUUUUAUGAGGGCGGCUGUCACUCAGAUCCCACAAUCGAGUCUGUGUUGAUCUGUUUACAGUCCUCUUCUUUAGCGGAGAGGUUGUUUGUCUAUUGUAGAGAAGAAAAAAAAGGACAGAGGUGGUUGAAAGUGACUGUGUUACUGCCUGGUCUGGCCCUCCUCAUUGGUAGUCUGAAUCUCUCUUAAAUCUUAAUAAAAGCUCCAUUACAGAAGAAGAUGGAUCACCAGGAGCGGUGCUCUAAGUUUCCUCAGCAACCGUGGAGUAAUAAUUCCACAUCAAGCUGUCCCUCCUCUCUGUUUGUCUCCUCUCGCUGAUUGAAUUUGAAAAGAAUCAUGGAGGGUUUGUUUUUUCGUGGAUGUCAGUGUGAGUGUAUUUUGGCGGAUCACUGGAGAGCGAACCCAUCGCUUCCAAUGCAAACACAAUGUGGGCCUUCCGCCGCAGCCACCUGUCCACGAGAAGCACUGCCAAGGGAGAGCUGCCACAAUCACCAGGGUGAAGGCAGGACUGUUGACAUGGAUUUGGCUGUAUUCUAAACAUGCAUUUGGAUAAUGCAUGUGAUUAUCUUUAUGGGGUAAUACUGCAUUGCAAAAUACAUUGAUCUCAAAACUUUAUCAUACCAAUUAAAAAUGAUCGCGGUGAUUCAUCCGCAGGGUUAGACGCCAACAAACGACAAAAUACAGACAAUCAGACAUUUCACCAAAUCGGAUGAAAUGUUCGUGUAUCUGCUGCAUCAUUUAUAGAAACAAACGAUUGGUACACAAAAACAGUAGCUGCUCAUUGUAAGUACUUUAUAUGUGUGAGAUAAGAUCCACUCUGGGGAUUGUUGGGACCAAUUUUAAGGUUGGACCUCCUCCAAAGGGUCACAGGAUAAAUCUGGAGGUUGUGAGAUGAUUAAUGACGAAGGGAAGAAGAGGAGUUCUGCACCCAAAGUUUGUAUUCAUGUGCUUUACCUAACUUUUUCAGAGAAAUUGGAAAGUUUGACCUCUGCAUCCCCCCCAAAAUAUUCAUACUCUAUCGUCUCAGAAGAGGAGGGGUCAUUCUAACAAGACAGAAAUCAGAUUUAUGACAAAUGAGCUCAACUUAAUAGACUCUUUAAGAGUCAGAAGCCUAAUGGGUUGGUAACAACUGAUUGAGUCUUUAAUAUUGCUCUGAGUUGGAUCCUAUUUUUCUAUUUUUGUUAGUAAGUAAUGGGGCUUUCACAUCUACACCGUUUGAUCCAGACUUUUCUGUUUAGUCCAAACCAAACUAAAACCUCCCCAGGACUUUGGUCCAGACCAAACAGCCGGACCUUGGUCCCACCAAAAGAGGUGGUCUCGGUCCAGACUAAACUGAACCACAGUCUGGUUCAUGCCCAGUGUGAAAGCCUUAUUUUGAAAGGUUCUUUGCACCCAAAAAAAGGAUAUGACACAAGGAGUAGAAGUAUCCGUUAUCAUGUCCAAUAACUGUGAUGUUGUAAUGUUCAAUUCCCCCCUAUCCCGAGUCUGUCCGUUGUGUCCUUGGGCAAGACACUUAACCCACCUCGCUCCCUGUGUGAGUCCUCCACUGGUGUAUGAUUGUGAGUGUUGUGUGGUGGUGGUCGGAGAGUCUGUAGGCACAUACUGGCCGCCACAUUUCCGUCAGUCUGCCCCAUGACAGCUGCCAAGGUAGUUUACCUUGACUCGCAGGAUUACAUACUUUCUUUUACUUUCCUGUAGAUGUUGAUUAAGUUGAUCAAAUUCAACAGACUUCCUUGGACCAGCCUCACGUACAGCUCUUCAAAUUGUCGCUGUUGGACGUAGAAAAUCAAAAAUAGUACAAUGACGAUUUCAUCCAUGUUUGAGACCUGCGUUAUUUAACGUGUUGACGUCAGACGCCCACCGGCCAAAUGACCAAUCAAUGUUAACUACAGAGACACCCAAAGCACGUAGUUGAUGACGAUAACACGUAGGUUUGUAAUGUAAAUUCUUUUAGUCCGUUUGCAAUAAUGACAGUGUGAAACCUAAACAGACUGAACCAAAUGUGGACAAUGUCACAAAAACACCACAACUGUCAUACAUUGCAGGUUUACUCAUGUACAACUAAUAUGCAUUAUUCUGAUUUGCAUUGGGGUGGAAGUUCAUAAUCUGAUUUAGACAAACUGUUUUUUUCGCCAUGUGCCAAAACCCUCAAAGUUGGACUGAUACACAUGUUUUCUCUGUCAUGACUCAAUUGAAGUGAAACUGGCUGAGGCAUAAGAGUCAAUGAACAGACUUAUUUCAAUCCAGAGUCAAACUGGUUCCUAUUUUUAAACCGUAUUUAAAUAAACCAGGUUAGAAGUGACGUGUUUGCCUCUCUCUGUUGAUGUACACCUUUCAGAGCAGCAUACAUAAAAACACUUCAAAGUUACAGAGGAUUAUUUGAUCCACUCUAUGACUGUCUAUGUUGUCUGAAGCGGCCCUCUUUAAAUUCAGAGAAAACACAAACAACUUUGAAAACUUUGCCGCGAUAGCAUCCGAAGAGUCGAGCUGAUGUGCUGAACCGAUGUGGCUUUUGCAAACAGGAGCAAUGAAAUUGAUAAUAAUAAUAACUUAGCUGCUUGUUGGGAGGAUUGCGGCUCCCUAAAAUCAACUCUAUGGUGAAACCCAUUUCAUUUCCUCCUCUCCCCGCAGGAUGAACCAUUUGGCCUGUAGGGGUUUAAGAUAAGGCCGGGCUAGCUUAUCACAGUCAACGAUAACUGAGGAAACGAACGACAGCGGGGAUUUGCGAAUACUCUUUCUGUACCUGCUCCUCCUCUCCCUCCCUCCCUCCCUCUCUGGCUGUGUAUUCCUCUCUUUUUUUUUUCUUCCACUGAACGUGCUGCAGCUUUGAACUAGUGCUUUCACGCUGCAAAGUGGAACUCAAGAGACAUGGUGUCCCAUUUGAAGAGGUCAUUUAUUUGUAUGGCAUGAAAUGAGCUGAAGAUUAAUAGCUACACUAGAUGUAUCUGAGCCAGAGAUUAGUCAAAGCCUUUGUCUGAAUACUACAGUGUCAGCAAAAAGGUCAUCGGGAUACAACAUAUCCAUUUAACAUCAUUAUGUUUAUUUUACACACUCUGCCUCCAGUUUCUGCUUAACGCUGUGUGAAAAAAAAUGCCUGUUUUCUUGUUUUGUGACUGAAAUUGAAAUCGAUACGCGCUCCGAAUGUUUCGCUCUUAACUUUGUGUGCAUCGGUUUGAAUUGGAGACGGAUUCACGCUCCGUAUCAUUCAAACAUCUGGGUGUUGGAGCUUUCCUCAUUACUCCUGCUUUAAUGUGAUAUAUACCCUUUCAAAAGGCCACACUCCCUCCAUCUAUCAUCAGCCGCCAAGGUUGCCCAACCCCGUUCUGAUUACAGCAGUCAAACUUUUAUUAUGGAGGGGGGGAAAGUGCAACGUUUGACGGAUCAGACACGCAGCUGACACGCUUUACUGACUGUUUAUUCCUUCUCCUAGAAUGAAAAUACUCGUAUUCAUGUCAUACUGGUUUUUACAGGGGAACAUUGGGGUUAAAACCCGUUUGUGCCCAAUUUUUCUCAAUGUUUGUGCACAAAAUCAUGUUAAGUGAGUCUGAAAUAAACAUUUCCUUUACUUUCUGUUUUCUUUGUAAGAUCCCUUCACUUCAUUUUCCACUAUAAGAGUGAAAGACAGUUGUACGGAAGAGGAUGAGGGCAACUGGAAAACAAAAAAAUAAAAGGUCCAAUAUAAGUUUUUGAAUAAUUAUUCUGAGAUUAGGGUCACAAUUCUGUGUUCAAGGUUAGAAUUCUUAGAAAGAGAUGGAAAUCUGAGAUUAAAGUCAGAAUUCUAAGAAAAAUCUGGAUUCUGAGAUUUAGGUACAAAAUUUAGGAAAAAGUUGAAAUUCUGAGAUUGAGGUCAGAAUUCUGAUGUUAAAGGUGAAAUUCUGAGAAAGAGUCAGAAUUCUGAGAUUAAAACCAGAAUUCUGGGAUUAGGGUCUGAAAUCUGAGAUUACAUUUGAAGUUCUGAGAAAGAGUCAAAAUUCUAAGAAAAAGUCAUAAUUCUGAGAUUGAGGUCAAAAUUUUGAGAAAAAGUCGAAUUUCUGAGAUAAAAAAAAACAGAAUUCUGAGAAAAAGUCUGAGAUUUAGGUCAGAAUCCUGAGAUUAAGAUCAGAAUUCUGAGAUUAAGGUGGGAAUUCUGAGAUUUAGGUCAGAAUUCUGAGAUUUAGGUUGGAAUUCUGAGAAAGAGUCAGAAUUCUGAGAUCAAAGUCAGAAUUCUGAGAUUAAGGUCACAAUUCUGACCAUUUUCCUCAGAAAAAGAAAAAUUAUAUGGGAACUUUUUUUCUUUUUCUCCCAGUGGCUCUUAUCUUCUACCGUACAGUUGAAUAGUUGAAUGUUUUUCAAUUGAAUUCUCCUCGUUUAGAAAUACUUUUUUGAUAAUAAAAAAGUGUGAGAACAAUAUAAUUAUCUUUUUUAAUUCAAGAAAUUUUCAAGAAAUUAAACUAAGACAGGUUAAUUUGUUUCCCCAGUUGUACAUAAAAGUGCUUGAAGGCGUCUAACUUUGGUUCUUAUUAAGUUAAGAGCAAUAAAUCUAUAAAAAGAAAAACACAGUUAUGAUGAAGUUAAUCGUAAAUUCCAUUUAACAACAGUGCAGGGAAAUGAGUUUGGUCUUCUCUUCUUUAUUCCCACUAUAAUACAAGAGAGUCGACUCUCAGUGUCACAUUUUUUGUGGAAGUAACACAAUCUAAAGUAGUAAUGAGGAACACAUCUGAAUGUUUUUGUCAUGAUAGGUUCUGGUUAGUUUAGUUUGUUUCUUGGUUUUGUAAUUUCGUUUGAUUUUCUGUGUUUUUCUGCUUCCCUGUGUUCAUUAUUUUUAUGUUCCUGUUGUUCUUGUUUUGCACAGUUUGGUUUCUUGGUUCAGUUUUCCGUGUUUUCCGUCUUAGUUCUUGUUUCCUGUUUUUGUUUGACCUCCUCCGUUGUCCCUCCUUUGUUGAUUACUCACACCACGAGUCUCACCUGUGUCUUGUUUGUCUCACCUGUUCGUAUAAAGUCCCUAUCUUCUCCUCCUUCUUGGUUGGUUUAUUGUCCUUGUUUUUUUUUCAUGUUUCUGGUGUUUUUGGUUUUGCAGUUUCCUUAGAUUUGGAUUUUGGUUAAACUUUGUAAGUUUAUGUUUUGUUUGUUGAAACUCGACUCUGUGGCAGAAUUAACCAACUUAGAAGGAGAGGAAGACAAGAGCAAGAGACUCAAGAGUCAUAAACAAAGACGGGGAAAUGAGGAAAUUAAACUAGACUACUACAAAAUAACACAGUAAACACUGAAAACUGAACAAAGAGACCAAGCAAUGAAAAACAAGAACAACAGGAACAUGAAAAUAAUGAACACAAGGGAAAAAAACACUACUAAAGAAAGAGUUACUUACAAACUACAAACAAACUAAACUUACAAGAACCUACUGUGACAAAAUUAGCCUUUUAUAUUAACAGAGGAGCAGGUCCUCUUUACACAGGCUGCCAUCUUGCAAAAUCAUGUUUCUGUCAUGUAAUCACUUACAAAUGAUUGCAACCACUGUCAAUAUUUUAAUGGCUUGUGAACUUGAUGAUAUUGACUUUGAGGGUAACCUUAAUGUCUGUCGAGAAUAAAUAAAGGUUACAAAACAACAACAAAAAAAAGUUUUUUCAAGAAAUGAAAUGAUCAGAAUUGUGCUGAAAAUAGGCAUACAGCAACACCAUGAGUUCGUAGUAGUGUCCUUGCCUUGCGUCUUUAAACAAAGGAUAGAUGAAGGUAAAGUGGUUAAUUGCUAACAAGCUCACUGCAGCAUUUUGAGGAACAGUUAAACACAAAAACGACAUUAAAGCUUGUUUCUUUUCAGGUUACUCAUCAGGCGAACAUUCACACUCUCAAAUAAAGAUGAAUUAUGAAUCUGAGGGAAGCCAAAGCUUGAUUGGUUGUGUCUUGUGUGAGAAGAUACACAGUGUCAACAAAAUCAUCAUUAUUUUACAAAAACUACCUUUACUUUGGAGGGUUCGCCAUCACUGCGCCCUUGAUAAAGUGGAAUACAAACUUAAAAAUGUUGCGUAACAGACUGAAAAUGAAAAAGUAAUUUCUUAGGUGUCUGUGCAGAUAGUUUUGAAAUGUGAAAUAUGUAUAUACUACCUGAAAAUGUAUUUAUGAGAGGAAAAUGACAGUCAUGCUUUUCAGCAGCACUCGCUAAAGUGGUUUUAACGCUCACAAAGAAAAAUGUUUUGUUCCAUUUCUUUCCAAAAAGCAUCAGGAUGCGGCUUUCCAAAUAACCUUUAAAACACACAGCGCUGUGCAGAGAAGCAGAAGGCUCUCUGAGGAAAUAUUUCCCCUGCUUUUCCUCUUAUAUAAGCAUGAUUAUGUGAGUAAAUUGGGGGCAGUGCCAGGCGGACUGCAAAAAAAAAAAAAAAAGAGAGAAUUGGCAACCAACUCCUGUAGCCUUCCCUGAGAAAUUUCAAAGUAAUCACAACCGAUCUAUUAUAAUUACAGCUGCGAUAUCUGUGUGUGACUUCAUAACUGUCUCUUUAUACAUUCAUUACCAUGCAGAUUGUGAUGGAAAGGAAAAGCGCUCUCAGAAAUAAACACACUCCCUCAGCUGGCCGUUUCUAUCAGACUGCUUUAAAACAUCAAAGAUCGACGCGCUCUUCAAACGCCGUCUUCGCUUUUCAAGUGGCUUUAAUUAGUCCCAGUUAAAGACGCUGAAAUAGGUUAGAUCUCUGUAGGUGGGUUUUAUCUGUGCUUCAUACAUCUCUCUACAUAAUGAUCAUAAACUAUUACCAGCCCACACAUAUCGAACAUACGCUGCUUUUUUAUACUUGUGACUAGUUUUCUCUGGCUCCAGCUGAAAAGGUAGAACUGCCCCGCUGAUCUUUUAAUAAGCUUUAUUUAGAGAUGGAAAUAUCACCGCCUUUAAACAAGAUAAACACAGUGAGUGUACACUUGUUUUGGAUCAGACAAAAGCUGCACACUUCAUGCGAAGGUGAAGUUGCAUCCUCCUGACUGAGGUGGAGGAAAAGGAUGUGCAGCUAGCAUUAUUAUCGAGUCUCUUUUAACGGCGCCUCUUCUCAAUUUCUUAGAGGUCGCGUCCUUCCCCUUCUUUGUCUGUCGGCUUCACUGAAUUCUGAAAAGAAGAAGUGAAUCAAAGUGCCUCUGAAUGCAUUAUAGAGAGCUGACGGUAUUUUGCAGCCACACAUGAAUUUUGCAGCUUCGUAUUAAUUUUUUAUUUUCACGCCUCUGCUUUGCAUCGAAUGCUACGGACAUCUACAUGUUGGGAGGAGAAAAACGAACAUGAUUCACGUCCUUGAACGCCCCAAACUUUUUACUUAUUUCUUUCCAACAUUGAAUAUUUACACUGCAUUGUAACAAAAGCUCAUUGUACUUGUCACUAAUUGUAAAGUGAUUCACUCGCCAGUAUUUGUGUGGGUGUGCCAGAUUUGAUGGAAAAGUUUCUCCAUGGAAACAGCAGAAAAAAAAAGGAUAUUUAGGACACUCGUUAAAUCACAAAUAAUCUGUUAUUGUCCUCAAAAACUUAGAGAAUAACUCAAACUAUUCAGAACAUUUUUAUUAUAACUAUUUAAGUCCAUCUGAAGAAAAUCAUGACAUACUGAUAAGGUGUGUUAUAACAAACAGGGGCGUAUCUAGACUUCCUGACUGGGGUGGCCCAGCUGGUAUCACAUAUUUUAUUAAAAAUUAACCAAAAAUAGAUAAUCAAAAUAAAAUAAACAAAGUCAGACUAAUUUAAAUUGAACUAAAAUCAAAAAAGGCAAUAAAUAAAUGAAUAAAAGAAUAAAAGCCAGGAAAAACAUUAAAAUUAUUAUUCUUGUGCAGUGGACACUCUCAGUUUGUUCUGUUUCUGAGGUUGUGUCCUAAACUGUGUCACUUCUCAGGGGUAUCAUUCUGCAAAGGACUCCGUAUAUAAAGGACCCAGACUGCUUUGACCCCUUAGACCAGACAUGUGCAUUUUAUGUCCCAAGGGCCACAUCCGGUCCUUUAGAUGUCCCUGCCCGGCCCUUCGAGAGGUCCGUCAAUCAAAUCAUCAACAUGCUAUACAAGUGUGUUGCUUUUAUUUUGAAAACCUAGCUGUUGUUUUAUUUCCGUUUGGAUGCACAUGCGCACAUCAUCGAUCUGCAUUCCUGAACAGAGACGAGUUUAAACAUCAUCAAAAUAUUCGUAGACGUCUUAUAGUCGCCAAAUUCACUUAUUAUAAAAAACUUUAGGCUUGUUUUUCUCAUAAGUCACUUGUAAAACUCGUGAGUCGCAGCUUUUUUGGGCUUGCUUUUCUGUAUGUGGGACCAGGCUCACAGAAGUUUCCAGCAUAUCUGGAUCAUGUAUGUAUCUGGUUUCCUCUUUGCACGGAGCUUCUUUAAUUUGCAUUCAUGCGGUGAUUUUCACUACAGAGCUGUCUCUGUUUACAAUGCAGUACCACCUGGGAACCCAAUAUCAUCACCAUAGAGUCCUGAGUCUUGAUCCUGUCCUUUUCAUGCAUUUUUCUAAACCUUUUAAAGACUUUGGAUGUUGCAAAAAUUCUGGUCUUUCUGUUGUUUUGGUCUGUCUGGUUUGCACAUUGCAAAAUACCAUCAUGUUGUUCACAUAUUUAAAGACUCUAAACUCAGAGCAGAAUCACAGAUGUGGAACUUCAGAUCUAAAUUCCCACAUUUCUCCACAGCAGACUUUCUCUACUCUACAGCAGGCUGUUCUGACCCUGCAUUUUUGAUCUUGUGCUUCCUCAGUCAUACAGAGUUUGGCCGUUGGUUCUUUCAUCCAAUUUAUUACGACAGCAGGUUAGCAGCGGUCAGAAGCCCGACCCGCUCAGGGCGAAUGAAAACCCUGUAAUCCAAAUUAGCUGAUUUUUUUUUUUCUUAAGGAGGUGCUAAAGUGAAAAUCUUGCAGCUCGCAGAAUGUGGGCCUGUAAGCGAGCACGUCCUGAUCAUUUUAUGUGUGUGUGUGCUUGCAAGCUUGCAUUUAUGGACAUGUGGAGUUUCCUGUUGGCAGGAAAGAGAGACACAAAAGGGCAGUCAUGACAGCUUCACAAGUUUUUAAUGUUGCUGUUGGGAUCUUCUGUUACCAUGUUAUUAGUAACAUGCAUACAGGUGCUAUAAUAAGAGUGAUUCUAGAGUUUUAUGUCUGUUCGGGGGAACUGCAGCGUCUAGUUGUUGCUCCCAUCUUGUACCUCAGAGUGAUGAAACAAGAACUCCUGAAAAGUUUGAAUACCAUUCAUAUAUUAAAAUUAUCUCUAACUGCAUUUUAAUAUAGUGACACCAACUGGACAUUUUGUGCACAUACUGUUGCAUAUUUCUUGAUGUGUUAAAUAUUAUCCUAUCCCAAAAAUAGUACAAUAAGUACUGUGAAGCUCUCUUUUUACUCAGUGAUGAUUUUCGUUUUGGUCUUGUUUGCCUCGUCUCACAUUGCUGUGUCUUUGUUUGUUGUCUAUUGUCGGUGUGUUUCUUUAAACCAUUUUGGUGGGAUUCUUGUGCAAUGUGUGUAUGUGCAAUGUGUGUGGGUUUGUGUGACUGUGUCUUUGUUAGGUCUAGUAGUUUGUGUCAUCAGUUGGCAAGUGUAUUCGUGCGGCUUUUAGAGUCCAAGACAAAUUUCCUCAAGGGGACAAUAAAGCGUAUCGUUUCGUACUGCAAUAACACACCAGUGAUGUACUCCAGCGUGUAUUUGAACAGUUAAGCUAAAAAGUCAAGGUCAUAAAAAACAUUUUAAUGCAUUUAUUUGAUUUAUAACUCCAAAAAAUCAUCUUGCAAUGAUAAAAUGGGCUUUGAAAUGCAAAAUAAUGGGAUUUUACACAUGUACUUUCAAAAAAUUUACCUGUUUGGGAUUUGAAAGACAGAAAAUUCAAAGAUUACUUGUCUAAAAGUGAGAUCCCAAGAAGUUUAAGGUUAGUUCAAGGUUUUUUUUGUUUGUUUGUUUGUUUGUUUUCUCCCACCUACUGUUCGGUACUUUGAUCAGCAUAAGAUUAAACAUUAUUUUUCAUGUGUAACCAAUUAGUGUGAGAUUAUUUGGACUCAUCUCUACUACAAAAAGCAAUUGGAGAUUUACGUACAGUUUAUUAAAGAAGCAAUAUUACUAGGCUUUAUUCAACUGUACUUGGAUAUUUGUGCCAAAAAGACGAUUCAUCUUUUUUUAUAUCUUUAUCUUAUGGUGAUCAAAACUGAGACUAAACAGAACAUACUCUAGUUUGAGACAUGACACUCCAACUGAUUCUGUUCCUUAAUUAUUAUAUAUGAUUUUUUCACCAGAUGUAAUGUUUGUGAUUGUUUUAUGAGAGUAUAAAUUGCGCACUAUUGUUUUGUUUGUUUGAGUUUUCCACAAAUUUACAGCCUGUGUGCUUCAGGUGAAUAAAAAUCGUAAAAUCCAUCACUUUUUGCUCUCAACUGACUCGACUGAUCCGUUUCUCAUGUUUGAUUCAAGUUUCUGCUCCUGAAAAUGCUCCACAAGGAGCCGAAAAGAAAUGUGGUGGCAGGUUUCAGGUUUUGGUGUGAAUCUUGCUUCGAGGAUGCAUCAGGAGUGACAGUGCGCCGUUCGUGUGGAUUUUAAAAGAGUUAUUCAGCGCAGCCCUCCAAGAUGACUUUUUUGACUUUGUGGCGCGAUUCAGAAGACGGAUGCCGCGCUCACGUCUCUUCACAAAGCAAAGUAUUCCCCAAAAAAUGUGCACCUCUUCCCGAAAUGUCAGACAAACAGCCUAUGAAAGUCUACUUUUAAUUCACGCCGCGCCGUCUCUGUGAAGCUGAGUGUGAAGCUGCGGGUCACACAGAACGCUAAAGCAUUUGUGAAGGACACUCCGCUCAUGGCAAUCUUCCGCUAAACACCUUGAACUUUUACUUGCGGUAGAACUUUCCACACGAGUCAAAGCUCUGCUGAAUGCAAUAUCAGUUUAAAGAGCCGUGCUUUGGGCAAAUUUGCUCAAAGAGUGACUAGAAAGAAAAGCUCCCGGGGUGUGAGGUUGGUCUUUGUUGAUUGAACACCCGUAUCCUCUGGUUCCUUAAGUUUCGCUCUAGUCCAGCUUCCCUGAGCUGGCUUUGACAUUUCUAUUUUUCCCUCUUACAAUAAAUAUUUUCAUUUCCGCAUGAAAGUGGAGAGCCACGGUGGAUUUGAAGCUGUAAGGGGGAGAUAGCGGGAAGAAAGUCCUUCCUUUACAGUAUUCAAAGCUUUAUUAAAAUUCUGCUCUCCUCCUCCCGCUGCCCGAACCGGCACAGUGUAAUCAUUGUAAAGCUGUCAGAUGCAAUCAAAUAUGAACAUGUCCAAAUGUGUUAUGAUCCUGAUGCAUUAGGGAUUCCUAUAAACACGGAGAGUGAUAGUCGAGGUCAGACAUAUUAGUGGUAAAAGUGAGCGAGGUAGAAAGAGAAGAGAGAGAGUCUUUUAUUCGUGCUGCUUUCACCAUUUUCUGUCGGAGCAAUGAGGCUUCAGCUUGUUCCACCAUGCGCUUCAUUCAUUGUGAUGUAUAUCUCACUCAUGAUGGGGCUAUUAGGGAAAACAUCUGUCAGCUCCCUCAUAUAGGCACGUAUCUAUCCCACGUGACGAUCGCGGCUUCGAAAGAUGGAUUUUCGAUCAGUUCACAUACAAAUACGUGCCGUCUGUGUGGGCAUGGCAUGGCAGGAUCCCUGACAAAUUAAAUUCUCUUCUCUCCAUUUCUCUUUCGCUGUGUCUCUCCCUUUGAGCCAUUUAUUCCUCUUAGAAAGCCAAGGUUAGGCAAACUGAUAUUGCUGUACGAGAGCCAGAGCAGGUGAUUUGCAGGCCAACCUUCUCCUCCUCCUACUAUCUCGGGGCUCCAUAAACUUUGUUCAAGUUAUAAUUCUUUUUCUUUUCGUCUCAUUUUACUUUACCUGACUUCUGCGUUUUACGAUGUUAGCGCGUGUUGUCACCCGUAGAGAGUGUAGGCAUGUGGUGGGUGAAUAAAAUUUCAACAUUUCAGUGGGACAGUAAACUAAAUCAAAGGUUAUGGAUUCAGAUCAGAAAGUGCUUCAACACUGCAGUGAAAAAAUUGAAUUUCACAUCUUCUUCCUUUUCCUUUGACUCAUCUUCAUCCAGGUUUCUGAGAUCAUGCACAGAAAUGACCUAUUUGAUCUGUAGUCUGGCUUUAGUCGAGGCCACUCUACCGAAACCGCUCUACUGUCGGUAAUGGAGUUGCUGUGAUUGGAUAGAGCUGAUCAGUCCUGGGUUUCAUUUUUGUGGGAUACCUCUGACACACUCACUGAACUUAGUUUGUGUCCCACCUCACAGGGAGAUCAUUUAGAGUACCAUGGAGGGGCGAAGAAGUCCGAUUGACAUUACUUGUUAAUGGGGGUACCUCAAGGGUCAGUUCUUGGUCCUUUUCUCUAUAUACCAUCUCACUUGAGGCAAUCAUAAUACAAUAUGAUACAAUAUUCUAUGUGGAAAUUUGUCUUGGACAUUCUUAACUGUUUCCACAAUAGCACCAAUAAAUGAAUAGAUAAAUAGAACAAAGGACACUGCAGCAGAAAUCAUUACCCGCUCUCGUAUCGCUGCUAUGCCGAUGAUACCCAGCUCUUCCUGUCAUUCCCACCAGAUGACACAGCUGUGUAAACCCAGAUUUCAUCACAGCUCAGUCAUUUUAGCACCACCUACAGUUCAAACAGUCCAAAACUGAGCUUCUUGAGAUCCCAGUCAGGCCCUCCUUACAACCACAGAUCAAAAUGCAAACUCACGCCCAUUAGGUCUCUGCAGAAUCUGGGUGUCAUGAUUGAUGACCAUAAUGGUUCAUGUGGCAGUAAUACUGAGUCCUGCAGAUUUGUCUUCUUUAACAUCAGAAACAAAGCUCCUUGGACAGGCUCUUGUAAUAUCACACAUCGAUUUCUGCAACUCCUUACUGGCAAACAAGUCAAAUCCUCAACAGAUGAUCUGGAAUGCAACAGUUUGAUUGGUGUUUACCAACCAAAACAGCUCAUUCUGGCUUUCAUUUGCAGUUUGCAUCAGAUUUGAAACCCUGUCAGUCACUUAGAAAAGAGCGAGGUCUACAUCCCUCUCGUCUGCACUCUCUCAUGCUCUGUCAAUAAAAAGACACCUGUUACACUCAUCAGAACAGGGCCCUAGGCCACAGGCCAGACUCUUCUCCUGUCUUUUUCCUCAGGUAUUGGAACAAAUUAACCAACUCCACUCAGUCUGCAGAGUCUCUCUCUCUAUCCUUCGGUAAAAAAACAAAGAAUUAGUUUUUUGGGAGGAACACCUACGCACUCGAGCGAGACUCUUCUCCUCUGUAUUUCCCAGAGGUGGGAUGGGUUACCUAGUUACAUCUGAUUUGCAGAGUCCUUUUCCACACUUGAAGAAGUUUCAGACCGUGUUUAGGUGAUGAUGAUGGCGAGGCUAGAGAGACUCUGGGUGAUAGCUGAACUUAUUGUCAUUGCUGUGGGUGAUAAUGUUUGUAUUUACUUAUUUAACUUCUUCCUUUUAAGCCUCUCUCUACAUUCUGUGCAUUACCUCUACUGCCUCCGUCCGUCUUGACUUAAAGGACUUACUGGUGCUUACUGAAGCUGUGAAAUUAGGAAAUAAUCACAAACUCUUCAUCAAGAGUCCUGAAUCUUCGACAUGUGUUUAACGUUUUCUCCUCUGGUUUCUACAGGGAGUUUGGGAGAUGGAAGGUGAACAAUCUGGCAGUAGAGAGGAGGGAUUUCUUGGCGUCUCCGUUACCUCUGACCCCUGAGUUCAUCAGGAACAUUCGACUCCUGGGCCGCCGGCCCACCACCCAGAUGAUCACUGACAACCUGAUCAGGAAGUAUGGGACCCACUUCCUGCUGUCGGCUACACUGGGAGGUAAGCAACCCCUUUUACUACUAACACGAAGUUAGUAUUCAAACCAAACAUUGGCAAAUGGACUCCAAAAGCUGGUGUUUGUUUGUGAAGCUGUACGGCCCAAAAUUUUUCAUAUAUAACCUGGCAGACAGACUCAGCAGGUGUCCAAUUUUCAACAACAAAAAAAAGAACAGCCUUCAAUUAAAGUCAUCUGUGAAAAAAAGCAGAUUUCAGAUCCCAGGCUUUUUAUUUUUAAAUGUUUGCUGGAUGAAAUGGUUGAUAUUGUUUGCAGAUUUUUUGACUAUAUGAAUUAAGAUAAUAAGAGAGAAAUCUUUCAAAACGUCUGAAGUUUUUUGUUUGUUUUGACGGCCUUGGUUGAAAUUGAAUCCCCCAAUUUCCUAUGAUGCUAUGCUAAAUCUACGCCACAAUUAAGUUAGAGUCAUUUUAAAUAAACGUUGAACUUGCGGGCAUCAAGUUUUACUGAGUUCAAUGGCUCUGUUCUGGGAGCUCAAUGCCAAGCAAAGUCCUGAGGUGAAAAGAGAGCAGCAGCAAAGACCUGCAGGUACAAAACAGAGCGAGCAUCAGGAUCAAUGCAUAUUGCACCGGUAAUAUCAGACACUGCAUUUAGAGGCAGAGUGAGAAUAGUGACAGGUUGCAAAGGAGGAGGUGAUUUAAAUAGGAGGCCCAGUUCUGAUGUUUGCAAAUUACAUGCAUAGAAGGGAAUCAUAUGGGUUGGUGUAAGCAUAGACAUUCCAUGCAGGAGCGUAAUCCAACGUUGCUGCCACACUGAAUGGGCCUCCGCACGCUAGGAGCCAACAGAGAACGAGAACUAUGCCCGUAUUUCGUGCACCCUAUGGUUUAAAAAAUUGGUGCAGUAUUGAAACCAGAUCACAUGGGAUUUUCCUUCACAUUUAAGGUUAAAAAAUAGAAUAAUUUGAUUUUUUCCAAUAUUUGACAGUGUCCCGUAUCAGAGCUACAUCCCUGCCGCUUGUAAAAACAAAAAAAAUGGUGUGAAAAUCGAGUAAAAAUUCAUGAAGUUAUAAUUAAUAUUGUUGGACAUACAUGUCUUUCGCAUAGGGGACCCAUUCAAGAUGGUUGGCCAUGCUGAUAUAUCAGCUCCAAUAGGUGGUGUCAGUCUAUGAGGUAUCUAGUCUACGUAUACUAUUGCUGCAUUCCAGUUACCUCAGAAGUAGGAUGUCGGAGCUGGGAAUGACUUUGUUGACGGGGUUCCAGUAAACGCUAACGCCUACUGUUAGCCGUUGUUAGCGGUUGUUAGCCAUCGUUAGCCAUUGUCAGCUGUCGUUAGUUGUUGUUAGCUAUACCAGUUGUAAACAACACAUAACUUACAAACACCGUAGCACCGUGUUCACAGUUAAACGUUGGGCAGUACAACAUAUACCACUAAUUUAAUAUCACAACAACAAAACAGAAGUGCUAAUAAAUAAUACAUCAGGAGAGCUUUAACUGUUACUCUUUACUGCUGAUGCACUGCGCUGCCAUCUUGGAUUAUGACAUUGUCAUCAAGUCAGGGUUGUUGAGGAUCGUCCGACUUUCUGAGUUGGAAAUCUGACUUCACAAGGGUGUUCCAGAUAAUUUUUUGACUUGAAGCUCGGAAAUUCCUACUUUGGAGUACAACUACAUUGCAGCAAAUGUCUCUGGGAGUUGAUGCCUCACGGUUUGGACUGCCUAAACUAACACUAUGCAAAGUUAUUGCAAAAGAAAUUAAAGCUACAACACACGAGAUCCCACAGCAAGUUAAAAACGAUGUUGCGCACAGACACUAUUGUUUUUUGCACUCCUGCUUAUUAUCAUUAUGGUGCGCGGUAGCAUAAGGAGAAGUCUGCUGUAAGGAAUUACUCCUCUCUUACAUGAUAUAGAGUUUAGUUAAGUACACAAUUUGUGCUGAUAGAAGCUUUCAGAAUUUGCUCUCCAGGCUGUUGCAUAUGGAAAACAGAUGGACAUGACACAAUAACUCAGGCGCAGUAAGUAACUGAAUAAAACAUCACAGCUAAAUAAAAUACCACUGGCAGCACAGAAAUCGCCUUUCAGAGAUGAAUCAAUGCAUGUAAAAGCUUGUGUACUGUCAACCUGCCACUCCCGGUCACACUUAAACCUCUUUUUUUGGGAUUCAACGGCGUGAUGAAUGGACGAGCAUUAAUGGUUCCCCAAGCGAAGGAAAGAAGAAAGAAAAAAGAAACUUGUUUAAGAUGCCAGAGAGGGUUCAGGCAAGUAUUGCGAAGCAGAUUUGCUUUUACAGAGCAACACUUGUCAAUUACUUUGGAUCUGACUCCUGGUUUAGAAAAGGUCGCUAUUGUGAGUGGCUGCAUGUAAUGCAACCGUACCAGCUGCCUGAGCUGAUGCAGCCGCUCGCUCUGGCCCUCAGCCAGCACUUAGUGGUAUGAAGAGAGGAGAAUGAGGAGUUUGUCUUGGGCAGCUGCCAGAGAUAUGCCUCUGUGGUUCUGAAUGGAUUGCCUCUGUGUGCAGAAACAUAUGGACCUAAUGAAAUUAAUAAAUAGAUUGUGUUAUUAAGAGGGUGCCCUUCAGCUGCAGAGGAAGAAAAGGCAGUGGGCAGAGAAAUGGCCCUGAAGCAUUAACGCUGCAUUAUGAUGAGAAAUAUGAUGUGCAGUGUCUCGGGGACUCUUGAGCACAGUGUGAAACUCCUCAGCCGCUGCACUUAUGAAGUGCUGAUUGCUGUGAUCACUGGCUGCUAAGACAGGGUGAUGUGGCUUUUCUUAAUUGUGGUCAAGUGUCUCCAUGCCUCAGAGACACCUGUACGGCUGCUGCUGCUGCUGUUGUUCUCUUGACCACCUGGAAUCAGGUGUGUGUGUGUGUGUGUGUGUGUGUGUGUGUGUGUGUGUGUGUGUGUGUGUGUGUGUGUGUGUGUGUGUUUCUCUUGCGGUAGAGCAGCUGUUGGGUUUUGAAAUUACGGCUCAGAGCUUAAAGGGAAUAAUUUAAAACAAAAAAAAUAAAGUAUCAUGGGUCGUGUGUUGCUAUGAUACCCCUGAAAAUGAUGUAAACGCUCAAACUUUGUUGGCAGUAAUAUCAGGUUCAGAAAAAAAACUGAUGAAUGUUGAAUGUAGAGCUUUAUACUGAUGUUGUGGGGAUACACCAUUACCUGUAUAUGGAUCUAUACUUGGACAGAGAACCAGGAGGGGGCGUGGCUUACACUGGACGUCUUUUGUGCUUCUUGCGUCAAUAAAAAACAAACAACAAAAAAAAAAUCUAUCAUUUGUUUCUUCAUCUCUGUCUCCUCUCCUGCAGACACCUGGAUGUGACUCUGGGUGUAUCUGAUUAGGUGUUAAUGCAGGUGUUGCCUCUGAUUGGUUAAUCCAAAAAGAAUUGCUCCCUCUUGAUUGGGUAAAGACGAUCAUCACUGGUUUAAAUCUUAACUGCUCCUUCCCCUCUCUCGAUUGUGUGCUCUGACCUUCAGGUCUGGGUCUACUGUGGCCUGAAUCUUCUCAUAGAUGUUUGACAAACUGCUUUGCUUAUAAUCUAUUUGUUUUUAUGCCAUAUCGCUCAGCUGCUGUUUUCAUUGAUUUUAACAUGAGUGUGAAGAGUAGGGUCACAUAGGUUUUCCCUCGACCGGGGACAAAACAAAGCAAAAAAUAAAAAAAUAUGGUCUUCUGAGAGAUGCCACCACGGACCGUAGUGGAGGUGGACGUGCUUCUGUCAAUACUUCAGUUCUUGCCUCAGGCUUGUAAACUUGGACAAGGACAGUAGUCCAGUUAAAUCGAAUGAAGAUUCAGUUAAAGCUGAACUAAAACUAAAAGACAUGACUGGUUUCAUUGUCGGUGUGUUGCCCAGCGCCUGCGACUAGAGAGAUGAGGUCCUCAAUACCUGAUAAAUAAUUUGAAUUAUACGGAAUAAAUCAACCAACUUUCAGUCGGGAGUUAGAAAUUAGCACAUCCCACUUAAACAGAAAUUCCUUUGUUGUUUUACUUGCACACCAAGUGCAAGUAAAAUCAUUUGCGCGAAUGAAUUACAUGUUAAGUCAAUGCAAAGACGCGAUUAGACGCUUGUCCUACUCUGGUGGCACAAAUGAUGUGAGUUGGGCGGGAGCUGAAAAUGUCUCAACUUGAGCAAAAAUUAGCGUUGCGAUAACCAAUCAGCGCGAAGGUUGCCGGGUGACGUAUGACAACAGAUGGUUGUUAACUGGUAUCUAAAAUUGAGGAAAACUGAUCGUGUCGGUGCCAUGAAGUAUAUGAUACCUUUUCUUUAAAUUAUCAGAACCGGAAUAAAAAAUUGAACUCGCCACGGCUGCACUUUCCUCUCUUCUGAUGGUUGUGGGCUUUCCACCACAUAUAAACAGCAGCAAUCUUCUCGACAUAGUUCGUUUCUACCACGCUUGGAUUUCUGGUAUCCAUGGUGCCAGAAUCCAAGGAAUGAGGAAGUUAUUUAGAUAAUUUAGCAUCUAGAUUGAUGCCAAUUACAUCACAUUUUUUGGCGUUGCACCUGCAUCAAUAACACAAUCAUAUUUGAAUAAAAAAAAAAAUAAUAAUAAUAAUAUUGUUCCAAAUUUACAAUAUUAAAGUUUCUCCCUCAUUAUCAGUGAUAAAGAUGUUUACAUAGGAGUUAAUAUCUGACGGGUUUAAUGGAGGUGUGACUCAUAUUAGGAGAAGCUGAAGCCUUUUACUUUAUUCUGUAACAUUCAUUUAACUUGAGGCCUGUGAGGCACUUUUUUUGGUCAACCAAGAGGGAAAAAAGUCGUGAGAUUUCUCAGACCGGCUCUUGUGUGACAGGCUGUUCUUCUAGGGCUGAUCAAAAAACGUCCAAGAAAGGUGUUCUUUUAUUUUUUUUUUUCCAAUGACAAGCACAAAUUGUUAUAAAACCACCUGACGGGAUAACAAAAACAGGGAUUGCUGCAAAGAUGGAACUUUUUGUCGGGGUAAAAGCCUUUUUUUUAUUUUUUUUUUUAAACAUGAAACAGUGGCCUUUUUUUUGCUCUCUCUCCAAAGCCCCUGGACUCCAUUAGAAAAAAAAAAGUAAAAUAAAAAAAGUUGUUUUAUUUCAGAAUAGCGGGAGCUGAACUCGUUGACUGCUGCCUCCAUCUGUUGUUCGGUCGUCCCUUUGUAUUGUUUUUGGUCAGAGAAAACCUCUAAAAUCCAAGGUCACACAAAAAAUAGAGCACUCGGAGUCCGCUUUUGCUGCUGUCUGACACAUACUUUUUCCCCCGUCAUUUCAAAGAGUAUUGACAGCUCCUCUUAAAUGUUUAAAUCUAUUUUUUUUCUUCUUAUUGCAGGAGAAGAGGCCUUAACGAUAUUUGUGGAUAAGAGGAAACUGAGUAAGAAAGCAGAGGUGAGCGAUUACUCGGGGAACUCCUCCACCGUGACUCUGGAAGCUCUGCACCAGCUGGCGGCCUCCUACUUCAUCGACCGGGAGAGCACCCUGCGCAAGCUGCACCACAUCCAGAUCGCCUCCACUGCCAUCAAGGUAACACCGCCCUGUCUCUGCCGUCUGAAGGCACUUUUUCUUUUUCAUUCGAGACCUUAAUAAUGAAUAAAAUAUUGUAGCGAGGCAAAAAGGACAGAUUUAUUUACACCAGAAGUGGAAGAUGUUUGAAGAUUAUCAUUAAUGUUUCAAUUUUGCCAAAAUUUGAGGAUAGGAAAUUAAAUUCCACCUACUCUGGUAAUUUUCUGCUUUAUCUGGAACCAGUCCUGAGGCUUUGACAAGCUCUCAACUUUUUAUUUUAUUUUCAGGGAAUAUAAUUUACUUUUAAAAACAGAGAAAUAACACAUCUGUCAUCUCCUCUCGUAUUUUGUGAUGCAGAUUCUAAUACUUCACUAUUUUUUUUGCCUAAUGUUGUAGAAAAAUAUCUUUUAAAAAUGGAUUCUUGUUAUUUAAACCAAAAUAACUGAGGCCAAAGCCACAUAUUUCUCAGCAUUUUAAGCUUGUGUCUACCUGUAAUCCGAGUAUAAGAUGACUUGAAAUUGAGGUACUGAUGCACUUGCACGCUGCAGUUGCUGUUUGCAUGUAUUGCACAAACACUGAAAUACAGGCAACCAAUUAAACUCCUUAAUUAAAGGAAAAGCUAGCUUUACUUCAUCAUUAAACAGCAUACAUUUAAUAAUAUGAAUCAGCUGUAUUAUCACUCUAACCACCAGAUGAACAUUAAUAUACUGUAUAAAGGCCUCUGGUCAAGGAGACAUCAUGCCUUGUCAAAACCUGCAGCCGUGCCCUGCAGGGACGGGUUUUUAUUGCAGAUCUGACGUUAUCUUCAACCUGAAAAGACUCCCUCAGGCUCGGGGUUAAUGCACCAAUCAUCAGGGCAGAAUUUGAAUGUAAUAAGUGGUGAUUAUCUUCUCAAAUCCCACCAGUGUAGGUUGAAACGUUCUCCAACAAGAGAAAGAAAAGGUCUGUUCUUGAAUAUUAGAGGGUGAUUGACGUCUUCUGUGAAAACCUGCAAUCACAAACCAAACACCUCCUGCUCCGGUCUGCUUUGUUACAGAGAACCAGACUGGUGAUGUAAACAUAGUUUGCAUUAGGAAUAGGCAUGAUUAAUCAAUUAUCGAAUUACAUAAAAAUUUUGAUCAAUCGAACAUUAUUAAGAAAAGGUCUGAUAGCGUGCGUCCAUCCUCCAGCUGUUUUCCAGCUAAGAUCAACCUCUGCUGAUCAGGAGGGAUACCUUCUUUAUCCAGUCGGUGUGAGUGUGUGUUGAAGCAAUGAAGUGACUAUCAACAUGCAGAAUGAUUUUGACAUUUUACAAGGGGAGUGAUACAGCGUCAGAGGGCUUCCCUAGAAGUGGAAAAAAAACAUGAGGAAAGCAAAAAAUUGGACUAUUUUGAGCAGAAAAAUGAAGAGGUUUGCUGCAAACACUACAAUGCCGUGUCCAAGUAAAAGACGACAACGACCCAAGUGAUGUACCACUUGAAACACAUAAAUCCAACCAAGGUUAAUGGAUUCUCCAAGUGCUCUCAGGCCCCUUUCAUAUGUACCCAGUUAUUUUUAAAAACAGAGACAUUAACCAUCAUUUGCACCCUUCGUUUAGACGCAAACAGAGAAUUUGCCCCUGAAAACGAUGCUUUUGAAAAUGUCGUCCAGAGUGGAGAUUUUGGAAAUCUCCGUUUGCAUGUAAACAGAGAAAAACAGUGGAACAGGGACAGUGGCUGUUUUGGAUGACCUGUCCCUGGCUAAAGUUGUGCCCGAUUUUAGCGUUUCAUGAAUAAGUAAAAACAACGGUUACUAUGGUAGCCAGGCAGGUAGGAAGUGCAAGUAAGCAUGUAGCGCACUAUCUGGAGGGUGUAUUUCAAUGAGGAAAAGCAUGGUUUUUGUGUUUUUUUCUGCCAUUAACAUGAAAAAAAAAACAAUCAACUUGAUGAUUGAUCGCUCAUUUACAUGGUUAAUUGAUCUAGGGACUGUCUUCAAAUGCUCAGUAAUGCACUGAGUACUUUUACAUGACACUGAAGAUAACCAAACUAUGACCUUGCUCUGAUUAAGACCGGACAACUGAAGUGCAUGUAAACACCUUAGUCUGACUACAAUUGGAGUUUGAGAACACAGUUAAGGACACCAAGAUAAUGCGAUUGGAAUUCGAUUUUCUCUACCAUGUAACCAGCGUAGUCGGAGUAUGAUCGGACAAUGGAUGUGUGCGUCCGCCACGCUCCUAUAACCCCGGAACAAAAACACCAGAGAGGAGGAGUAGCGUGCAUCUCAUCUGCAGAAAAAGUAGCGCGUCCAUCAUGUACGACAAAAACAACGCUGUACGACGCUCCAUCCUCUUGCUCAAAAAUGCCCAGCAGCAGUUGUAGACACUUCUGAUGUCUGAUACGGACCUGCUGUUGUUGUUGACGGUUGUAUGGGGUUAACCAGAAACAGCACCACAGAUAAGACCCAUUUUACCCCCUAGUUUUGGGGUGGAGGACAUGUUCAUGUCAAUAAUUUGAUUUUCUCAGCUGCAUGUAUAUGAGGACAAGGAGAGAAGUCGGAUUCGGCAAGAAAAAAAGCAAAUUAUCCCACUGAGCAACAGACGGCUAUUAGACGUCUAGUUUUUAUUACACCUAAUUUCAACCGUCUAGAUUCUGUAUAUUUUUAGACAGAAUUUAGACGUUUCACUUUAACUCAUUAUUUGAUAACUAUUGAAUUAAAAAAGCAUAUUUGAGUUGCAUAAAUGAUCUCCAAGUACUGAACUAAAAUAAUUAUGAUAGCCGCAAUAUACAGUGUAGUAUAGAUAUAGCCCAGAUUUAGACUUGGUCUAAACUUGGUCUAAAUUUAGACGUCUAAAAAACUCAUUUUCAGACCUGUGGUACCCUGUUUUAGACCAGUCAUCUAGGCUCCAUCUAGACGUCUAUUAGACCUCUUUUAGACUAAAAAAUGCUCAGUGGGAUAAGCUUAGUCUGAUUAAGCUGUACAUGUAAACACACUGACUGAUAGUGUUGUAUCAUCAACACAGUAACCGGCAGAUUAAGGGUUACAACCAUCUGCCUGCACGCCAUCACACUGCAUCUUCAGGAAGCUCCAUGAUGAGCACAUAUGUUGCGGGGAAGACAGAUGAGGCUGGUGACAGGUCUGUGCCUCAGGCUGUCACCUUCAGGUAGCAUGGGGUUAAUAGGCUACAGAGGGGAGGACGACCCUCUUUUCUUCUUUUGUUAUUCCUCUGAACACAGCGGUGGUACUCGGCCUGCGGAGUGUGGCUUUCUCUGCUGGUGCAGAACAUGAAUCAGACUCCCUGUACUCGUAUCAAAGCUCGGUCCUCUCUCUACAUUGUGUUCAGGGAGGGUUGAGCUCCUCGUCUUUGCAGCUAAGGUGGGCACAUCAGAGGGGGCAGAGGCAGCUGCUUUUGUGUGUGCCAUUUCUGGGGAAUUAGGGUUUUUUUUCUGUCGCUACAGAGAGCAGGAGAAGGAAAUAGAAUGUGCUUUCAUGCUCCAAAGACAGUCAUAGGGCGUAACUGACAGGUAGGAAGUGGAAGAGUGCCGACUCACCUCCAUCACUGCAGGAAUGUGAGUCAAAAGGAAACACAUCCCUACACAUUCCUACAUCAUUUCCACAGGGCGUUGACCCGCACACAACAGCGGAACGGAUACAGCUAAACUGUACUCUGCAUGGAUUUGAAAUUGAAGCAGCUGCGGGAUAAAGAGCGAGGUCUGGAGAGCCCAAAGCUCUCCUGCUGCCUGCAUGCAAAGGGGGGAAAUUGAAGCUCAUUUUAGAGAAAAAAGCCUGUUAGCGCUGGUUGUUGGAAACCUGGGCCCACUUAAAGAAGUCACGGCAGAGUGAAGAGUCCGGGGUCCGAUCGACUUGUUUGCACAAUGAGUAAUGACUCCACUUGUUAGAGAGAGCAUUUUUCGGUGAAUUUUCGUGGACUGAAUUGAUGGCGAUAACCUCAGCUGACUCGAACCAUAUUUGCGCGCACAGAGUGAUGAGCGGAGCGGAAACUGCAGGAGUUUGAGGUUUCCCAUUUCCUCCCCGCACACCCUCUCUGUUGUAGUCUCUCUUUCCAAUAUAGUAGAGAAAUGUUUCGUGUUCCCCGUGUUAUGAAUCUUUCAAUUUCUUUUCCUGAAGACAGCUAACUCGAUCAUGUGCGAUGACACUCCAAUCAAACUUCAUUUUGACAGAGAAAACAAACACGGACAGGAAAAGUGUCAGGCUGUUUCUCUCAAACUGAGCUGAUUACGAGCCUCCGCGUCCUGACUCAACAUGAUCUAAUUUAAGGCUUAAGGCAACAUUCAAUUCGACGAAAUUGUGAAAAGAGUCAAUAGUUGUGAUUUAGCCACAUUGAUUGUUUAUUUUAGAAAUCCCUAAACCUCAAUGAUCACAUUUUAAUUGCUCCUACCUUUCCACCUGAUGCAAAAACACCAAACUUCAUCAUAUCUCCUUUUUCGUACCCGGUUAGUGAGUUUGCAGCUUGUUUUGGUCGACGCAGCAAAUACGAUUGGCUGAUUAUAGAGUACAGAACAUGUUUUUUUUUCAAAGCAUUCAGCCGGCAACAAAUUUAGAUGUACUCCCUGUGUGCUGAAGUUACACCCUCAGCACAUCUGCAGUCCAAAAAUAAAGAUAACAACAUCUAGAUAUAUAGCUCUAGUUUUGCACAAACAUUGUUAUAUCCGUGUGCAUGGAUUUGUUAUAUUUCCUGAUAUUGAUGGUUUUCAUUUGUGUUGCAGACACGACAUGUACAUUAACCUUGUGUUUGUUAUAUAUGUUUGCUUGUUUUUCAUGUGCAGUAGGAUAAUUUGAAGACGUAUAGAUCGUAUAUUGUCUUUAUUGUUCAUAACUUACCGUAGAUGUUUGUCGGAGGUCUGAGGAAAAGCAUGUUUAGCAUCACUUGUGGUAAAUAAAGGCUUUUACAGGAGCUUCCUGGCGGUUGAUUACUUUGGAUCCCGCAUGUCUUAUUUUUAUUUUUUUCUACCAUCAUCUCGACAAACCAGCUGCCAUCAUUUUUGGAUGAUGUCCUCAUGGGUGUGUUAGUCCUAAAACUUGAUAUAGUCAGGCGCAGAUGUGGUGGGUUACCGUCUUGGGCAGUGGUUUCCCUCAUCAUAAGAUACCUCUAUUGUUGCAGGGACAGAUAUAUGGAGUUCACAUAAGUCAUCUGUUUGCAUUUUUGGUAGUGCGGUUGAGAGAGAGACGACAGAGUGCUGUUUGCCUGCAGGAUCACCUGGACCUGUUGAGGGACUGAGAGGAGACAAACUCAUUUAUUUGAUUCAUGUUGUGCCCAAAACAAAGUGAUGAAUAAUAGAAGGAUUUGAUUCAACCUUUGCCAGGAUCCCUGAAAAUUUGACGGAUGAUCUUUUCUGUUUUUCAUGAUAUGUUCUGUAAAUGUAGUUUUCUCCUGGUUUUGUUUAUUGAGUGCAUUUUCUGUGUAUUUUCUCUAGUGUUCCUGUAGUCCAGUCUUGUGAGUUUCCAGUUUGUCUUUAACCCUGUUUCCCUCCAGUUCUCAGUGUUUUAUUCUUUAAAUCAGUUUUCAGUGUUUAUUUACCGUUAUAUUUUGUAGUAUUGAAUUCCUUGUGUUUCUAGUCUGGUUUUCCCUCCUUUGUGAAUCACCCAUGAGUUUCACCUGUCUCGUCUGCCUCACCUGUUGCUUUUUCCCAGUGUGUAUAUAUUCCCUGUCUGCCGGUUCACCGUGAUCCUCGAUGUGUGAAUCCCUAGUGUCCUUGUGCAUUUUUGGGUCCUUUUCCUUUGUUUAACUCUGCCUCAUGACAUGGUUGUAUUUUUGGUGCAGAACAUCUCAGCUCUACAGCUAUAUUUUACUCACUUUGGCUCAGGGGAUCCAACUCAACCUCUAAAAACAUUCUGUGUGCAACAUGUCCACUACCGGACAGAAAACACUCUAACUGUGGGUAGACAGUUGUUAUGAUAAAGUCAUGAAGCUGGUGGAAAGUGAAUAUUUGACCCCAUUAGCAGGCUUGGAUGCCCCAUCAGAACUAAACAAAGUGGUUCUAUAAUGGUGCAUUCCAUUUACCUCCGAAGUCGGAGCUGGGAAUGAUGUCACACCCGAGUUAUCAGUGUUUCACUUACUAAGUCUGAAAAAAAUCGCCAGCGGCCAAAAAAAAAGUCUUAAACUAACAGGCUACGGUUAGCCGUUGUUAGCACAGUCUGCUCUGAAGUUUGCAUAUACACGUGAAAAAUGUAAAUUACGCUAUAACAGCAUUCCCAUAUGUAUUCAUCUAACAAUGCUGUUGUAUACGGCUGACUUACUGUGACUACAAAUAGUAAAGAGGGUAAAUAAAAGGAUUAUAACAGGAGCUUCUACUUACCAGCACCGCAGAGUCAGAAAUCCGACCUCGUAAGUCGUUCCAGUUGAAAGUUCCAACUGGGAACUCAGAAAUCCUGACUUCCGAGUACAACUGGAACGCACCAUAAGUACUGCAUCAUGACAAUAUGAUAUACUUCAUAGGGCUUGGCAAUAAACCAAAAAUUUACUGAUACCGAAAUUUACGACAAUAACCGAUGUCCUUUUUCCCAUGUCAAUAUAUUCAGUGUCAAAAAAAUAACUAAAUCAAAGUUGGUUUUGGAUGCGUGUAGGUAGGCUAUGGUCCCAUGUCCCUUUAAGACGCUGUCCUACGUCAGAGACGUGACUCCACCCCAUCCAGUCCUUAACAAAGAGGGAAAGAAAGGUGAGGAGACGGAGGACGGUUCAAAAGUUGUAGCGGCUGGAGUAGACAAAGUUAAUGUGGGAGGGGGUGAGCAGUUUACAGAGGUGAACUGCUCAAUAUAUAAUGAUAUUGAUUUGAGGCCAUAUCGCCCAGCCCUAAUACUUCAUGUUAAUACUUCUAGAUGGAAACCUUUAUCAUCAUACGCUCAUACUCAGGGCUACAGAGUUAAAUGAGUUGUUGUUAACCUAUAACCGCUAUAACGACCCCCCAUCUUUUCCUCUUGACGUCAUUAUUAAUAUUUUUAUUUGUGAAAAGAAAAAGUUCGGUGUCUUAAGUAGUUCUUCAAGUUUCCCUCUCAUGACUCACCGCGGAGUUUAAUGCCCUUUCAGACCUUCAAGUGCUCCAAAUGUCAGUCAUCAAACAUUGUCAAUUCAGUAAAUAAAUCAGAUAAAAUCUUCCCUCGCUUUGAAAUCCUCUGCUUGGCAAUGCAUUAACUCUUCCUUUUUAUAACCUGACAGUACGUCAGCCGCUGUGCCUGCUGCUCUCCAUCGGCCCAAACUGAUCGGAGCAGCUUUAAGAAGAGCAGAAAGGAGUGUUUUAUAAAGGAGGAGGUUAAAGUUGGAACAUACUCUGAAUUCAGAGGACGUGAGGUCUGACUGAACGAGUACAGCUUUUUUUCUUUAUUAUCCUACUCAGAAACACGCAACAAUACAGGUGGCCAAUAAUGUCCUAUUAAGUAUUUUUAAUACACCAGAAUGCAUGUGGAGUGAAAAGCAGCUGCUCAGCAAAGCGGAUAUUGAAUGCUCUGCUCAUCAGUCAAUGUUUUGCCAUAUGGCUUAUCAUCUGGCAUAUCAAAUAAUUCCUUAUAAAGAUUCAAUAUUCAUGUGGUCGAAAACCCGGGUUUGUAUCUCAUUUCCUCACUUUCAUAUCAGCAUUAAAAUCCCUCAUGAGGGAAACAAGGGAUUUAUAACGCGAUAUAAAUAUUAUUGUCCAAGGAUUGCACUCAAAUUAUCUUUCAUUUUCCUUUUCCCAUUCACAGAGGAUAUUUAUUCUUCCGCUCACAAACCCUCUUUUCUUCUGGAUUAGGCUUUUGAUUAAAGAGCCCCAUACUGCGUUUUCACUUCCCUGCAGCAGCAGCAGCCUCCAUAUGAGCCCCGGAGCCCCUUCAGCCCUCUAUGAUUGUGUUACUGAUCGACUGACCCUCAUUGUCUCGCCUCAUCCAUCUGUCACUUUACACCAACUGUCCUCUGACAAGCCUGACCAGGACAAAUCGCCGAACAAAAUAUGGUGUCCCAGACCCACAAAGAGAGAAAAAUGAGAAUCAGUUAGUCGCUCCCCCCGCCGUGUCACAGCCAGAAAAAGGAGAGUGCUGAAAUAAGAUCUCUUCUUGCAAAUGAAGUGAAAAAAAGGGGGAAAAAAGCGGAUGCUUUGCUGGAGCUGCUUUGUGGCAAAGGUCAAUCAAAACAUCGUCCAUCAGUGACUAGACAAAAAAGGAAGCAUUUUAGCAUUCUUGCAGAAAAGUGCAGCAAAGCACUCUUACAGCAAUUUAGGAGGAACUAAAUGAGUUUACUCCGGUUUUCUUUAUGUAGGCACUUCCUUAUUUAACCGCAGCAGAAAUAGCCUUGUCUUCUGGACAAAAGGGACAUGUGCUGUAAAGGUCAGAAGGUGGAGAAGUUGAUGGAUCGCAGAGAUAGGAGAUCUUGCAAAUGGCUUUUCUUGAUUGCAUGUGGGGAGGGGUACACAUGCAAUCGGAUCAUAUCACCUUCAUGAAUCUGCAAGGCUGUGCAGAUCCGUAUCUGUGAAGAUCUGAGUCAGGAGCCUUUGUAAGACAUGAGUAUGGUCUUGGUGAUGCCAUCGAAUGUAGAAGGGCUUAUCUUUGGCGAAUAUGGUCAUUAUAUACGUCGCAAUUUCUCCAUCUGACAUUCUAGCAGAUGAUAUCUCUCCUAUGAGAAAGCUGAGAUAUACCAGUUCACAUAAACUUUACCGACUCUUCCUGCAGUUCAGUUCUGUUUGGAGUUUCUGGCAUCAUUAUUGAAGUCAGAACUACUGCGACCGUCCCUCACGCGGAGCUUUCAGCGCUGAAACCAAACCGACGACUGAACUUUGAUGACGGUGUGACGGGCAGCGUGCCUGCAUGCUGCUCUCCAUCGGCCAAAAUUGUUUGAUGCAGUUUUGAGGAAAAAGUUAAAAUUUCUGUUUUAGUUCAACAAACAGGGAGUAUUAUUUGUCAGCCUGUCCUCUGCAGAUUAUUACUUUGAACAAAAUGAUAGGGAAGCGUGACAAACAUAGUCAAAGUGAAGUAGAUUUCACAUGUGGAGGAAAAAUGAGUUAAUAAACAACAUAAGUGCUUCUUUAAAAAUACCACGGUUGAAUUUUGCAGAUUUGCUUAUUUAAAGGAGUAACUUUGGUGAAUUCAAUUUCUGUAAAAUAAUAUAAACUUAAAGGAAUAUUCUGGCCCGGGGCGGACUGGGACCAUAAUUCAGGCCAGGAGUUUGACUCCAUCCAGGCCAGGCCAGUACAUAUUGACGCGGAAAUGCCGGCACUGGCGAAAAGUUUUGGACAUUUGAAGCCAGAUUUAGUGAAUAUAAUGCUAAUGUGAAGAAUUCAACAUUGGCUACAUGACUGCGAAUUAAAUGUUAAAUAAAGUUUGCUGUGAAGCUGUUGCACAGAGGCAUAUUUUUGUUUUUACUUCAUAACAAAACAAAAUUAUAAUCACAAUGUGACACAACUCUUUGCUUCAACAAAAAUGUAAACGAUCUCUGAUCUCUGGAUUUAGUCAAAGACACAUUUUAGUCUUUAGUUUAGUAUAGUUUUCGGUAAAAUGUAAUCUAAAGGAAUCAGAUUUAGUCUUUAUCUCAUUUUUCGUAUCAUUUUAAUCAUAAGUAAUUUGACAGGUGCUUUAUAGCUGACUGAACUAGAUUAACAGAAGGAUAUUCGUCAUGUUUAUAAAACCUCCAUAUUAUUCAUGCCUUUUAACUAUUUGUUUAUUCAUUUAAACUAAGAAUGUAGCCUACCACAUUGUUUUUGUAUUAUAAUUAAAUGUUGAAAGCCUGUCAGAAAAAGUCAACGUUCUCGAGAGGCAUAAAACUUGGAUUAGAACGCACUACUAGCAUCGUAGCCGUCUUGGUGUUGGCCGGCGACCUUACUAAACUCAAAACAAUCACAUCUUAGAGCGACAGCAUGAAAAACACAGAUGUUGCCUCAGGGAACACUUCGGGAGCGGAGCGGACAACGAUGCUCGAUCACCUCACAGCUCUACUUCCGGUCGCACCAGCUACGUGUUGCCAUGGCAACAGACAUAAAUUAAUUAAACCCUUUCACUGCUGGCCUGGCCUGCUUACAAGUUCAAUGGCCUUACACACAUUUUUUUUGGGGCCGAUUCCGAUAAUCCAGUCCACCACUGUUCUGGCCUUAGUGAAUUUGUUUGUGGGGGAGCCCUGAUGAGUCGAUCACCGAGUGCAGCGUUUAAUUUCCAUGAAGUAAUAAUCAUCAUAAUAAUCAUUUUACACUGCAGACGCGGUAGUUUUUCUGCCUUAGCGUCUCGGUCUGAUUGAAUUUCCAUAAAGCAAUAAUCACAAAUGAUCCACUGCGCUCAGUGAUCGAGGAGAGUAGGUGAGUUGUGUUUAGUCUCUUUGCUAAAGAAAUUAGUCAAAGUUAAAAAGGUGUUUGGUGGCUAGUACUAUGUCUGGGACCCUAUAUGUCCUGUUGAUGAAGUUAGGUGCUGUUCUGAGCAUUAUUUGUGGCUUUAGAGUGGCUUUUUGGUUGAGGUUUGUACGUAGAGACGUAGAUUGCUGUGUAUUGCUAUCGUGCGGUCGUUACUAAAGUUGGUAAAACUGGAGAAGCAAGCAGUCGGCAACAUUUAUCUCUUGAGGGAGUGUCUAAUUCAGUGUUAUGGUGUGUUUGACCAUUACUUAAUUUUAUGCCGGAAUAUCCCUUUAAUUGACUUCUUUAUCACACAGUUUAAUCUCUUCAGGAUGAACUUUUUUUAACCCUGACAACACAAAGUCAUCACCCUGUUGUGCAACUCUGUUUAUUUGUGUAUUUUUACCGAUGUUCUGUUGCAUAAGAUCAGUUUGUUUUGUCUCUCCUUGAAACGGAAUCUUGUUUCAGAGAUGUCCGUGUGCCCUGUGGUUAUAUAAAAAAAAUACAUCACUUAACAUUGCUUUCGCUCUUAAAUGGAUGCUGUGCAGCACUUUAAAUAUAAGCUUUUAUUUCUGUGUUGUUGCCCAGGUGACGGAGACCCGCACAGGUCCUCUUGGAUGCAGUAACUAUGACAACCUUGACUCUGUUAGCUCUGUGCUGGUUCAGAGCCCGGAAAACAAGGUCCAACUGCAAGGUAUGUUUGAGUUUUCAAGCUGAAAUUACAGAAGUUACAAACCAAGUCUGCAAGUGUAAGUUUUCCUCUUGUUUUCUCAGGUCUGCAGCUGAUCCUCCCGGCCUACCUGAAGGAAGGCUUUGUGCAGGCUGCUCUCAGCUACAUCGCCUGUAAUGGAGAGGGGGAAUUCGUCUGCAGGGACAGCGACUGCUGGUGCAGCUGUGACCCGAAGUUCCCAGAGUGCAACUGCCCCUAUAUGGACAUCCAAGCCAUGGAGGAGAGCCUGGAGAGGAUCACAGAGACGUGGGGGCUGCUGUAUAAAGAGUUUGAGGAAUCAGGUGAGUCCUCUUUUUAGUUUGCGUGCCGUAUCCUCGAUGCAGUGAAGUCAAAGUUUUAGAGCGUAAAUUAUUUAUAUACGAGGGAGGGAGAAUGAAUCCAAGUGUUUUAUCUGUGCAGUUAGGAUCCUAUACGUGUAGUCCUCCCUAUUCUAUGAUUUAUAGGUGAACUAUAAUUGCAGGCAGUGAAUCCUCGGUCCAGCCGCACUAUCUGCAUAAAGCAUAUUAACAAGGCAAAAGUACCGAAUUAAAAAAUCAACAGUUUUCAGCUCAGGUAGUUUACAAUAUGUCUGGAGCAGAUUAAUCAGCUAUAAAACCCUUUUAUUGCAGGUCCAGUUUUUUUUUUUCAUCUCGCAGGGGAAGCAGAGUUUGAGUGGAAACUCCAAGGAUAAUGUUUGGUUAUUAUUGCUGUGCUCGGUCAACCUGCCUUCACGAUUAUUACUCAGGUGAAAUCAAAAUGGAUGUCUUUUUUUUUUUUUUUUUUUUACUCCAUAGAUUUAGCUGAAAUAUCUCUCUGAGUGCAAUUACUUGCAAAGUUUAUGUUUUAAUAGCCGAGUGUAAAGUGAGGGCAGAGACGUGCGCUGAAUGCAGACAGCCACAAGUGUCACGAAUGUGUCCUUCAGCGAGGAUAUCGCAGAUUUUUGUCCGCCUGCUGCUUUAUCAGCAGAAGGAAAAUGCCAGGAAGUGAUGCAUCCGCUGACACAGGUGGAGAUCAAAUAUGUCUUUUCCCUUGAACAAAUACUAUUGUUACCUUGAACCAGCCGGUACCAGACACUGCCGGACAGCCAGGGAGUAAAUUCGCUCCAGUAGUGUACUCAAGUUCGUGUUUUGAGUACCUGAAAUCAGAAAAAACAAACACAACCAAGUCAUGAGUUACAAUGCACAAUCCUUUUAAGAUAAUAACAGAGAGAUCAAGUCCAAGAUAGAUGCCCGACUUUGCAGAACUGAUCUGUUUUAGCAUGUGCAGAAAUCCAUCCCUCAUCCACCGUAACAGUAUAAAUCUUUUCUUUUCUUUCUGGCAGCAAAAGAAAGAAUAAUAAAUCAUCUUUUUUUAUAUAUAUAUUCUUACCAGGGUGCACUAAAACAAGAGCCACUGGAUCCAGUUCAAAAACCUCUGUGAAAUAUCAGACCAAUACUUCUGUAGACUGUCAAACAUGGGUUAUAGUUCCCAUUUCUGUCUUAUGCUGAAGACUUAGAGCACAGAGUGAGGGAUUAAAGGGCAGACUGGGACACAGUGAUUCACUCACAGAUACUUUAAGAUGAUCCCUAAGUUCACGGUUUGGUUUUACUUUUAUUCGCCCAGUGCCAGAAUGAAAGCCGGUUCGCUGUUGGAGUAAACAUGGAAGAUAAUUGGGCCUCGCGACCACAAACCAAAGUUCACUCAAAUGAGCUCCAAACCUACCAGACUGUCUGGUUUUUACUUAAACAGCUCUGGUGUGAAUACAGUCUAGGUCACAGUAGCAGGAGUGUGUGCUGCACUGAAACCAAAGGAGUUUUGUGUUUACUUGUAGGAAUCCAAACCUCAGCCAAUCAGCUGAGCCAGUGUGAUAAUGACUAUUGGACCGGUUCAAUAAGGAGUGAUGUAGGAUGGCGUAUUUCCAGAAAGAGCUCUUUAAAUAAAGAACAGGCAGUGCCAGCGAGUAAUGGCCCUGUGUACUUUGUCCACCACUGGAACCACAAUAGCAUUAUCUAAUAUUUUAGGCCUGACUCUGCCUGUGAAUAAUAUCUUACGACCGCUCAUAUUUUACUGUAAAUAUACGGAUAGACUUAAAUCUAUUGAUACUAAAGUCUUCCAGUAAUUGAAUACAGGGCCUUUUAUGCAAAGUAGAUCUAAAUCAUGAUAAUAUUAAUAAUAAUAAAGUUGUAGUCCGCACUCAAACUCUUGUCAUUGGUUCGUCAUUGGUGUUGAAGUCAUUACAGCAGCAUCUGCCAAGUACUGACUGCUGCUGUCACGCAGGUGAAGUGUAUCCACUGUGAUUGCAUAUUUUCCAACAUAAGUACAGGUCUUUGAACAUCUAUCUGAGGCAGCGAGUAAUUAGGCAUUAGCAGAAGGAGAGUGUGGCUUUGUAAUUAUGUGGCUGUAACUCGCUCUCCACGGCCUCCAGUCAGUCCUCUGUUAAUAGCUGCGAGAACAACUUGUCACUCAGAUAACGCUGCAUGUGUAUGGAAAAAAAAGUGAUAUGGAAAGAUUGAAUAAUUAUGAAAUGAGUUAUUUUAAUUCAGGUUUCAUUCUUUUCUUUUUUUUACCCGAUAGUUAAUUGAAUUUUAAAACAUGUUUCGAGACACUUUGACAUCCGUUGCACAAGCACAACAAAGUCCCUGUGAGUGAGCGAGACCUUCAAUGAGGAUAUUAGAUCAUUUUUACAGUUUUGGUACAGAUCAUAAUAUUCUGAAUGCAAAGAAGGUUAGAAUAAAUGCAUGAAGGACAAAAACAAGCUGUCCUUCAAAUUAUGCUCACAUGAAAGUCAAUGUGAGACCUAUAUGUAGUUACAGCCAAUCAGUCGACAGCCUUUUUAGCUUGUUUAAAUGUGAAUCAGAGGGUUGGCGACUGGUUAUUUUCAUCAAGAUCUUAAUGGAUCCAUUAUCAUCUCUCAAUAAUUUCAACGUUGAUAUUUAGUUUUAAAGCAAGUUUGAAUUUUUCAGCCAAGUAAUCCACAAAAAAUAUUCUAAAUUUUGAAGGUAUAAAGCAUGUAGAAAGAGGAAUAGUCAGAUGUUAUGUUGCGUCCAGUUACCUCGGAAGAUGGAUGUCAGAGCUGGAAAUGACAUUACUGAAUAACUCAUUAUUGAAAUGCUCUCUUGCUCACCCCUCCUGCCAGUGAGGCUACGGUGGCCUUCGAGGACAAAAAGUCGCCAUGUUUCAUGAGAAGUAGAUCGUCUAUUUGUCAAGUUUUCACCGUCAACAGUAACUCUCUCCUCCUGCGGUGCAUUUUGCACAGCCAUUCACUAAAUACAAAAACUGGUAGUUUGUCCAUUCUGGGCUUCCAUAGAAGAAUGGCAACCAUGUUUUAAUCAGGUAUAAAAGGCCCAUAUUGAAUUCACAAAACUAUUUUUAUACUCAGAUGAUUAAAGAUUCAUAUUGUGAUAGCUUCAUGUUUGUUACUAGAAGUAUUAGUAUAGAUAUUUUAGGGCUGGGCGAUCAACCGAAAAUGUACAAUAACUGACGUCAUUUUGCCCAUAUCAAUAUAUUCGGUGUCAAAAAAAAGUAAAUCAAAGUUGUGGAUGUGUGUAGGUAGGCUAUGGUCUCAUGUCCCUUUAAGAUGCUGUCCUACAUCAGAGACGUGACUCCACCCCAUCCAGUCUGUAACAAAGAGGGAAAGACAGGUGAGGAGAUGGAGGACGGUUCAAAAGUUGUAGCGGCUAAAGUAGACGAAGUUAAUGAGGGAGGGGGUGAGCACCUUGUAGUAGUUAUCAUCUAUUUAUCAUUAUCGAUGUGAACUGCUGGAUAUAUUGUGAUAUUGAUUUGAGGCCAUAUUGCCCAGCCCUAAGAUAUUUACUGUAGUAAAACUUUCAAACUUUUCAUUUUUCAUAAAGUAUCAGACCCUCUUUAAGGACCUUCUCACUCCGUCUCUUGGACCAAAGUUUCCAUGAAAAACUGAGAUUUCUACUUUGAAGUGCACGCUCUCUCAUCAUUCACCAACUCUAGCAUCAAUCUUAGUCUUCAGAUUUCCUCCUUAAGCUCCAGCAAAUACGAUCAAAACUCGAGUGGAUACGUUUUGAAGCGCUGCCAGCUGCUGCAUCCAGAUCCAGGGACUCCUCAUCUCUGAUCUGAUAGAAGGGACGGCCAAGGUCUGCCAGGAUCAAAGAUGCAACUCAGUCAUGUCGCCAUCAUCAUCUACCACAAACUGAAAAAACAACUAAUGCACACCCUCUCUGUGUUUCUGCUUUAUCUAAGAAUUCAGAGUGCGCGGCGCUGCAGUAUAACAGUAAACCGGGGUUUAAUGGUCCGUUUAGGUGACCCUUGUAAAGUCAUAAAAUCAGGAAAUAUCUCAUUACCAUGUUUUAUAUCUGGAUUGAUUUGGUUCAUGUCAUCACUUACUGUUACCGUUAAAUUACAUGAAGUGGAAAAAAGCCGUUUCAGCAGGUUAAUAAUUGAGCGCGAGUACAAACAGUUGCAAGACAUGAAACCAUUUUCAGAUUAAAUGCUGUAUACUUUUUAGCUGUUAGAUUUUGCCUUUUCCAAUCUACUCAUUUUGCUUUUGAUAACCUCUAUUCACUUAUUUAUAUUCAUACAUGUAUACGUUUCCUUUUUCAUGUGUGUUUCUACUGUGACAGAUGAAUUCAAGGCCUUCUACACGAGGCUGCCGCAGAACUAUUUCCUGAACGUGUCGACCAUCCAGCACUUGUGGUCCUUGGACAACAUGUUCCAGUGGAGAUACGAGCAGCUGGAGAACAGCAUGCAGGUCCUCUCCAGGCGAGCCCACAGAGUCAUCUACAAGCUCUUCAGCCUGAGUAAAAGAUGUCACCGACAGCCCCAGGUCCAUCUGCCAAGAGAGCGGUGAGCACAACUUCGUACAUCAGACGCUUUUAAAAAAUCUUUUAAUCAAGGAUUACUUUUUCCUUAAGUAAGCCAGCGUCUCUACAUCAAGGGAGUCUUUUUUAAGGUCUGGUUUCCCUUUUUUUUUCAUGUCUCUUUUCCUGAUUCAUCUUUACCCUCAUUGGAGUUAGAAGGUUCUGGCAUUUCAGGAGCAAAUCAAACUGAACAUGAAGUCACAGCCGGCAUUUCUCUCUUUAGACCAAUUUCAGGGACGUAGGUGGGAGUAAAAAAGCUGAAGUGGCAUUUCAUACACUUUUGAAAUACCCCACUGGUGUAUGUAAAGUCAUUUUUAUCUCUUAUGUACAGCUUACCUAGAAAAGGUACACAUUCAAAUGCAAUAAAAAAACAAGUAUCUACAGCACAGUAGCAUUUAAGACCAAUAUUUCCUCAAAUAAAGACGACCAUAAAUGAGCUUACCUGGCUUACUUUACCGUUUAGCUGCUUUGACACUUAACCUUAAAUUUAGGAAUCAACAAUUCCCCGCUCCUUUAAAUCUUUACUAAGCUUUAUGAAAUUCAAAUAAUUAAAUCUCCAUAAAAUGCCCCGACAGCAGUUCAUCCAGAUUUGUUUUACAGCCCUAAAGAAGAAAGAAAUUGACUUUAUUUCUCUGACAUAAUGCUUAAAUAUUUAGUUCUGUUUAUAGACUGAUAAAACAUUUUUAAAUUAAAUUCCUUAUGGUGGUUUUUACAUGAAUUCUGUCCAGAUAAUAAAGAGUGUUUGAAUCACAGACUGUUUAAAAAGUGGGUGUAGUUUUAGUGCUAUAACCCAUUGGUUCUGGAUUACAUUUUCUCAACGUCUUUUUUCGUGUUUUCUUUUGCCAUCUUAGAUUUUUGGGGCCAGAAGUGAUCAUUAAGUAUUAAGUGGCAGGAGUUUCUUAAUUUAUCAAAGCUGUACAGUCAAGGCCUAAGUAGCAGAACUGGGUCUCAUUUACUACAUCUUUAACGAGGAGGGGGAUCAGAAAUCUAAGACUCUUUACCUGGUAACUUAGAAGUUCUUUUUAUUACUAUUGUGGUAUCAAGCUAAGGUAGCGUCUAUCAUUUCACAACUUCACCAACAUGAACAUGCUAUCAUGCAUUAAAGCUCCUAUAAGGAUAUUUUUAAUGUUUAUGAAACGUUGAAUUUCAUGUUGAAGUUGUUCUAUAAUAUCAAAAAGCAAAUAAGACCAUCAGCAACAAGAUUGAAGAUAUCUGUAUCCUAAUUUGUCAUGCCUAAAAGGUGUCAUUCUUGCAGCUAAAGAAACAGCCCUUACUUAAUUAUGUCCAUAUUAAAUAUUCACAACAAAUGAUUCAUGUAUAAUUUGUCAAAAGUCAGCAGGAUGAGAUCAUUUUGUCCAAGUUCUACUUGAGCCUGUAAAGGACGAGAUAAGCAAAGUCUGAUUUGUCUGAUUCGUCUACAAACCAAAAGUUCCUCACAGGAGCUUUAAAGCUGCAUUUUUAAAAAGACCACAACACUCGACAUUAUACGACAUUUUAUAUACAAGACUACACUAUUUUAGAAAAAAUGAAACCACGCCAGUGCAAAGUACAAAGAACUUUAUUUAAACCAAGUCUUGACAACUGAGACAAACAAAUGAGAAUGGGUUAGUCAGGCUCAUUUAUACGGCACAGGUGUUUGCACUGAUUAAAGUGAUGAUGAGCUGCAGGUGGUUAAAUAGUCCCAGGUGUUUAACUUCAGCUGAAUCAUUCAAAAAUCGUUUAAAUGGGUUAAUUAUGAAAAAAGAAAGUCUGUCAGUGUUUACUUAAUAAUCAACCAUGUGUUUUUGUUUUUUUCAACUACAGUCUUAUUUACAUUUUGGUAUAACCGGUUUAAUCUCCUGUGUGGAACUUUUUGUCUGUGUUGACUCUGGCGCCCCCUGUGGACAAAGGGGUUCUCUCGUCUCUUUCUUGUUUUAAACAUGUGUCGGUCUGAUUCUCUGAGGAGGAGAAAACUCUCUUUUUGGAGCUUAAUUCAUCACUCAGAGUUAAAGAGGACAUGAAAGGGAUGCUUUAAACCAUGUGGUCCAAACCCGAUCCUCCCACUGCAGCUGCAUACAGUAAAAAUCACUGUACAGAAUUACUCUGUCUUUUCACUGACGCUCUGGUUUGCUUUUGUCAGCCAUAUAGAGGUCAUCUCAGUUGAUUUCAGUCUGUUUGACAACCAACUCAAAACUCCACAGCUGAGCCUCUCUCUGCUUUUUUUUUUUUUAUGAUGGAAGACACCACUGCGCUUUUGAAUGGCGCAUUUCACCUUAAAAACCAGCCAGAUGGCUCAGCUGUGAGGUCAAAAGUAAUACACGCUUUAUGUGAAACAGAAUUAAUGUAUAACCAAAGUGCUUUGAGUUUGAGCAACUAAGUGAGCGACCGGUCAACAGAGCAUUAUUUAGUAAUGUUAAAUCAUCACAGUCCUGUAGAUGAAACUAAAUCAAAGAAGUGCAGUGUUUCCUAAAUGGAUGGCAACAGACUAUGAGGCAGCUGAGACUGAGGGAGACUAAGGUGUCUGGGACGUCCUCAUGUUGUGACCAUAUACCUGACUUUCAUGCAUACAGGACUUCAGAAAAAUCCCCUAAACUGGAACUUUUGAGUCCAAAAGCUGAUUCAUUAACCAGAAAUCACAGAAUAGAAAUUAAACUACAGAAUAAAUACUGAGACUUUUUACUUGCUCUCUGUAUUUCUUGAUGUGUCGCAGUGUUUUAAAAAAUACAUAUAUAACCACUCAGGUUUCUGACCACACUGCUGUCGCACUGCAAGAUUUAGUUGAAUACUUUAUCAAAUAGUCAAGAUCAUAAAGUACAAAUCAUCGCACUGCUAUGACUUGCUUAACAAUUUUAACAUGAUAAGAAAAGCAAAAUAAUUGAGUUUUAAACAUGCAAUAAAAAUGUGAUCAAUUGAAAUUUAAUUUUGAAAUGAUUCAAUUACUUCAGAGUUUGACAGACACUUAUAAAAGUUCUCCCCUGCUGUUAUGAAAAGAGAAAUUAGACUGUUCGUGUAGAUUCUCAUUCAUCCAGGUCAUGGUUGUCUUGAAGACUCCAAAAAAAGGCAACUGAAGAAGCUUCUUGGAUAAGAGGCGAAACGUCUUCUCAACUCUACACAGUCCAGUUGCCUGUUUUUGGAGUCUUCAUGAAAAUUCGACUGUUGAUUCCUCUUUGACUCUGGCCUUCAUUCAUUGCUCUUCCACUCUUCUAUGGGUGCUGCUGCUUCGUUCGAGCAAAUCAUGAAUCUUUGCUGCUCCCAAAACGUCUUUUUUUCUGCCCUGUAACAUCUAUAGUCAAGGUUUAGUAAAGGCUACAGAUACAAAAGCUUGGCCAGCGUGAAGUAAAUCACAGUCACUGAUGUCAAAGCUGGAAGUUUUGUACAAACUACAAUCCGCUUCGACCUCCUUCAUGCCUUCGCCACCAAGAAAGGACGGUUAUUAUUCACAUGCCAGUAAGAGGUCACUUGACAGGAUAAAGUCAUUUUUAGUGUUUGACAAACUGUUAUUUCUUUAAGCGAGGGCAGUUCUUGAACUUCGCUCUUCUCUCAGUGAAUAAAAUACACAUCAACAUCGGCUGCCUCGCUCUAUCAGAGGAGCAUCUUAUCAACCAUCGAUGUCAGCCGCGCAGUGCUCGCAUCGACUGAGCUUCCGCAGUGAUGGCAUUGAUGCAAGAGAGCACAACACAUGAAUCAACGUGCAGAUUAAUUUAAACACUGAACUCUAUUCUAUGUCCAGUCUGUCUGUGUUUCUCCUCCUCUAACUCAGAGUCCCUCCUGUCUGGCUGCCUUCACAAACUUGCCAAAGCGUGCAUUAAUCACUGAUCCAUGCAGCUGAUAUUCCCACCCACUCGCCAGGAAAUAGAGUGGGAGCAUCAUCUCCCUCAUCCAGGCAGUGUUUAUCUAUAUUAUUACAGCAGCAUCGACUGUGAAGCCUCCCUUUUCUUUCUGUCUUCACAGAAAUCUCCCUACGCGGCGGAAAGAGAUUGAGAAUGGGAUGUUUGUCUUUUUGCCUGGGAGAAAAAACGGAAGCUCUUGAAAAACCCAUUCAGUCUUCCUUUUACAUCCUGUAUGAGGCACUUGAGAAAAAAUGAGAGAUACAUGAUUGAUUUUGCUUCUCGGGGGCAACUUUUCAAACAAUUAUAACAGAAAAAAGCCAGUCGAAGCGGCGGUCUGCUUGGCUUUUAUAAGGUGGACAAUAAUACGACUGAACACUGCAAUUGGAGAGCCAACUUAAGUCAUCAGGUGUAAUGAUGCACACAGUCAUUUAAGAGAUGAUUUCAGUACUUCUGCUUUAAUCAGCUGAGAAGAUUCUCUUUGCAUGAAGAGACUUCUCCCAAAAAUUGCUGCCAUUUAUGUUUUGCCCUGUCCACCGGCGGUGGAGUACUCAGGAUGCUUAAGGGGCAGAGGCAAAAACACUUAAAGGUAUCUGCUGAAAGCCUUGGAAAGCUCGAGUAUUAUCCUAAAGACGCAAAUAAAUAACCCAGUAAAAGCACUACUCCUUCACAUUUUACCCAGGGCAGCCAGACAGCACUUUGUGUACAAUUUAUACACUGAAAGAGCAACCACAGUGUGUUGAAGAGCCCUUCGUUUAUAAUAUAUUCACCUAAGAGCAACCAGUGGGCGCUUUUUUACUUUAUAUCCUGAAAAGUAGACAGAGAACACUUUGUAUACAUCUUAUACUCUUACAGAGAAACUAGAAGGUAGUUCUAGACUCCAGAGGGCACCACUGAAAGAGUAUUAAAAAAAGUUACUCUAUUUACAUUUAACCCGUUGAAGGUGCAGCUAGAGGGCACUUUGUUUACAUUUGCCCACUGAUAGAGUUUCUAGAGGGCACUUUGUUUACAUUUACCGACUGAAAAAGCUUCUAGAGGGUGCUCUGUUUACAUUAACUAACUGUAAGAGUUUCUUGAAGGCACCUUGUUAACAUUUAUCCACUGGAAGAAAAUCUAGAGGGAACUUUGUUUACAUCUACCGACUGAAAGUUUUCAGAGGGCACUUUGUUUAUAUUUACCAACUGAAAGAGUUUCUAAAGGGCACCUUGUUUACAUUUAUCCACUGGAAGAAAAUCUAGAGCACUUUGUUUACAUUUACCCACUGAAAGAGCAUCUAGAGGGCACUUUGUUUACAUUUACCAACUGUUAGAGGGUUAAGGGUGCUUUGUUUACAUUUACCCACUGAAAGAGAUUCAGACGGUGUUUUGUUUUGAUCUAAUUCACCAUAUGAGCUAUAAGAGGGCAGUUUGUUCACAUAUAACCACUAAAAGAGCAUCUAGGGGGCACUUUGUUUACAUUUAAUACACAAGUAAGCAUUUGAAGGACACCAUCUUAACUUUUAUCCUCCAAAAGAGCAUCUAGUGGGCACUUUGUUUACAUUUAAGUUUUUUAAACCAGGGGCACUUUUUUCAUGUUGUUAAAAACAAAACAAAAAAGCACUUUGUUUACUGUUUUACAUGAUUUACUCUGCGAGGGCAAUUAGCAGGGCCUUUUUUUAAGAUGCUUUAUCUUAAGCACUUCUAUUAAAAUAUUUGGACAUCAGGGCACUUCUGCCUUUCCACCCUCUGUGUUCACUACUGUCCACCAGAGUCUUGUCGAGAGGAGACCAUGACUUCUACUAGGACUUUACAUUUAAAGUCUCAGUCUAAAAAUGCUAAAUAUAUCUUUUUUAAUGCACAUUUUCAAGGAACUCUGUGGAUCAUAUUUAUUAUAUCUACAGACGUCGGCUCUUUUGAUUGCAUUAAUUCACUGAAGCUGAUGCAUCCAGAGAACUUGAUUACUGCAUUUGAUAUUUUCUCCACUCAAACUCUUCAUAUUGAUUGCUUUCUUUUCCCCGCUUUAGGAUUGAUUGAGCAGUUCAUCGGGUUCUAUUAAUAGCACAAGUAGAAUAAUCCUUAUGGAGAAUGCAUGCAACUUAAUGAGGAAGGAGCAGCGGUGCCUCUUUUGCAAGCCUCUUUGGAGACUAAAAUAGUCUUAAAUCAUGAGUUGAUGGAUGGGCUUUAUGUUUCAGCCAUUGUGUGUAUAUUUAAACUCCAGCUGGGAGUUUUUAACUGGUCACAUAGCAGACUGAAAUUAACAGUUAUGUCUCUUUAUGACCCAUAAAAGUAAAGAAGAUGGUCAGCAGAGAUCGAGCGGAAAGACAAACUAGAAUCAGGGCCAAGGCAGCACACGUCCAAUUAAUUAAUAUAAUCCACUGUCUGCAGGGGCUCAAUCUCAACCCUCUGUGUCUCUAAUGAACCAGAACACCUAAUCGGAUCCAUACUGAACCCAUAGAGGCAAAUUAAUGCCAACAGAUGGAUCAUGAUGUAUUCAAUAAUCUCAUAUCUGUGUUAUGUUUUGGCGCUUUGAUUUCAGGUUGUGGAUUGAAAAGCUGGUUUUUGAAUAACCCCUCAAAUUUCCACUAAACCGUCUAAUUCUGUAAAAUUACAAGCAGUUUCCUUUUUCUUUGAAAUUAUUACCUGGUGAGAAGUUUAAGUGCAGCUUUUACAGGCUUUUCACCACAAGCAGCAGCAGCCGUAUAUUCGGCCGAAUUCAUUUCCAAACCACAGUAUUGCCUGCAACUUUAAAAAUAGCACAGAAUAAGGAAGUGUUUACAGCAGUGGUUUGGAAGAAGAGUUGCAGGGCACAGGAAGGCUGUACAUAAUCACACCAGGGAACUCGCAGUACAACAGCAAACUUGACUCGGCGACUGCUUUGCGCCGCUGAAGCUGUCGGAGGUGAAAUGCCUUGCCCACAGGUAGCCGGUGAUGGAAGGGAAGAGUCCUUUCAGAUCAUCUCCCUUGACUGCUUUUUUUUCUAUUUGGGGGAUUUUCAUAUUCAAAUGGGUUCUUUUCCGAACUUAGACCUGCUUCCCGCUGCCAAGCACACAAUAGGGUCAGGAUUCUGGGGAAAGGUUGCCUCCCAUGUAAUCCAACAAACAUUCUCAGAUUUGCAUAAAGUUCACCACAAUGCAGUCUCAUCAAAGCAAAAGGUUGUUUUUUUUUUCGUUGUUUUUUUCCUUCCCCUCUGAAAGGAAAGCUCGUGGUAUGUUCUGUGAACGUCUUCUCUUCGGCGAGCAAAGAGGAUAAGAGGCAUAAAGGGAUCAUAGUCAAGAAAGUGCUCUAGACGGGAAUCAAACUCUGCCCCACAUGGGGGAAUUAUAUGUGCGUCUCAGCGUCGGUUACCCUGCGGCUGCUGCUGCGCACUUCUAAUAUUAAUGUCACAAACUGAUCAAAGAGAAAUUUCUCUCUCUUAUGUCUCUCAUCCUCUCUUCCUUCUUCUUUCCCUUCCUCUCUUCUUCAAACAACAGUGUCGGUGCUCAUAUUUUUGCAUGGGUAACAUGCAGGUACAUGCAUCAGACACCUGCGAUACUCCACGGGAUUCUUACACCUACCUGACUCCAAAACAUGAAGAUAUUCCUGCAAUCCUGAUGUUAUUAACCUGCUGGGAAUAAAGUAGACUGUGGGGGUUGUUACUGUGACAUUAGAAUAAAUUUCUCAUCAGAACCUGAAAGGAAGAGAUCCUUUAUAUCCUCUCAGAUCCUAAAGAAAAAAACAUUUUCUUGGUGACUUUCAUCUGCGGAUAGAGUUUCCUCAGUUGUUUGAUUUUUAAAAAAACAAUAAUGAAUAUAAAAUCUGUAGUUUUAUCACAAUCAAGUGUAUGAAAUAGGGAUCUGUGCCUUCAAACUUUAUCAUCCAAACUUUUCCUACUCUUUAUAAAUAAAAAAAAUGAAAUAAAAUUAUAUAAAAACAAACGAAAGAGCAAGUUCAGUUUGUUUUUACUGCAAAAGUUUCAUUUAACAGCUCUACCACUGACUUAAAUAUACCGACGCUAAGUCCAGCCUUAGCGACCGGAGAAAACAGCGUCGAGAGAUUAAGCUAUCAGCAAAACAAAACUGAUUACAAACUGCAAAUCCUCCGAAGAAACAAUCACAUCCUCACACAGACCGCAGGAACACAUAAUCAGGACACAGGGGUGCAAAAUGCAUGACAGCUUCCUCCUUUUCCAUCACGCCAGAACAACAAAACUUCACCGUAAUCCUGCACACCAUAGCUUAAACAAAGAGAGAGAUGACGGUGGAUGUAAUCGUGACCUUAUUGAACCCCACCACCACAAAUAAGCAAAUGGUCAAUUGUUCAUAAUGGCACUGAUUGGCACAGGGGCCUGUCUCUACAUGAGUGCAACACUCUGAUUGUAAAAAACUGCUAUUAAACAGAGCUUAAGUGAAUCGUAAUGAUAGCUAAGUGAGUAACCGUAUUGACUGACUGGUAAUUCUACAUAAUGGCCGUUUGUUUCCCAAGGUAAAUCUCCAGGAAGUGGCUGCAGAGGCGGCCAGAAUGAAAAGAGUCAGUGCAGCAGCCCCAAUAAUAGAUAUUACACGACUAAACAAUGAUGGUAGAACUUCUCAGAUCAGCUGUGGGUCAAGCAUUUUAGGAUGUACUACAACUUUUUGGAUUAUUAUGAUAUGAUAGAAAAAGACACAAUGUGAUACGAUAUGAUACAGCGAUCAGUAUCGAUUAAACACGGCGUUGUGUUCAACUGGUACAGUCUUUAUUUCUUUAUUUUUCGCUUCAAGUACCGUGAAACUGAAAACACAGGAAAAUACACAUCAUGUUUCAACAUGACAAAUUCACACAAAACAGGACUUAAAUAUUUGCAUUUUUAAACACAACUUCACUAUUAAAAAAAACAACCACAAUGAUAACAUUCGAAACAAUUUCUCCCUCCAACAUUAUCAAGACCACGCACGAUCGCAAACAAUAACACGCCACUCACAUUGCUUCCUACCUCUCUUCGCCUACCAAGGGUGCAAAAGCCUCUUGUACUUGACCCCAGACCAACUGCACCCAAUGAUAAGAACAAAAAAGCUCAUCUUUUAAGCCUCUCCUGUUUGUCAUCCAUCUCUGGUGCAGGCCUAAGUCGUACUGGCUGAAUCACUUCCAGUCCCUCCUCUACUGCUCCGAGAACAACCAGUUCGGGUCAUUCUCCGAGGAGCUCCACAGCUGCAGCUGCCGCUUUGACCACACCCCCUGUCAGCUGCCACCACCCUGCAUCGUAGGUGAAGGCUCUGCUUGCGCGGUGUGUGCACCUGACAACCACACCCGCUGUGGGAGCUGCAACCCAGGCUUCGCCCUGACGCAGGGGGCCUGCAGGCCCAUGGUGGCAGACUCGUCGGAAAACUACCUGGGAUUUGAGACGGACCUUCAGGAUUUGGAGCUGGGCUACCUACUGCAGAGAGCCGACCGCAGGCUAGAGGUAUUUUUCUUUUAGCCUUUGUUAAAUCAUGUCAGACUGACCGAGACCUAAGCUGUCUUUCACGGCAGUAGCCUGGGGAGGAUACUCACCUAUGAGAGCUGUGUUGAAUUACAAAGUCUUUCUUUUAUGCUACAGAAAAAACGAAAUGGGUUCGCCAAAUGUUUUUGCUUUUACUGUCUCAAAGCAGUUCAUGGAUCACCAACUGCAUGUGUUUACAAAGGCUGUCUCCUCAGCUUGAGUGUAUUUUACACCAGCAAGGUCUCUGUAAUGCUGGUAUAUUUGUUCGCCUUCGCCUUGUAAUACUGCAUUGAAGUGUAGAAAGUCUUAAUAAUAUUUUAUAUAAAAUCUAAUAAUGAUAUUUGAUGAGCCAAUCAUUGUCAAAACAUUGAUUUCCCUUUAAUUCUUUGUCUUACUUGCCAAAUUGGAGUACUGCUUGAAAACCUGGUCUGGUGAUGCAGCAGACAAAAAGAUCAAGGGUUGAUUAUUGAAUGGCUCUAACUUUAUACUUGAUCAUAAUAGAUAAGUUUAACUACUUACUUUUGUUAUUGAAAAUGGCAGCUUGAUGAAACUCUGACCUGCCCUUGUGGAUGAAGAAUGUAGGGCUGCGUGAUGAAGCAAAAAUAUUUUUCAUGGCUAAGUCACGAUCUUCGAUUUUCCUGUUCAUUUUAAUGAUAAAUGUUUGAUACUUCUUGCACUUAUUUCAAAUUCUGGUUUAGUUUUAAUGGAAUACCAUUCACACAGUUUUCCAAUGAUGUGUUUAAAUUAAAAGAGAAGGAAGUAUGACCCUAAACUAGUCAAGUAACAUUUGAUACAGGAUAAAAACCAUUCAGGCUGAAUCUGCUGUCGUAUUUUAAUCUUUUGCCCCAGGAUCAAAAUCUGUUUUUAAAGCUGGGCUGUUACAAUAUACUGGUAUUGACAGUAUCUUUUUGAAACAAAGAUAUUGAUAUUUUGCUCAUAGCAACUUCAUUGUAAUGUUCCUUUUAUUCUGAGAGAUGAAGAAGAAGAAGCAGCCACUAGUGAGCUAGCGAUAGCAGCCCUCUAAGAGAUGAUUUAGCAUUUUUAAAAACUGGCCUUUCAAGAUUUAUUGACAACCAAAAACAACAUUAGAGGUUGUGCCUCUUUGUGUUACCAAUCAACUGAACAUUUAUACUGUGGAACUGUUUAUUUUUUGAACUGUUUACAUUAAGUCCUCAACUGUGGUGUUAUGUGGCCCUAAUACUCUAUCGCACAUAGCCUACAAUCUACUAGAAGAAAAAAAAAACAGUUUGAGAAUAGAGGAAAUAAAGCAACCAAAACAAAAGACCAAAAAUUUCAAAUUAAAAGCAUGACGAAUAAUUAUUUUGACGCAUUAUCUUCCCCUCAACACUUUCUAUUACCAAUGUGGAUUACUACCAUGUAGCACUUAUUGCAAACUUUAUAUAUAUAUUUCUUGUACUAACUUUCUCCUGCUCUAUGAUGUCACCUCUGCCAACCUCACUGAACAAAUAGUUGAUUUUAUUUUUCUAUUAUCAGAGCUUUGACUUCAUAUUAGCAAUUAAUUUGAAAAAAAAUAUACAUAUGAGACGAUACAAUAUAUCACCAGACAAAAUAUUGUGAUACUAUGCUGUAGCAAUUUUUUUCUCCCACCCCUAUUUGGAUACGCUGUUAUUGGUUUAUUUAAUGGCCAUGAUAUGGUGUGCUAAAUAUGACUCCAUAACUGUCUUCUUGUGAAUGACAAACAAUUAAGAGUGAAAAAGCACCUCAGCUUAGUGUCUACCAUCUUUGCAGCACACUGUGUGUACAUAAUCUAACAUAAGCAGACACAAGAUUUCUUCUUUGUUGUUAUCAGCAAAUGCACCACGAAUCACAAAACACAACAAAACUUUGGAAAUGUAAUGUUGUCACACUGGACUUUAUGUUGCGGUGGAUUCAUUUAAUGGGGCAGAUGUGCCGCUUGUUUCGCUCUGAGGAGCCUGAGGGGUUCUCAGUGUGUGUAAUAUACGAUAUUCCACACCCCCAUUUAAAAGCCUCAAAAACAACAAGUUAAGACCAUGAAUUGCGACAUUUUUUUUGCUGAGUUACAUAAAAAAGUAUGUUCCAUAUCCAACCAAUUACCUAUUUAUACUUUUCCCUAAUUUUCCGUGGCCUGAAGCCUUCCAUUUGUGCUUUAUAGACUGUUGGCUCUAAAACAUAAUUGCACUCCAAUUUUGGAUGUACUAAAUGAACUGGAUGAAAUGUUCUGUCGUGGCACCCCAGUCAUUUUAAUGAGAGUUGUUCAACAGAAACAAAAAAAUGAAGCAGCCUUUAGUUCGGGGCCUAAGGCACAUGCACAUUAAACUGUUUGCUGUGCACAGAAAAUCUUGUUAUUCUAGCUGAAGUUUCUCUGAAGGAUGUGGGACCACGAGUAGUUCUAAACCACCAUGAAUCGACAAAAACACUGAUAUUGUCUUUGUGUCUGUUUGUCUGGCAGGUCCACGCGAUUUUCAUCAGCAAUGACAUGCGACUAAACAGCUGGUUCGACCCGUCGUGGAGGAAGAGGAUGCUGCUGACGCUGAAGAGCAACAAGUACAAGUCCAACAUGGUCCACAUGCUGCUGGGAAUAUCCCUCCAGAUCUGCCUUACCAAGAACAGCACCCUGGAGCCUGCUCUCACGCUUUACAUCAACCCCUUUGGAGGGAGCCACUCAGAGAGCUGGUACAUCCCGGUCAAUGAGAAUAAUUUCCCAGACUGGCAGGCCACCAAGCUGGACCUCCCCUUCGAGUGCUAUAACUGGACUCUGACGCUAGGCAACAAGUGGAAGACCUUCUUUGAGACCAUUCACAUCUAUCUCCGGAGCAGGAUAAAAACUCAAGACGGAGUGAAUGACAGUGCUUACUAUGAGCCUUUAGAAGUGACGGAUCCUGUGAGGAACCUGGGCUACAUGAAGAUCAACAGCAUCCAGGUCUUUGGCUACAGCAUGCACUUUGACCCCGAGGCGAUCCGUGACUUGAUUCUGCAGCUGGACUACCCUUACACCCAAGGAUCCCAGGACACGGCCAUGCUGCAGCUCUUAGAAAUACGCGACCGGGUGAACCGACUGUCCCCUCCCGGUCAGCAGAGAUUGGAUCUGUUUGCCUGUUUGCUGCGGCAUCGGCUCAAACUGACUGCCAGCGAGGUGGUCCGCAUUCACACCUCCUUACAGGCCUUCAGCUCACGCCUGCCCAACUCGAUGGAUUACGAGACCACCAAGCUGUGCAGUUAACAGCUGCUUGAACAGAGAUCGUGACUGCCUCGAGGUGAAGUCCUGGACAAAAGAUUUAAUCGUGCCCAUUGUGAGGCCGAUGCUUACAGCUGUCCUCUGUCUCUGUGGAUUAUCAGACUCGAGCGGUAAAUCAGGAGAGAGGCAGCUGUAGACAGCCGAAGAAUGUACUUAUAUGGUUGUUUUUUGGUUUUUCUGUUUUGUGGCAACUACCUUCAGUGCUCUAUCAUAAAGAAUGAGGCGGAUCGGAGGAGAAAAUGCACAACCGUUCAAAUCACAAACUCUCAAACUCAAAGAAAUUUAUCGUAAGAAUCCAGAAACCACGACAACAAGUUGAACCAUCCUGUUUCAAUAUGAAUCCGCUCAUUUAUACUGUAAGUACCAAUGCAAAACUGAAUGGACAUUUUAUGGUAUAAAAAAAAACAAAAAAACGGUACAGUCUGUUUGUUUGUAAUUUUUAUAUGUUCUUUUGCUUCAGUAUCAGUGCACUUUCCAUGAAGACCAGAAUAAAGUGGUGUCAGUCAAGAUUUUGUAGAUAAAUUGAUAUUAAAACAUUAUGUUAUAACAGAUUA
This is a messenger RNA of Xyrichtys novacula (pearly razorfish), 96128 nucleotides long. The record is from the annotation of a GenBank genome assembly. Lineage: Eukaryota; Metazoa; Chordata; Actinopteri; Labriformes; Labridae.